Messenger RNA from Podarcis lilfordi (Lilford's wall lizard), 94494 nucleotides. The record is from the annotation of a GenBank genome assembly. NCBI's taxonomy places the organism in Eukaryota, Metazoa, Chordata, Lepidosauria, Squamata, Lacertidae.
GCUCUUGAGCCUGGGCAGGAGCGACGUAAAGUGGGUUCUCAGAGUGAGAGAGGGAGAGGGUGGGUCGGCCGGCGGCUGGCUGGCUGGCUGGGGAGAUAGCAAGGCAGACAGAGAGCAGCUGCCCGGGACAUUGAAUGAAAGGGAGAAGACAUGCACUCAUCGGAUGGGAAUUUGCAGCCCUGCAAGGCGGCGCGAGGAGCCGAGGCGCUCGUUUGCUUUCCUAAACAGUGAGUAGCAUUGCCAGGAGGGAGAGAAGGAGGGAGGGAGGGGGGUGAGUAUCAAUCCAUGGCAUCUGCACACGCACCCCAUCAAAUUCCAGCCACUGCCUUUUGCAGAUGUGGCUGCAGCCAAAGUUUUAAUUUGGGGGGGAGGGAGGGUAGUGGUGCUAGUGGUAAUGGUGGUGGUUCCACUCCUUCUGCUACCCAAUGCAGCGAGUUUGGAUGGAGGCAUCUUCUCCCCAGCUCCUCCCUAUGGCCUGUCUGGCUCCCUGCAUCUCACAGGUGAAAUGAACUUCAGUCUUGAGUGGUGAUCAAGCCUGUCUGGUCCUCUUCUCUCCCCCCCCCCCUUCCCCAUCUCUUUCCCCCUGUUUUUCAUCUGUAAAUGCUUUCAAGAAGCAGAAGGGCAAGCCCGACCUCUCACCCAGCAUGAAGAGGUGCAAAUCGGAUGAGCUGCAGCAAUCAGACGAAGACUCUGCUGGGGCUGAAGAUGCCCCUGUCCUGUCCACCAUGGAUGCCAAGGCUGGGGAUUCAGCUGCCGCCCUGUCAGAUUUGGCUGCCUCCAAUCCAAACCCUCCACCCCAUCCUGUUACCCGGAGUAAGCCUCCUGAUUUAAAGGUAAGCUUUGGUAGGUCUAUCUCCCUUUUGAAAGAAAAAGAAAAGAAGGCAUAUUUUCAUUUGUUUUGUUUUAUUGCUGCUUGGAAUGCACAUUCCAGUUUCCAACUGGCAGAUGUUUAAAUUAUUGACAGCUGCAAAAAUAUUACAGGUGCCGCAUUUAUGAGCUGUCUUUUUGAAGGCAUGUCUGUCAACCCAAUGUUUACCAAAUGGUAACACUAGCCAACUUGCCUGGCAAGUUCCUGGUGUGAGAAUUCCUUACACUCAUAUAAAUAAUAUUGGUCCACCUUUAAGUCAUCUUUGCCAUGUUCCUGUUAUACAGAUAAUUUUUUUGUAAUGCAUCCCAGCACUGGUGCAGACAGUGUUGAUUCAAUCAGAUUCAAUGAUUUUUUUGAACACCUGUGUUGCACAAUCAUUUUUAUUAUAAAUGUAUUUGGACUCCAGGCCUAGAAGUGAGUCCUGUCAAAUUCAGUUGGACUUACUCUUUGGUUGACAUAUUGUGCUCUUAAUAGUAUCUAGAACAUUUGAUUGCGCUCUUAAUAGUAUCUAGUUUCAGAUUUUGCCCAGUGGCUGUUCCAUAAGAACAUUUGUUCUCUGUGUGUGUCAAUUUAUGCCCAGUUGUAUGCCGGUGGCAUAAUGCUGUGAGGUGUCUUAACAGCCAAUAGCAUAACAGAGACAUUUCAUAUGUUUAUUUCUUUGCCAAAAUGGUUCAGGCAUGCAGCUUCGUCUCAGGCUUGCUAGAAGCCAAGUGUGAAUGUCAGGAAAUCGUUCAUUCUGUUAUAAUGGUUGUAUCUUGUUCUUUGGUUUCUCCCCAACCUUUAAUAUUGUACGUGGUCACAGGUAGGAUGCUGGAUCUUAAUGGGCCAUUGGGGUGAACCAACACAUAUAUAUCCAUUGCACGAUACAAUUCAAAGCUUCCUUUUCCCUUACAAUGUAGCCAUGUAAAUCUUUAUGUGGUUGCAAAAUGCGUCUGAAGAAAUCUUUAUCAGUGAUAAAAUAGAACUUUUAUACACAGCUAUGACACAGACACAUUAUGCAAAACAGCUCUUCUGAGCAGUACUAUGCGUUAAGGGUUGUGUGAUGAGUAUAAUCUGUAUGAAUGGUUUAUUGGCUUGCGGUUCAGGAAUUUCCCAGCAUUCACAGCUGCCUCCUCGUGUGUGUGCUGUUGAGUCACUUUGCUUCUGUAAAAAUAGAGUGAUAUUUAUUAACCUGUUUGGUAAAGCAGUUUUAAGUGUAUAGACAAAGAGUGCAAAAGGUUACACUCAAGUGGAAGUUCUAAUACUAUGUUUUUGUAGACUUCUACAUAGUGAUUUAGUCACCUUUGGAAAGUAAGACUCCCUUCCAGAUGACCAAGCAGGAAAAAUGCAUUUAUAUAGUGGAAGGAAAUUGUUCCUGUUGCUUUUUGAUUUGGUCACUAUUAUGUCACAAUGUUAGGCAACCUUCACCAGCCAGGCAACCUGCAAAUAUUUUGGACUACCUAUGUUGACUGGUGUUUAUGAGAGUUGUAGUCCAAAACAUCUGGAAGGCAUUGGUGAAGGCUGAUCUUAGAUAUGCUUGUGAUAUCUGUGGACUUUUUUUCUAAAAUUGCAUGGUAGCAAGCUCCUUUUCGCUUGACCUCAACAGGAGAUCCUUGCUGCUGUUCUAAUAGAAAUAAUUCUGCAGAGGCAGCUUGGAAGGCAAUAGGAAGAAUUGCUUAUUUAUUUAGUUAUCAAAUGUAAACACUGCUUAAUAGAAAAAGUAGUCUUCAAGUUGUUCACUUAAAAUAUAACUUUCAAAAAUCAACAGAAAUGCAUAUAAAUAUACAACAUUCGAAUAAAACUUUUAAGUAGCUGACUAAAACUAUAUCUCAUAGGUAAAACUAAACUGUGCAUAAAAAGUAGAAAGUUCCAAAAUUAGGUAACAAAGUCCAGGAAAGUUUGGGUAAACAUAUUUGUAUUUAAAAAACAUUUAAAACUAGUUACUGCUGCCUCUGGAGAAAGUGUGAGUGCAACCACUGAGAAAGCCCUCUUCCAUGUUGUCACCAGGUGACAAUCUGCUGGUUGUAGAACAACCAGCAGGGUUUCCUUGGAGACACUUAAAUUUUGACUUGGUCUGUACCAGGGAAAACAGUUUGCUAAGCCCACUGAUCCCAAAUCAUUUAGGGCUUUAAAAUGUCAGCAGCAAAAUCAUGAACCUGAUAGCUAAUAGCCAGCCAGGGCAGACCUUGCAUCGCUGUUGUAACACGUGCAGAGGUGAAUUCCCCCUUGAGCCUUCUAGCAGCUACAUUUUGCACUAGCUGCAGCUUCCAAAUUGGAUGCAAGGGCAGAACACCUGCUUUGAGUGCAGAAAGCCCCUGGUUCAGUUCCUUGCACCUGCAGUUAAAAGGAUCAAGCAGCAGGUAAUGGGAAAGGCCUCUCUCCCGGAGACCCUAGAGAGCCACUGCCAGCCAGAGCUGUGGACAGGAGGGGCAAAUAGAUUGACCUGUACAAUGUCAGCCAUGCUUAAUGUACAACCACACUUACCAUAGUUUGCGUCAGUGUAAUUUGCCUUGUGUUCGCCUGAUCAGUAGAGGCCUCUCUUACUAUUGAGGCUGCAGCAGCUGAAGCAAUUUGGCUACAGUGGGUCUUUGUUGAGCAUGCUGAAGCAGGACUUAGUGCCCUGAACAUAACCUGUUGAAUACACAGUAGUAACCCAUUGCAGCAGCCACUAAGGAGAUCAGCAAGGAAUGUUCAUCUCCUCUGAUAGGAUUAAACACAUUUACAGUCAGAAAAUGGCCCCUGCUCACUCCCCUGGGAUGCUUUUUCUUUGGCUGUACUAAGACCAGAGAGCAAGAGCAUCCACAGGUGAUGGAAUAUAUAGAUUAGAGUGCGCCGCUGUAGAGGAGGCUAUUUAGUAAGUUCCACUGCAGACCUUUUAUUGCUUCUUGGAAUGGGAGAGGCACAAAUGGCAUUUUAGGGAGUAUCAGGAAAUUUCAAAUAGUCGUGUGCUAGACAUAAUGUACUAGGAAGAGCAGUGGCAUCAAAGAAAAACAAAAGGAACAAUUUCCUUCCAAUUCCAGUAUUUAACUGGAACACGGAACAAACAAUGACCAGAAGGGAUAUGGAAUGCUAAUUAUUUAUUAUCCCUUUUUCUUGAAAAGAACAAGAUAAGAGACCAAAAUGGGUGUGCUUUUUCAGAAACCCAUUAUAUUCUAAUGCAUGAAAAAAUGUUCUCCUCCAUUGAUAACAUAAUGGUCAGUAAUAACAAUUAGCGCUUAGCAAUAAUUGCACUUAGUAUGUGUGGUGUUUUCCUUUUCCUUUCUUUUUUUUGCCAUGCGUUGCAAAAAUGAAGAAGCAUCUGGGUUCUCCAUUUUAUAGUAUGAAACAAUAAUGUAGUGAAGCAGGAAACACAGAUGGCUAUAACUCAUUGUCUUCAGAAGAACUGUGUUAGUUUACACAAGCUAAAAAGUAGAGCUGAAUUACCAAAAGCGCAGCCGUUCACAACCCAGGCCCGAUUUUUAACAUCAGGGUAGCCAAUCUAUUAAUGACUGAAUAUUGAUUAUAUUUGAUUUUGCAAUUUUUCAUAAUUUCAUGGUUCAAAUGCCUGAUAAAACUAAAAAGGGAUGCUGUUUGCAUUUUUAUUGCAUUUUUAUUUCAAGCAAACAUAAAGCAAUAAACAAGCAAUAUAUUUUACAAUACAGAGCAGAGUAAGAAAAGCAAAGACAUAUGUAAAUAUAACAAUAAUAAUAAAUAAUUAUCUCCCUGGCUGAGACUGGGGUUAUAUGUCGUAACCCAAAUACUCGAAUACACUGGAAGAACGGGUUGGUUAUAUUCUGUUUUGUUUGUAUAAGAGAAAGAACCAUACUGUAUUGUGAAAAAUGCAUCAUGUGUGCUUUGUCCUCUGGCUACCUUAAAUUCGUGUUACUCCUCACCCCCCCAAUAGGGUUAAGUGUCAUACUUUACUAUACAAAAAAGAAAGAUUGCAGAAAUUAAAAGUUUUCCAAAAUGUAAUACUGGUAGCAGAGGACCUACCAAGAAUUGUGUGAUGAGUUCCUGAUUUGUAAUAUUUAAAAACAUUUUAGAAAGGUAGCUAUGGAGAUAAUGGGACCAGCUGAGCAGUAAUGAGAACAAUUUCAGCAAAACCUGUCAUCCCCCAAAUUUGGGGCAGUUUCACCACAGGUGUUGAUAGGAGACUAUAAUUCCACACCCCUUCUAACGCAGAAGGGACAAAUCUCGCACACAAAAGAGAACUGUCUUGACAUUUUGGAACUCUGUCUUUUGAUAUCAAGCAAGUACCUUCACUGUAUUUUCUUCCUGCUGAAAACAUUAUUGUUUAGACAACCCUACCCAGAUGCUCACAAAGUUGUAAAUUUUAAUCUGUUUUAUGAUUUUAACUAUUUGCCUCUUUUAAAGUAUUGUUCAAAAGUUUUUUUGUUUUGUUUUAUCUUUUUGUAUACUUUGUUGAGGUUUUGGUUUACAGUCAAUUUUAUGAAAUAAAUAAAUUAAGUACCAGCCAUGGACCAACUUCAAAUACAGCUUCCUAGUUUGCACAGAUAAGGACUUGAAGGUACCGAUAGCUUUGGACUAGUUUUUCCUCCAAGUUUCAUCAUUGGUUACCAUAUCCUAAUUCUGCUCUCACCAAGUUUAUUGAGCCAGAUUGCACUUAAAUGAAGCCAGGGGCAUACUUUGGUAUUUCACUUUUCAGCGGCGCUCUGUGUGAGGCCAAAAUUCAGCACUCCCCCCACCCCUCACCUUCUGUUUUGCUCAGUUCACUGCGUCAGAGUUGCAGCCCCGUGCAGUGCACCGUAGGCUUGGCAGUGGAACCAGUAGUGCUGCCCUAAAACCUCCUGAGGAAGCUUCAAGCAAGAUUUUGUAUAUAGUUGAAAUGAAUCCUUGAACCAAACCAAAAAUAGACAUUAUAAAGCAGCCAGUUAUCACCAGUAGUCUCCUUUCUAUAGCUUCAAGAGCAGACAAAUGCAAAAUGCCUUUUUAAUGCUUUAUUCUCUCCUAUGUUAAUACAACUCUUAUAAUCGAUACUUCACUAAGUACUAAGCACAGAACUUAUUCCAAUAAUCUAAUACCUUGAGUGAAUAGUUGGUAUACUAUCCCAGCGCAGCAUCAAUCUUAGUAAUUGGUUGAUAAACCAGUUAGUAGGUAGGAAUGUUACCAAGGCAGGAGAUACAGUGCUUGGAUUGGAUGUAGUCCCUUUUUACAUGUGUGAUAUGUGUAUCCUAAAGAUUUAUCACUGGACCUUUGUAUGAUUUUUCUCAGAAUUACUUUCCUGGGCAGAUAUCAUCAUCAUCAUCAUCAAAUUUUUAUAUAAAUUUGAAGUUUCCGAACUUGAGAUAUUGGAUAACUACUGCCCAGUUGUGAAUGUUCCUUUCUUAGGAAAGGUAAUAGAGAGGAUGGUGAAUGGCCAGCUGAAUGCAUGUCUGUAUGAAGCCAAUCAUCUCGACUCAUUUCCAUCUGGUUUGAGGCUUGAAUUUGAUACUGAAACAGCCUUGGAUGGCCUUAUUGAUUAACUUUAUUGAGAGGCAGGAGGAAUGCUACCCUGUUGAUUCUCCUAGACCAGCUUGGUGACUUUUAAUACCAUUCACUAUGGUAUCCAUCUGGAGGGGCUCAGUUGAUUGGGACAUUGGGCAGGGGGGUGGGCAAGUUUCGGUGGUUUGACUCCUACCUCCAAGACUUCAACCAGAGGGUGCAUUGUGGGACUUCUGCUCUGUCCCCCUGUGUCCCACAGGGUUCCAUCUUGUUGCCCAUGUUAUUUAUCAUCUAUUUCAGGGGUUCUCAAACUGCAGCCCAUAGAUCACCAGUGGUCCAAGAGCUUCACUCAGGUGGUCCAUGUCUGUAGAUUUGUGGUUGAAGAUGGGAGGGAGCACAUCCAUUCCACUGAAUAUCCAUAUUGGUUUUUAAUUAAUUCAAACCGUAAUACAAUAUAAGAAAUAAAAGAAGCAAUAAGAAUACACUUAAAAACCGUGCAGCAUUUAGCAUGGUGGAUUACAAAUGCUACCAUAGGCAGGAAAAUUGUUAAGUGGUUAUUCAGCAACUUUCAAGUGGUCUGAGGGGGGGAGUUUGGGAACCACUUGGAUCAGAAUAGGUAACAGUGGGAAAGAAUGGAAAGAAGUCUGACACACAGCUGUUUAAAACUUUGUAACAGGGAUGGAGAAACUAUGCCUCUCCAGAUGUUGUUCAGCUCCAAUCAGCCAGAAUAGCCAAAGGUCAAUGAUGAUGGUGAUUGUAUUCCAGCAACAUUUGGAGGGCCAUAGGUUCCCCAUGCCUGUUUUACAACUCACAGUGAUGACAGUGAACAAGUAAGUCUGCAUUCCUACUUUCUGCCGCAAGUUGUAGUUUGCAUUUUGAGAUGCGUGUGCUGCAGAAGUGGACAGGACUGACAAGUCUCCCUCCAUGCAGCCAGCUCCAGGGGGUGGCAGGAUCAGGCAUUUGCCAAAACCUCAUGACCAGCAAAGCACUUAAAAUCCACAUGUCAGCAUUCAAGAGGUGCAUAGGUCUGCUUUCAGCGUAUUAAACUUUGCACUGGAAAGCAGAAGCAUGGGACUAUUCAUGCAUCCAUUUUCUCCAAAAGUGGAAUCCCACGAAGACUCAUUCAUACAACUCCUUUUGUUAAAAUCUGCCCAGGGUGCCCUUUUAACUGACAUAUUGGGAAGUGAACCUGAACCUUCAUUCAUAGACCUCUCUAUUUCAGCAUUGUAUCAAUAGCCCCACAUUCACCUCCUUGGUUCAAGCUGGGUUUGAUCUGUUAAUUUAAUAAGAAAGGUGCUGUUGUAAAAAUACACACCCUCUUUGUUGCAGAACAUUCAGACUUUAAUGUUCUGCUGGAUCCUUAGCAGGAAAGAAUCUGUUCUGUGAUUGGGAAGGAGAGAGUGCAGGGUUGCGUACAUACCUUUAUCCAAAUAAAAGUUCAAAUCAUCUGGUGAUGAGCAAGCCUUUUAGAGCAGAAGUAGACUAGGAAAAAGUCCUGGCAAGACACAACAGCAGAUGGAUGACCUAAUUCUGCCGAAGAUUGGAUGGGCAGCAGUUAUAAGCUCAGCAACAGGAUGCCUGCGUUCAUAAUAAAUUCAGUAUCAUAAAUAAAUGCACACCCCUUCACUUUACUAAAGGGAGAGUUGAAAGUCCUAUGGAGAAUUGGUUUCUAACUGCUGGCCAAGCUUUUACUGAUCUGCUAUCAAUAUGAUUUUUUGGCAACCUCCCAGAUGUAGUGACAUAUCCCAGUUUUCCCCAGUAGCAUCUUCCAGAGAUUAAAAACACAUUGCUAAUAGCAGGCCACAAGUUCAUUUGGGAUUUCUGCAACUAAAAAUAUGCACCUUGCAGAAUCCUUAGAGUGAAGAGCUGGGCAUGAAGCACUGAGUGAUUCCACAAAGUGAACCUUUGUUGCCAGCUUGAGGCAAGGUGCUUCUAGAAAGCAAACAAAUAUCCCCAUUUUUACAUGCCUGCUAAUUUUGCUAGGGGCGGGGAUAGUUUAAAGAAAAGAUGGAGGACUGUUUUCCUAUGAAGGUCCAUUAACUCAUUGGCAAAGGCAACCAGGAGUUGGAACUGCAGGUGGGCACACAUCUGAUGGAGAGUGGAGUGGCAGCCAAAAGUAGUAGAAGUGCACAAUAUUGCAUCACUCUCUCUGUUAUCCCUUGAUCUUCCUCUGUGUCACCCCAUCUCUCUCUGCUUCCUCACCCCCUUCCAUUACUCUGAAGAGCUGGAUGAUGCUAUGGGUUGCAUGAUGUUUGGUUGUGGGCUGCAGGCUCCCUACCACACUAUGCUGACAUAGCAGCCCCUGUGUCUCUGUAACCUUGUGUUUCCUUCUGUUAUGGUCCUCCUUCCUCUUGGCUGCUGCCCAGUGGCAGUGGCCAUCUUAAUUUUCAUAUGAAGCUGCCUUAUACCAGGCCAGACUAUCCAUCUAUCCAGCCCAGCACUGUCUCCUCUGGCCACCAGCAUCAUUCCCCCAGCAUCUCACACCAGAGCCUUUCUUGCCACCUGCUAUCUGAUCUGCUUGAAUAGGAAAUGCCAGAGGUUGUACAUGGGACCAUCUGCAGUAGCAGCUGGCGGGGUGGCACAGGUUGGGACCCAAUGCUCUCCUCACUUCCAAUGGUCAUAAAUAGAGUUGUAUUCCAGAAACAUCUGGAGGGAGACUGAUUCCCUACCUCUGCCUUAUGCAGUCACUGCCCAAACUCUAGCACACCAACCAUCACUGAAUUUUUUCUUUAUAAAGAUUUAGUGCAGUCUUCUGAGUGAAAACUUAGUAAAUGACAGCCUUGGGUCUCAUUUUUCUUUUCCUUGUGUUUACAGGCAUUCUGUCUUUGUAAUAAAUGAAGACCUGAAUGUUUUAAGCUAGCAGAUUUGUGUGUGUGUGUGUUUUGGGUGUAUUCUUCUCUUGCACAUUUUGCUGAGUGUAACAGAAUAUAAUUUAGUCCUUGGUGAAGUGCAAGUCAGGCUCCUUCCAAGCCCAGAGUGAGAACAGCGUUGCUUUCUUUAUCUAAGCGUGACUGUGUAUAGGUCCUGUUCUUUUACAUAACCAUGAAUGUUUUGCAUUGUAAGGUGCUGUCAUAAUUCUUUGCAUGCUGAGCGCUUAAACUUUGUGCUGGGAAAAUCUCCCCUGCAGUUAAAUCAUGGGCUCAGACAACACUCCAGCUUAGUAGCAGUAUAGCUGUUCAUCCUGUUUCCUGACACUGUUGAGGUGGGAACUGAGAGCCACGUUAGACAGGAUGCUAAAUGCACCAUUAGCAAGUCCCAUUGGUACCAGUUGAAGCUGGGCCUAAUAGAAGCAUUGGCGAGCGGGGAUGGGAUUUUUGUUGGGAUGAGGUGAAGCAGGAUGUCAUGCUGCAGGAAAUACUAGGUGCUAGGGUGCCAAUUGCAGGAGAUAUGAACCUUCCCCAAAGGACUCACCAAUGAGGGCAGGGUUGCAGAUGCAGUAUGUUUCAAACACAUUAAGCUCAAACACAGAGAAUUAGUCUAGGUUCAAACAUGACAGAAUCAUGCAAGAGUCCAAUGUCAACAUCACAGGAAGUUCAAGCAAGGUUCAACACUGCAUAGUAGAAAGACUAGAAUCAGGAACUAGGAGCCAAAGAACAAGGAUCCACAAAUGUGUUGCUACUCCUUGACCUGGAGCCAAAGCUUUUUAACAUAAUUACAUAUAUAAGUAUUUUGUUUUGCACCCCACAAGAAGCCCAACUUCCACUUGGAAACAAAAGUAGCAAGUUUCUAGUCUUCUUGUUGCAGCAAUAAUCAUUGGUAAAAACUAAAAUGCUGAAGGGCUUGCAGUGGACUAAAAGGGAACUCAAUGUAUCAUUAUGCAUUUUCAGUUUCCACAAAGAUUUUGCAGAAGCUGACUUAACCUUUUUCACAUUUGAGUGGUUUGAUUUUGAAAUAGAAUGUUGCAGAAAUGCAGUCUUUUCACCAUCUGCAAUUUGGCAUCUGCCAUGUUGGUUAAAAUAAUGUGCAGGUUAUGUUAAUUAUCAGCAGUCCAUCAACUUGCAAAUAUAUUGUGAAUUUGUCACAAAUGUGCGAACAAAUUUCCUAGCCUUGCUUUGUGAAAAUAGGUGAUCUCCUUUCCCUGCUCCACUGUGCACUUCAAAACCUGAAGGGAUAGCAAAGGAAAAUCACCCCCAGAAUGGUACUUGGAUAGCUCUAAAUUAAAAUGCAGUAUUGAAUACCUAUAGUUAACUGUGUUCAGCUCAGUUUUAAAACCAUUUACCGUCUUUGUCUCUGGCACCAUUCUGGAGAGACUGUUUCAGGGUUCGACGUCUCUGAAGAUUAGAAGCCUACUUCUGUCAGGAGACAUUAACGUCUCGCCUUGUGGGAUAGCUGGAGUGGGUGGAUGUGACAUUUGCCCUUUUUUACCCGUGAAGAUUAGUAUGUCCAGUGUCAGAGCUCUUGCAUAGUAUGCUUGAAAUGUGUGUCCUGCGGGAGAAUAAGCUAUUGCCUUUCAGUCUUAGAAGGUCAUUGUCAAGGUGAGCCAAGUCCCCUAUGGGUUACCUGAAUAUAUUUGCUGUCAGGCAGCAUGAACAGUACCAGCUUGGGCUCUGGAAUGACAUGAUUAGUGACCGCCCUGUAAAAUCAUUUAUCAGCCACUGUCUGGUUUGCUACUGUGCGUUUCAGUCCUUUUCUUGCAUGCUCAAACAUUUGGUGCAUGGAGUGUUGUGCUCUAUAACUUAUGCUAAAUGUUAACUUUAUCAUUAUGCCGCCCUUAUGAUAACACAGUGUUUGUAAGUGGACCCUUUGCAACACUUUAUGCUUGCUGGCAACUCUUUCUUCUUGCCUCCUGCACUUGUUGUGGUGCUCACACAGAAUUGUGCCAUAAUCACAAUUAUGAUACUGUGUUGUACCGGAUGCUAGUUUGAUGGUCUUUUAUAUUCAUGUUAUGGUUUAAUAUUUUACUACACCCUGCCUUGGGGUCACUUAUGUGAGAUCACAUGGGCAAAAAUUACAUUUCAUAAAUAAUCCUUAAAUAAUACUUUGCUAAACCUGUAUGUGGGAUUUCGAGACAUGUAAAUGUUCAGUGAUGUUUAAUAACCUUUCAGGGGGAAUAGCACAUGGAUCUUGAAGAACCAGUUUUUCCAAGUGGAUUUGUGUGAGUUAAACAAGUAAAUUAAUUAGAUAUAAAGGUCACAAUUCCUCAGGACUUCAGAUGGCAGUUGUGUGCAGUUUCUUUCAUUUCUGUUUGAGGUGACAUUUAAGGAGGAUAAAGGAAGGCAUGCAUGCGAGCGCAGACACACGCACCAUUUCAGGUCACAUUUGAUUUUGCUUCAAGAACUGUGGCCAACCUCAUACUGGUUAUAAACUGUUCAGUUGGCCUGAAGUCUGGCUUAAAGAAAGAGAAUCACUGCAGGGAGAGCGAACAGGGGCCCUGAAGUUCCCCAUCUACAGUGAGCACAUGGAGGGCCAACUGAGCAAGCACACAGGUCAUUUGCUCACAGUCUACCCCACUAUGGUGAAAUGUAUUGCAUUACUGUUUAGAUUGUAGUGUUUGUUGCAUCUAGGCAUAUAAAUUAGCAUAUGGAAAUUUUAUUCAGAUCUAUGUCCUCUUUUUUGAUUAUUCAUUUCUUCUUUUUUUGGUGAUGUGUAAGAGACGCAGGUGGUGCUGUGGGUUAAACCACAGAGCCUAGGACUUGCCGAUCAGAAGGUCGGCGGUUCGAAUUCCUGCGACGGGGUGAGCUCCUGUUGCUCGGCCCCUGCUCCUGCCAACCUAGCAGUUCGAAAGCACAUCAAAGUGCAAGUAGAUAAAUAGAUACCGCUCUGGCGGGAAGGUAAACAAUGUUUCCAUGCGCUGCUCUGGUUCGCCAGAAGUGGCUUAGUCAUGCUGGCCACAUAACCCGGAAGCUGUACGCUGGCUCCCUCGGCCAAUAAAGUGAGAUGAGCCCCAGAGUCGGUCAUGACUGGACCUAAUGGUCAGCGGUCCCUUUACCAUAUUAAGUGCAUCACACUGGUCCAAAGCAGGCACCAGCGUGUAGACUUCAAGCCAAAUGGAGGAGUUAACCAUGAGAAGCAAAAUAACCGACAAGAGAACAUACAAACUGGGAUAGGCUUGUCAUUCCUAGCUGGUGGUGCUACACAUCCUUCUUCACAUUGAAUUACGUGGACAGUUGUUUUGUGUAUGUGUGCUUUCAUGGUUCUGCAGCUUGCAGCUAUGGUGCAGUGCCUCUCUACCCUCCAGAGGAGAUUUGAGUGAGGUGUAGGGGGCAUGCAGCGGGAGGAGAAGGGGGGAGCCCUGUUGUGAAGGCUAGAGCCCUUUCCCUGGCGGAAUGGGUUUGCUGAAUAAGAUAAUAUUCUCAGACUGCAUUUGUAACACAGAUGAAUCUGUUCCCUCUUCUGCAGCAUAACUUCACUUCAGCUUCUGUCUGUCUGUCCUGGAUUUGAGCAACAGUCAUUCUAUGCCAGCCAUCUGCCAUUUGCAAAGCAAAUGUUGGAUGAUUCCAAUAAUAAUAAUAAUAAUACUUCAACAGUGAGUGCCCAAAUGACAUCACCUGUGCACAAAAAGGAGGUAUCAGUAGGUUCAGGGGGGGAAACAAGGGAGUACCCCCCCGUCCCAAAGCCCAAUGAGAAUUUAUUGUGUUCAGGGGGCACAGAAUGCUAAUGCUAUCUGUUGGGGAGAGAGCCGGAAAACUCAGUUGUUGGUGUAAUGGAGUAUCCUGGAAGAAGAUGAGGACAUGGCUGGCUGGCUGGCACUUUGAACAGGAGCACUCCACAAUGAAACAUAUUGUGACCGGUCCCACUUGUCUUGACUAAGUUCCAUUGGAAGCAGUGGGUCUUGAGUUAGUUGCAACUGUCACAUUGGGUUCCAUGGGACUUAUCUAGGACUCACGUUAGCUACAUUUGGGCCCAGUGUGGUAUAGUGGUUAAAGUGCUGGACUAGAAGUUGGGAGAACAGGGUUCAAAUCUCCACCCAGUCAUGAAGCUUGCUGUGUGACUUUGGACCAACCACAAUCUCUACUUCUAUCUCUACUGAUCUACCUCAUAGGGUUGUUGUUGAGAUAAAAAAAAGGGGGGAAAGGACAGCUUUGGGGUGAAAGAUGGGUUUUUAAUUUAAUAAAUAAAUAUAUAUAUAUAUAUAUAUAUAUAUAUAUAUAUAUAUAUCAUUUUUUUCCAACCAAGACUCUCGUUUGUACAGGAACGGCAAAGUUCUUUUACCUUUAAGUUAUGGGGAAGGGGCUUACUGAAACACAGUGGUUUUUUUGAACUGAAGGUUGUAUCUAUGGCCGGAAUCUUUCUUUUGAUGUGGUAAUUACCCAGAACAAACACCACCACCAUCAUCUUUAUCAUUAUUUACCAAUGUUGGUUUUAUGUCAUAAAUACAGUAUUUUGUUUGUCUGCCCCCCAGUGGUAAAAAUCAGUAUUUACUAGGUUGGGUCAAAUUCUGCCUUUUGAAUUUUUCUGCUUUGCCAUUAUAAUUAUUUGCUGUUAUUACAUGAGAGUGUACACACAUAAACCAUGAAAUUGCUGCCAUAAGAUCACUUCACGGUGUCUUUACCAUGUCAAAAGUUAUCAUGAGUUUUGGCCUCAGUACCUUGAGAGCAAGCCCUGCAAGCUGUUCCAAUAAAAACACAUUUAAAUAUGUACCUUGAAGUCCAUUUUACAAUUAUUAUUUUUAAUUAGGUCAGUUGUUUAGCCAGAACAAUAGAUGAGAUUAUCCAAAGGGAUGGAAGGUUUAGGUGUCUGCCUCUACAUAUAUGUAAAAUAUCUCUGUAUAUAUGUGCAAUAUUCGGAAACAGACUCCUACACUUUUGUCACUAGCAGUGUGCAUUGGUAAUUUGUCUAAGUUUUUCAUUUGCAUUGUUUGGAAAAUGAGUCACGUUUCAUGCUUUGAAGGCUGUUAUUGACUCACUCAGGUUAAGAUUGGCAAGUUAAUACAACCAUGAUUGAAUAGGAUGCAGUUUUAUUAUAUAUCAAGGCUUGGGGUUAAUUAUAUUAACACAAAAAGUGCUGUGCUAGAUCAGGUCAAAAGCCUAUCUAGUCCAGCCCUCUGUUCUCACAGUGGCUAAACAGAUGCCUCUGGGAGGCCCAUAAGUAAGUUCCUUGUGCAAUAGCACUCUUGCCACAUGAGAUUCAGAGGCAUACUAUCAUUAUCAUGUCCUCCUCGUAAUGUGUGGCAUGUAAUUAUUGUUUUGAGGUUACGGGUGGUGGUUUUUAUUUUAUUUUAAAUCAUUGCUUUAAUUAGGUUGCAUACAACGAAGUCAUUGCACUCGCAAAGCAACUUUAGGAUCAUGCACUUGGACUUCCUCUUACUCUCCUCCCCACUACUACUCUAAAUCUGUUCCAUUCAUGCAGUGACUGUAUUAGAUUCAACCAAUGGUAUUGCACUUUUGUAUGUUCUGGUGAAGAGCAGGUCUUUUAUUUAUUUCUAUACCUAUUACGGUACAUUUCUAUUCCCACCUUUCCUUCAAGGAGCUUCAGGGUGACCAUGCAUGACUUUCUCCCUCCCCAUUUUAUCCUUACAACCACCCUGUAAAUUAAAUUAUGCUGAGAGGCAAUGACUGGCCCAAGGUCACCCAGUGAGUUUCGUGGUUGAGUGGGGAUUUGAACCCUGAUCUCCCAGAUCCUAGUCCAACACCUUAGCCACCACACCAGUGGAACCAAUCGACAGGUUCUGGUGCUUCUCUGCUGAUCUCCCAGACUCUCUAGGUUCAGAAGCAGUAUGCUACUAAAUAUCAGUUGCUGGGAACUAACAGCAGGGGAGGCCUGCUGCCUUCGUGGUCUACUUAUGAGCUUCCGAGUAAUAAUUAGUUGGCCACUUUGGGAAGCAGUAGGAUGACCACUCAUGCUUGUCAAACAAACAGACAAAAACAGAGAAAGGAAAAAAGAGGUCACAGAUCUGCAUACAAUCCCCUAUCCUAAUUUAUAAAAGGUAAAGGGACCCCUGACCAUUAGGUCCAGUCACGGACAACUCUGGGGUUGGGGCGCUCAUCUCGCUCUAUAGGCCGAGGGAGCCGGUGUUUGUCCGCAGACAGCUUCCGGGUCAUGUGGCCAGCAUGACUAAGCCGCUUCUGGCGAACCAGAGUAGCACAUGGAAACGCCGUUUACCUUCCUGCCAGAGUGGUACCUAUUUAUCUACUUGCACUUUGACGUGCUUUCGAACUGCUAGGUUGGCAGGAAGGUAAAGGGACCCCUGACCAUUAGGUCCAGUCGUGACCGACUCUGGGGUUGCGCAAAAACAGAGAAAGGAAAGAAGAGGUCACAGAUCUGCAUACAAUCCCCUACCCUAAUUUAUAUGUAUGUGCAAAUGUGGAAAAAAUGGCCAUCGUUUAAACAGAAAUACUAUAUAUCUCAGGGUUGUGGGUUCGAGUCCCACAUUGGGCAAAAAGAUUCUUGCACUGCAGGGGGUUGGACUAGAUGGCCCUUGGGAUCCUUUCCAACUCUACAGUUCUAUGAUUGGAUAUCUCACUAUGGUAGAGAAGACUAAAGCCAGUGCCUACUCAGUUUUGCUAUCCAUGUGUUGUCAGUGAGCAGCUUCAAGGCUCCUGCUCCUCUCUCUUUUUAUGGAGGAAGAUAACUGGACUUUGGGUGCAUGUGAAUCUGGCGCUAGUUUUCCUGAUUAUAAUGCUAGGACUUAUGUCCUAUUUUCUGACGUCCCUUUCACACUGCAGUACCUGUUAUGCUAUGGAAGUGGGGUUUUUUUUGACUGACAUGUUGCCCUAUAUUUUGUUCAUACCAGUGGGCGUGGCUUGACACAAUGGAUGUCAUUGGGCAAUGCUCCACACGUGCCUAAUUUUAAUUGUUUCCACAUGAAAACAGCAGGAAAUAACUGUAUGCUGGUAUACUUUUCCAAAUUCCCUCACUUUACUACCGCAGUUUUCUAGGCUAAGGGGGCUGCACAUGGAUUUUUUCCUGGAAUCAAAUAGCAUAGAAAUGAAGGCUAAACAUGCGCUAUAUUCCGUUAGUUUUUUGGGAGUGGCUUUUACAUUGUGUGAAAGCUCAAAUCUAAUGUGGAAAUUACCUGCUUGGGAAAUGUCAGGGAAAUGAAAUAAAUUGCUGCGUGAAUGCAGCCUUGGACCAGACAGAGAACUAUUUCAAAAAGAAGACUAUCCUCUGUGAAGUAGGACACACAGCCUCCCUAGAAACAUGAUGUUAGGCUUGGUAGACAUUUGGCCUGAUUGUGCAGGGCUUUUCUUACUUUCUUUUGAGAAAUCCAUAGAUCAGAAUAAUUUGCCAGCUUACAUUUGCAUGGUCUGGUUAUGUCAGUUGUCAUCUGUCCAUUUUCUCCCAAAAGGAAACACGGAGAGAACGCAAGGCAUGGCGUGAUGCUGUGAAAAUAGCCUAUUUUUCCUUCCUGGUCCCCAGCCUCUUUUUUUUUUUAAAAAAAAUGUUUUUUUAAUGGUUAUUUUUAAAAUGUGGGAACCAGGCAUUUUGGUUCCCAUGAGCCUUUUUUUAAAGGGCAAACGAAGAAUCUAAAUCCAUUCUGUACCAUGAUGCAGAAAUCUGUGGGUUUUAUAGUUCUUUUCUACCUUACGUGCGCUCCGUUUCCAUAGAGACUCUAUAAAUAGAAUAAACUUUAAAUCAUGAUGGCCCAAAGCAGCAAUUCAAUACAGUAGGGUUUUCCCCCCUUUCUUUCUGGUAAUCCUUUUCACAGGUGAAAAUCAGUAAGACGUUCUGAUUUUUAAAGUCAAUUGGCUGAUGAGGAAAGCUUGAGCCUCUUUGCCCUUCCCCUGUGCAACUUUAGUGGCUAGUAAAUUAUUCCUAACUUUUAAUGAGAAUAAAGGAGGCCUAAUGAUUUGGGUACUAGUGGGAGUUGAGUGACUUGAGGCUAGUUUGCAGAAAACUACACAUUAAAUGUUCUUCACUUUUGAUUAAACCGUGGGGUGCUGAUGUGAGGCUUCCAGGAACCAUGAGAUCAAGUUGAUGUUUGGGAAAUGAAUGUUUCUGCCCCUUCUCUGAUACUUCAGUGGAACUCAAACUAGGGUUCAGGCAUAGAGAAUGCAAAAAUACAUGGAAGGUUCAAGGUUCUUGUGUUGGUAUGCAAAGGGCUGAAAAACGAGUCCAGGCUCUUAAGCACUUCCUGAGCCCUUAUUUCCCAGCAGAAUUCUUGAGAUCAUCCAGAGGAGUGCUGUUAGUUGUGCCGUGUGUUCCAGAAGCCCAGCUGGCCUCAAGUGACUAUCAGGCAUGUAGUGUCACUAGUUCCCUGCUGUGGAAUACUCCUCCUGCAGACAUUUGGCAGGCAUUCUCACUUUGGGCUUUCAGGCAUCUCUAGAAGACUUUUAAAAAAGCAGACAGGCCUAUUCAGUUGUUUAAAAUGUCUCUUGAUUAGCCAGUCAUUUAAUGAUUGCCCUACUGAUGUUUUGUAUAAAUGCUUUUAUUAACAAAUAGAUAAGCACCCCCCAAAAAAAAAGUUCCAAGGAGGGAGAGGUUCCUGAGAGAGGAAGUCCCUGGUUGGGACCGUGCAGAAAGGACUGACCCAGACUAAGUCCUUAACAUGUCUAGUUAGGAGGACCACAUAGCUGGUCAUUAGAAAAGACCUCUGUCUGAGACCGUGGAGAGCUACUGCCAGUCAGAAUAUGCAUUACUAGGCAAGAUGGACCAAUAGAUCAGCUAUAUGGUGGAUAGCUUUGUGGCAAGAUGAGUUUUGCAUUCGUAGGCAAACCUGAACACAGGUGGGCUGAAGAUCCUCUGUGGUCUGCUUUGGAUUUACAGUGGUACCUCAGGUUACAUACGCUUCAGGUUAUAUACGCUUCAGGUUACAGACUCCGCUAACGCAGAAAUAGUGCAUCAGGUUAAGAACUUUGCUUCAGGAUGAGAACAGAAAUUGUGCAGCGGUGGCGCGGCGGAAGCAGGAGGCCCCAUUAGCUAAAGUGGUGCUUCAGGUUAAGAACAGUUUCAGGUUAAGAACGGACCUCUGGAACAAAUUAAGUACUUAACGUGAGGUACCGCUGUAUUAGAUAUUUGUUCCCUACCACUUGCCCCAUGUCGUGCCCAUGUUGUGACAUGGAGCACACAAGCCUUGAAAAAGCAAGGUGACGUCCAGAGGAGCAAUUUUCUUCAACAGUGCCUUGACAUCUAAAUCCACCCCUUUUUGAAAGUUAGUAAAGGUAACGGGACCCCUGACCGUUAAGUCCAGUUGCGGACGACUCUGGGGUUGCGACGCUCAUCUCGCUUUACUGGCCGAGGGAGCCAGCAUACAGCUUCUGGGUCAUGUGGCCAGCAUGACUAAGCCGCUUCUGUGAACCAGAGCUGUGCACAGAAAUGCCGUUUACCUUCCUGCCCAAGUGAUACCUAUUUAUCUACUUGCACUGUGAUGUGCUUUUGAACUGCUAGGUUGGCAGGAGCAGGGACUGAGCAACUGGAGCUUACCCCAUCUCGGGGAUUCGAACCGCCAAUGUUCUGAUCAGCAAGCCCUAGGCUCUGUGGUUUAAAAGGCUUUGAAAGGGAAGGCCUCUGGCCUGGAGCCUGACAUCUCUCCAAAAGUUUUUUUAACCAGCGCAUAGGCUGCACUGUGUGAGAUCCUUGGAGGUGAAUAUGCUGCUCUUUUAUUAGAAUUGGGUUCAGUUGUUUCUGCUUCAGGGACUUCUGCCUUGGCUUCGUUCUGUUUGCUUUGAUGGAAUGUGAUGGAAGCUUGCACUUCUCAUGCCAAGAUUCACCUGCAUGGUGGCCCUGAUCCCACAAGAAAGCCCUGGUCUCAGGUCAUCUGCUAUUCUUUCACCAGCAGUGGACUUUUGAGUCUUCAGCUGUUUUCCCAAUACAAAAUCAUUAAUUUAAUUAGAUGAGAGUGCUGAUGCAGACUCCUUGUCAGUGGGCUGCUAGGAUCACUUUUCUAAAUGCUCUUCAAACUGCAGCUCCUGUAGGGUCACUGUUUGUCAGGUUUUUCAAAAGAACUCAGCAUUGUUGGGCUUGUUACAUAUUAAUGAUUUCACAUAACCAAGCUCAGUCUGGUUUAUUAAUAAUGAAAGAGCAUUACAGGUUAAUCUUUCUGCAAGAAAAAUAAAACAAGAUAAGAAGUAAUGUAUGGCCAAAUACCAUGUUCUCUUGGGAGAGCAGAAUGUACAGAAUGUCCUUGUUGUCAUCCUUCAGAAGAUCUGAUCCCAUAAUUAGAGAUGCAUACAAAUGAAAUUAGAAAAUUUCCCACAUAGUUUAUUCAUGAAAAUAAUAAUCUUUAACUAUGUUUGCAUCCACUAACACUAGCUAAGUCCUUUCUUUUAUGACCAUGGACAACAUGUAACAUGGAUUGGAAAUACCUUUUAUUUUGUCGCCUAGGGAUCCUUGAUCAAUACAUAGGAAAAACUUUUAUCUACAUUCCAUGCAUAACCAAACCAUGCCCCAUAAGCACCACAGACGAAUGAAUGGGUUCAAAGCAGCCCAGGUUCUGGGAGUUGCAGGCUGGGAGCAGGCUCCACCACACACUUCUCUUCCACAGAUCCACUUAUUUGCCAGGUGCAUUAAACACACACAGAUAUGGGAUGAUGUGGUGGGAAAUUUGUUCUCUGCUCCAAAAAUAGCAACAAGCUCAUUUGAAAUGGCAACUGACACAAGUUGCCACCCAGCGGUCUUUCUGGGGGACAAUCUGUUGUUUAAUUGCUUUGAUAUGUUGCAAGAUAUGGCAGGAUCAACACUUUUCUGCUCCUGACUUCCAGCUUCCUUGGAAAGAUUAUGUGGCUCUUUCAUUCCAUCUUGAAGCAAUGUCCCAAAAGGAAGUUUGUUCUGCUUAUAAGCAAACUUUUAUGCAUAUACAUAUAUAUGUAUACAUAUAUAUACACAUAUACAUACACACACACACACACACACACACACACACAUUUUUGCUACAUAGGCGAUAAAUGCCGUGGACUUUUGUAGCCUAUAUUUUAAUACAGUAAUAGCCAAAUCUGAUUCUCCCAUCAGCCUCAGCCAGCAAGGCCGAUGGUCAGGGAUGAUGGGAACUGCAGUCCAACAACAUCUGCAGGACACCACAUUGGCUAUCCAGGGUGUAAGACCAGCAUUUUGUCCCUUGUUCUGGCAUUUUUUCCUGCCUCAUAUUACUUCGAUUGUGGAGGAAACCCGAGUGGGCCACAACCAAGACUUUUAGCUACUAAAGCCACAUAAACUCUGAAGAAAGGAAAAUCUCCUAUUCAGUUUUCAAUGAUGAUUUAAUGAAGGAAGCUAUGGUUUGCUUUUGCACUUAUACAUGAAAUUUGGUUACAUUGCCUGUAGCUUCUAUAAGAUGCAUCUGGUUAGGCUUGACUUGAGUAACUGUAACCAUAGCUUGCCUUGUAGUUUGGCAAAAGCAGCAGAGCAUCCAGCUCUCUUCUAGACUUUCUUCUCUGUCUCCCUCAGUCUAGUGAAGCUGUGACUUUGGCAAAAGCUUGUGCCAACUCAUGGGACUCCUUAAAGCAGAGUUUGCAGGACAAAUGGGCAGGAGUUAAUAUCUAUAGCUGGCAGGUUCGGUUGGGAGGGAGUAUAUCUUGUUAAAGCAUAUUUAAAAGGCCAGGAAGAAAAGCACCUGCUAUGGAGAAUGCUUUUGCAAAUUGAAGAGUUGUCAGCAAAAAGUGUGGAAAUGACCAUAGGACACCUGCCAUACCAGUCACAGUUAGGGUGCAGAUCAGGGGCAAAGAACCUGUGGCCCUCCAGAUGAUGCUGUACUCCCAUUAGCCCCUGCUAGCAUGGCCAGUGUUCGGGGAUAGUGGGAGUUGUAGCUCAGCAACAGUUAGAGGGCCACAAAACUUCCCCACCUCUGCUGCAGAUCUUAAUGCAAUAUAGUGAUCUCCUUUAAAACAUCCAGCUGUAACAAUGGAUAGGGCAUACUAUGCCAGGCUUUGAUGGUUGCAUAGGAAUGAUGAAUAAUCCUGAUGUUUAGCACCCUUCCCACCCCUUAAGAAGUAUGUCUCGGGGGGUGUGUGUGCACACGGCAUUAUCACAAUUGUCACUGUGCUAUUAAAUGGUAUCAAUGUGAUCUCUCAGCCUUCCAGUCGCUUGGUAUUGUACAAUCAUCGUAAUCAUUACCCCACAUUGCUCACAUCCAUUGCCUCCUGCUCUGGCAAAAGUGCUCUGACAAUGGUUCUUGCUGGAUGCUAGCUGACGUAGGAUCUUUUGGGAGGCCUGGGGGAGCAGUAAGUGUGUAUAAGUGUGUACUGGUGGUGAAUUGUGAUAGUUCAACAAAUGGUGGUGGUGGUGGAACCCUAGGGGUUAAUCAAUGCUGAGAGUGCUGGAUCCCUAGGUUCAUGGUCAUGAAAUGCAAAAUAUUGUACUCCAGAUUGUUAUGUGUGGGUGAGCCUGGACUUCAAAAACGCUAAACCAGUUCGUAACAACAGAAGAUGCAGCUGCAGGAUUGUGGCAAUAUUGCGAGCUAAUUUUUCCAUCUGUGUUCUGUGCCGUCUGUGUUAUGUAAGAGAAGCCCUGUGUAGCCCCUGUGCUUCCAAUGCUUUUGUCUCUCUUCUCCAUGCAGAAGAUACAACAGCUGUCUGAGGGAUCUAUGUUUGGCCAUGGCCUUAAGCAUCUUUUCCAUAGCCGCAGACGGUCCCGGGAACGGGAGCACCAUAACUCCCAGGAGUCAUCACAGCAGCAGCAGCAGCACCAGCACCAUGGCAUGUCUGACCACGACUCCCCAGACGAAAAAGAACGUUCCCCUGAGAUGCACCGUGUCUCCUAUGCCAUGUCUCUCCACGAUCUUCCGGCUCGGCCCACUGCCUUCAACAGGGUGUUGCAGCAGAUCCGCUCCCGUCCUUCCAUCAAGAGGGGGACUAGCUUGCACAGCGGCAGUCGGCGAGCCAAGAGUGGCUCCCUGGAACCCCAGAAAAUCAGCCCGCACCUUGUCCGCAAGGCCCCCCAAGAUAGCAGCCUGACAGCAAUACUGCACCAACACCAAGGCCGGCCAAGAUCUUCAUCCACCACUGACACUGCUCUCCUUAUGGCCGAGGGUGGGACCGUAUACCUCCUGGCGGAAGAGUCUGACUGCCUCGCUGACAAGGUAAGACUGAAGGUCCAGAAGUAUGAGGUGUCCAGUAACUGGGAAACCCAUUUCACUUCAUAGUAUUCUAUGUUCCUGUUGUCCGCCUCUUUGAUAGGGAAUUCAAGGCCCUGGAAUCCAAUGAGUUUCAACAUCUGUCUAUAUCUAACAAGGUAAAGCAACUUGGCAGGGUUGCUUGGUGCCACCUGUGGGGUUUGUGAGAAGCACAUAGGAAUGGGUGAAUCUGUCAAUUUCAGGUUCUUUGGGUUUUCAUUUUUCUAAUUUUUAGUUCACACUUCCACAUCAGUUUGUGAUUUUUUUUUUUUGUCUUCAUGAAAAUUCAGCAGCAUUUUGGUGUGAAUUUCUCCAAACAUGCACAUUUUUGUGUGUGCAGUUUUGCCCAAUAUACCCAUUUUUGCUGGGCAAUUUUACCUCAUAGAAUGCAUUUUGUAUAUGUUUCUUGGCUGGAGGGCUGCAUGACAUACUUUGGAGAACUGCAAAUUUUGAUGGAUGGCGGUGUUUUGGUUUUCAUGUUGUUUCAGCAAGUGCAAAUUACAUAGGUCCAGCUUUAAAUGAAAACUAAAUAAAAUUUAUCACCAGAAGCACCUCCAUGCUAAAGAGAGAUGCAGCUCCAUCAGAUGCACCUAAAACAAAUCGGGUGGAAUUCAUAUCAAAAGGCUAAACCUUAGUUAGCUGAGCUUGGCCAGCAUUGCUACAAAUUAGCCUUCUGAAAUUAUUAUGGUAUUGCCAGUUAUCUCCAUAUGUCUGCUUGCCUGUCCUUUCAUUAACAGAGUGUGAAAAGUUCUGUCAUUCCCUAGAUUAGGGUGGGCAGAGUUCAGAGUUGUAGGAUGAGCUUUGUUUUUUAGCCAAACCCCACAAUUUACUAGUCAGAACCAGCUGCAAAAGACAUAGUUGGAAUUCUAUGCCUCUGAGCGCCUCCUGAGACUAGGAAUUUAUUUUUGGUACCAGAUCUGAAUUGAGCUCACAGUCCUUUAGGGCAAAAUCCACUUUUGCUUAUUAGCGGUUUUCAUUGCAGCCGCCCAAUUUAGGUAGGAAAAGUUGAUUUGUUGUUAAACAGUUGGGAGUCAUAAAUGCUUUUUCUCAAUCUACUACAGAUCACCUAGAAAACUACCAGUAGAUCCCAAUCUACCUUUCUGCCUGUGCCUACUGUAGAUUAUCUAAAUAAGACUGGAUUCUAGCCUGCAUAGCACUUCAGACCUCUCCCUGCAAAAUUCACACUUAUUGUGACCACAGAAUUUUAGAUUUCUAUGUUGAUUAUUCAGUAUUCCACUAACACAGGGCUCGGGACCAUUUGGCCCUCCAGAUGUUGUUGCAUUCCAUCUCCCAUCAGCCCCAGUCGGCGUGGUCGAUGGUCAGGGAUGAUGGGAGUUGUAGUCCAACAACAGUUGCAGACCCAAGUUUGAGAAACAUUGAAUUCUAGAGGGCCACAGAUUCUCCAUCCUGGCACCAAGGCUGCUAUGACAGUGAGUCCCUGAAUACAGAGUCUCACCUUCAUUGAAUAAAAAUUCAACAGCUGAGAAUGGUGAACAGUUUACUUGGAUUCUGAGCCUAGGCAGUUGCCCUAUAUCUAGACUGCACCACUUAAUGCUAAUUCCUUGCACAAAGAAAAAUAGCAUGUUAGGGUGAAGGGUAAACUAGAAUCCUCCAUGAUACCUAGCUUUCUACAUGGUGGAGGGCAUUGUAAUGCAUGGACAUUCAUUUAUGUGAGCCUGUUUCUGUAUUUCCACAUAGAAUGGGUUGGCCGUUAUCCGGAAGGUUGCAGCUAUCACAGACUGCACAGUCUUGUAGCACAUUGUGACUUCACUGUUAAUGUCAGACAUCAGGGCAACUGCUUAAUCUAUGGGUGUGGCAACAUUGCAUGUCCUACAUUGUUUCCUACUUGCUGGUUUUCAUGUUGUCUAUUUUUAGCAUUAUGCUUCCUUCCUUGCUUGCAGUAGGCUUGCCUUUAUGAAUGACCUCACUAGUUGGCAUCAUGGUCAGCCAUGCUGCCAUUUGAUGAGCUAGAACGCUAUCCAGUAAGUCCAUGAAAUCUUCGUCAUCCACUGAAAGUGGAUGAUAUCAUUAUAGCUGUGGGUUUUCAGAAUCUAGUCAUUUAAUGAAAAUUCAAGUCAAGACCAACUUGGAGUGGGAGCAACAACUUUAGCAGUUGUUCUAUACCAUGGGUAGGCAAACUAAGGCUUGGGGGCUGGAUCCGGCCCAAUCACCUUUGAAAUUCAAUCUGCGGACGGGAAUCAGUGUGUUUUUACAUGAGUAGAAUGUGUGCUUUUAUUUAAAAUGCAUCUCUGGGUUAUUUGUGGGGCAUAGGAAUUCGUUCAUUCCCCCCUCUUCCAAAAUAUAGUAUGGCCCCCCACAAGGUCUGAGGGACAUUGGUCCGGUCCCCUGCUGAAAAAGUUUGCUGACCCCUGCACAAACACACACACACACACACACACACACACACAGAUCUCAAAAGUUUUCUGCCUGGCCUUGACAGCUGUUGUUGUGGGUAGUGCCUGAUUCUGAUUCUUUCAGCAGGUUUUUUUGUGAUUGCUGCAAGCUCACAAAUUCAGGAAGCUUUGCUCUCCCUCUGGAUCGUCUUCAUUUUGCCUUAGUGAUGAUUUCAUGUAGUUAAAACUGAUUGGCUGAAUAGUGCUGCCGCAUCAUCCCUCUCAUUAUGUGAUCCCUGAUUGGCUGUGAUUGCCCAUAUGACUUUUUUGAGGGGCGGGGAUAACUAUGAAGCAGUAGCAGAAACAAUGGACGGCACAGGAUUUUUAAAAACUGAGUAUUUAAACCAUUUGCAGGAUUUUUUCUGUCCCUGUGAAAGCAGUUUCCAAGCCAGUAAUCAUGAAACAUUUGGCACUGCUCUAAUUAUCUUCCCCCAUUAUAUAGAUGUUGACAACAUUACCACUACCACUGAACGCUAUGAUUAAAAUAAAGUAAAAAUAUUUAAAAUAUGCAAUUACAGAAUUAACUGAAUUAACAGUGUAUCGCGUCAGCCCAUUGUGAUAUGUAACCUGGUACCAAAAGACAAACCCCCUAAAACAGAGUACACCAGAAAGCCCUAGAUCUUUCUUGUCCCAUUAUUGUUCCAUUUUAUGUGCAUAAGAAGAAGACUCCAAAUUUGUUCUUCAGGUUCAGGAACAGAAAUCUCAAAAUGUUUACCAUUUCUAACAGUAGCAAAAUUAUCUCCUGUCCUUAUCUUCCUGCCUAAGAAUCACAGUAUUAAAUAAUGUUGUGCAUGACCUUACUGAGAAUCUGGUUAGACAAGGUCUUGCUCUGGGGCUUAGAGCUUGGAGCUGAGCUCUUGUCAUGGAGUUAGUUGAGAACUUCCAAUGGGACAAGGAUUCCAAUGGGACAAGCUUAACCACCUGGCCCAUGCACAGCUUGCCUGAGAUCCAGAGUUGGAGUCUUGUUAGAAUAAAGUCAUAAACUCAAACAAAAAGGCACCCAGUCCCUGGCAGGGCCCCCCAAUCAGCUUGGCCCUCCAAGUCCCAGGGCAAGUGUACCUGGCUGAGCCCCCCUCUCAUUUCUGCAUGGGCUCGACAGCCAUAAAGCCAAGCUAUCCUGAGCAUCUUUGCAAAGUUUCUCUUUUGGCCAGAGCAACACUGAGAGAUAUGAAACAGCAAUUACCCAUACCUGUGAGCUGAAUUUUAAUGCUGCGUAAGCAGCCCAUCUUUACUGAGCAAACGUGUUGUUUUGGGUGCCUGGAAGAUGCCUGGGCACGUCUCUGGGUGAAAUGAAGGUGGCGGAUGUGACUGUGAAUAUUUUCAGCGAGGGGAUUUGGGGGAGUUUGUGAGGAGCUUUGCAAAUCCUAAGUAAGGGCUUUUGCAGCUGCUAAGACCUUUCUGCUAGGAGAACAAUAAAUUGCCUGGUUCCUUUGGGGUCAGCAGGAUCAGGCUAAUUCCAUACUGAAGUCUUGGUAUUUUCUUGUCGUUCUGUACAUGCACUGUUUGUUGCUCUGUAGAAAAUAUUUCCUAUCAAGCAACUGCAAGCAGUAAUCAAAGUGGAGGUCAUGGAUACAGCUGCUUCUCAUAAGAGAGGAUCUUGAACGUUCCUUGGAAGAUCAUGCAGGCAUUGCCCUUUGCACAUGUGCCAGAUGGAAAUGUACAUUGAAGUGGGGCUGGGAUAGUGUUGGGUGAAUUCCAAUCCCUCACAUUAUUUUUAGCCCAUUCUGAAGUCUGGGUCCUGUUGCUGUACCUGUGACGUAUGAGAACUCUUCUGUUGAGACUUGGCUUCUUUUUAAAAAUGAUGGCAGUAUCAAGAGUGCCUCACCCCCCAAACACUCCUCUGGCAUCCCAAAUCCCCUUCUGCUGCUCACUCUGAUUUAUAGUGUAUAAAUUUCUUGUGUGUAUGUGUGGGUGUCUGUACACAUUAGUGUAUGGUGGGGUAACUGGCUACUGCUUAUAUGCUUACCUGAUAUAUGCUUAGACCUUUAUCGUUGUUUUGAUCAUAUCUACAUAGUUACAGCACCUGCACUGUGCAAAAGAGGUACAAUCACAUGUGUACUGAUGUGUGCGCAUGCACAAAUGCACACACACACACAAUCAAAUGAGAGACAAUAUUUCAUAGGUGGAAGGGGAACUACCUUUUCAUAAAUAGGCCAAAAAGUAGAUGCCUUGGGUGAGAGCAUUGGACCACACAGCCAUCAGUACUUCAUUGUGACUUGUUAGUAAGGACAGUGGGUGGAAUACUCAGGGGUUUUCUUUUUCAGCCUGCCAAAGGUAUUGGAUCAUUGGAACAAGGUUAAUGCCAAGUGGUACAGUUUUAAGGUUUCCUUUUUAAAAAAAUUGAUUUUGGCCAGCAAGCUAUCCAGCUUGCAGGCAGCUACCAUUUACCUUCUCCAUUUGGCAGCUCCCUUCUGCCUUCUGUCUUUGACUAUGAGUGCUGUCAUUUCAAAAUGAUAAGGGGCUCCUCUGGAUGUUUCUCUCACUAACUGCCCAACUAUGGGAUCCCAGGUUUUAAGUCCCCCUUUUCCGAAGACAACAUACUCCGAAUCGUUUAGCAGAGGUAUCCUGAUACCUUUCCCCCGCCCCUCUUUGGGCUGCCAGAGAACAUAUCCCUUCUCAGUGUCAGAAAUAGAACCGAUAAAGUCUUGAUCCUCAAUUCUCUCUUGCUUUGUAUCUUACAAAACCAACAGCUGUGUCUCCCUGUAGACUGAGAGAGUGAGUAUCGGGACUGGAGAGCUGCAGGCUCCUGCCAAAAUGAAUCUGAGCUUGGAAUGACAUCAAGGGUGCCAGCUUGCUUAUUUGCCUGGGAGGGUUAGAGAUAAGUGAGAGCUGCAAUUUUAGCUGAUUGCUUUAAAGAUGGAAAGCCAGUUGCCUGGCAGAGAGAAACACACACACCAGGAUUAUUACUGUUGUUGCUGCUGCUGCCGCUGCCGCUGAUUGCUAUUGAUGCAUUAGGCAGGCAUUCCAGACAGGCUCAGAGACUUAAUGUGUGAUGCUCCUGUGUUCCAGUAGUGUCUUGUCAUGGUUACAGUGCUUCAUACAGGCUUAUAGGCACAUGGGUGCUUUUUAAUGACCUAUGCAGGGAUACUCCCUUCCCCUCAAUGAGUUAUGGUCUAUUCUCUAUGCAGAGCAAUUGUGGAAGUAUUUGGUACUUGAUAGGUUGACUGACUGACUGACUGACUGAUUGAUUACAUUUAUAUUCCACCUUUUCUCCAAGGAGCUCAAGGUGGCAUACAUAGUUCUCCUCCUCAAUUUAACCUUACAACAGUCCUGUGAGGUAGGUGAGGCUGAGAGGCAGUGACUUGCCCCAGUGUAAUAAAAAUGUACCACCGAGCUAUGGUCUUGGCCCUCUAAAACAUGCCGUAUUUUUCGCUCUAUAAGAUGCACCAGACCACAAGACGCACCUAGUUUUUGGAGGAGGAAAACAAGAAAAAAAAAAUAUUCUGAAUCUCAGAAGCCAGAACAGCAAGAGGGAUUGCUGCACAGUGAAAGCAGCAAUCCCUCUUGUUGUUCUGGCUUCUGUGAUAGCUGCACAGCCUGCAUUCACUCCAUCAGACGAACACACAUUUCCCCUUACUGUUUAGGAGGGAAAAAGUGAGUCUUAUAGAGCAAAAAAUACGGUAGUCCCAUCAUUUCUGCAUGUUGAGAUUCCCGGCUGCAUUGAGCUGCACUGAGCCAAAGUUAUUCAGUACUGAACUUAGCCAAGGGAGCUAGUUAGACAAGGAAAGAGACCUUAAAUUGCAAAUGUCUGUUAUUUGGAAUUAAUUGCACAAUUGCUUUUGUAUGUUGCUCACAGAGAGACUGAAACUGAGCCAUGCUGAUUAUUAAUUUUUUGUCCACUUCAUCUGUCUCAACCUCCCCCAGCCUGGUGCCCUCCAGAUGUUUUGGACUACAACUCCCAGCCAGCACAGCCAUGCUGUUGGGGGACUGCAUCAGUAGUCCAAAACAUAUGGGGGGCACCAAGUUGGGGAAGGCUGUUGUACAUGAUACAGUGAUGUGGACCCCAAGUAGUGAGCCAGCACCUUUCCUUGUGACCUCUCUUUUUCCAGCAGCCACACAGGAAUAGCUGACAGCUCUCUUCACAUUCUCAUCUUUCUACAUGUAGUCAUCAUGUGAACCAUCUUGAGGAAUUUGACGGUGUGCACUCGCUGCCGCAGUUGGACGGCUGCUCUUGAGCAUCAGCUGAAGGGUGGAGUGAUGCAAACUCUGCAGCAUAAGGUUAUGACAGAGCAGCAUUAAAGAGGCUGCUCCCAGCCAGCAGUGUCUUGCAUUCAGUUAUGGCUGAAGCUUCUGAACCUCUGAAUGCUGGGUGCUGGGAUUCGCAAGUGAGGAGAGAGCUCCCAUAGGCAUCUAGCUGGCUAUUGUGAGAACAGAAUGCUGGACUAGAUGGAGCCUCGGCCCCACCUUGCAGGUCCUUCUUACGCCUUACCUUUCCCACGCCUGAGAUCUUUUCUCUGAAGAUGCUGGGGAUCUGAAUUGGGGCUUUUCUUUUUAUGCCUGCACAGCUUAAAAGGCCAUUGAACUGCAGCCCAUCCUACUUUUAUCAGGAUGGGCUUUUUUUUGUAGCUUCAGCUGCAGAUGCCAAAUACUUCCAAAUUUCUAUCAGCCUGACCUUCUGGAAGCCUUGGCUUAUUAGAAUUGUUUAGACAUGCUGGCUUUCAUGUUUAUCUCACCUGAGCCCCAGAGCUGAGGGCAAGUUAACAAAAGAGAGCUGAUAAAGCCAAUCGAGAAAGUAGUUGCUGUCAACUUAACAAGAGCAGUGGAAACUACCACAAGGGGCAGUAUUUAACUUUUCCCCUGGAUGAAAAUAAGUUUUUCUCCAAUAGUCUGAGAACAAAUUGGUAGGCAUCUGUGCACUCUCUCUCUCUCCCUGACACACUAAAACUUUCUGGAACGGUAGCUAUAUUGGUCUGUUCACAAGCAACUCCUCCCAAUCCCUGUGUAUAUUUAUUUGACAAUAACCCCAUCAAACCCAGCAGGGCUUACUUCUGAGAGAUCUGCAUAGGAUUGAGAAUUCUAAUCUGAGGUGAAGAUUGAAGUCCAGCGGGUGGGGGAGUCUUUGUUCUAGAUUAGUUCAUCCGGAGCACUUUUGUCUCUGCUCAUCAUCAGAUAUGGCUCCAUCAACUAUUGGAACAUGGCCCCCAAUGGAUUACUCUAGUGGGAAUGUGGCCCUCGGCAGAAGAAAAGGUUGCCUAGUCCUAAUAUAAAGGAUGAGGCAGGCUAUACAUUUGAAAAUAAAAAUCCUGAAUAGCAGUAAAUUGUAAGGGAGAUUCGGAGGUCUACAAUGAAAUUCUCGGGCAAGGUUCUUGAGCGGGUGGUUGUGAACCAGAUUCAAGCGCUUUUGGAGGAAACUGAUUCCCUAGAACCAUUUCAUCUGGGGAUUCAGGCCAGGUUGCGCACAGAAACUGCUUUGGUCGCCCCGUUUGAUUUACCUCUGCUGGGAGAGAAACAGAGGAAAUGUGUCCCUCUUAAUUCUUCUUGACCCCUCUGUGGCUUUCAGUACCACCUACCAUGGUUAGGGAUGGGUGGCAUUGCUUGCAAUACAUCAAGGACCAGCUCUCCUCAUAUGAACUGUGAUAAUCAUCUGAGGCCCUUCUUCAUGUGCCCUCUCCAUGAGAGGGCUGAAGGCUGGCAACAUGAGAAUGGCCCUUUCAUGGAAUGCUCUCCCCAAGGAGGCUCACCUGGCACCUUCGUUACAUAUCUUUUUGCGUCUGGCCUUUUCAAUGUGUCUGGGGGGGGGUAUUGGUUUGCUUUGCUCUUGCUUUUUUUAAUUAUGUAUUUUGUGUUUUCAUUUUGUAUUUUUAUGUUGUGAACCGUCCUGUGAUCUUCAGAUGAAGGGCAGUAUACAAAUUUAAUAAAUAAUAGUAAUAAUAAUAAAUGCACUGUAUGUUGUUGUGGAGGGUCUUCAUUCAUAGUCUUGCUUGCAAUAACAUGUUUUUGGUUGUUUAAGCAGAAGUUUUGUUUUGUAUCAUCUGUGUUUGUAUGGUUUUGUAAUAAACUUUGGCUAGCACAAUAAACUUACUUGAAAAUAAAUGAAUAAAUACAAAUAAAUAAAUGAGAUAAUACACUUCAAACAAACAAACUUCAUUAGGAAGGCUGCCAGUAUGCAGCUUCCAUACAGUCAUCUAAGGCAACCUCCAGAGAAUAUGCUACAGUAAUCUAAGGGUCACUUCAUAUAUUACAUCUUUAGGUAUGCACCUGUUGUUGUUGUUGUGUGAAUGGGAUGUCCAUAUUUGUAGUUGAGUGUACCAUGUUUUUAGAAACUAGUCAGGGAGAUAUAGCUGUCUAUAGGUCUCUGCUGACUGUGAGCUCAGGGUUGUUUCUGCAAUAAAUGGGGGGGGGGGUUCCUAAGCCUGAAUCUGACAAGAUUCAAACAAGCAAGUUUCCCAAUGUAUAAGCAUCUGUUUAGCCACAUUCACAUGUUUGUAAGCUGCAAUGCAGAGCAGCUUCCAAAGUCUUGUAAAAACACAUUUAACAAAUGAAACUAUGCAGGCAAUGAGGUUGUGAGGCUCUGGAACAAGCAGCCGUUUCCCCCAGUUAUGUUAGCUCUAGCAACUCUAAGGCUCAUAUGCACCAAGCUGUCCUGUGUUGGCCUCUCUGCACCCUUUGUGGUCUUGGCAAAGUUAUCCCCAACCAAAGAUUAAAAGCUCACGGAAACCAUUUGAUUAGUGGUAGAAGAGACAGGGCUCGCUUUAUUUGGUCCCGAUUUAAUUUCAUAACCAAAAACGAAAUGUGGAAGCCACUGCAGAUUUCAGUUUCAACAUCUGAAGCUAACAUUUGGGUCUGAAGCAGAAGGAUAUCCCAAACCACAUAUUGAAUAUUUAUUUCUUUAAAAACAACUAACUGUUCGAAAACAGGAUACUUUUAAAGUUAGCCCAAGAUUGAUUUAUUUUUUUAAAAAAGCUUUCUACAAAUUGAAAUUGAAAACAUUUACGCCAUACUUACAUUAAUUUCAGCAAAAGCCUAUUUGGGCCCUGAAAAACAAGGGGGAAAUAGCCUCUUGGCUCGCGUUCCAAAGGCUUUUAUGCCUGCUGUGACUGAGGUGCCCUGUAUGAUGGGUACCACCAACAGAGCUUUUCUUCCUUGAAAGGAAACGAAAGGUCUCGGGUGACAGGCUCCUGUUCCACGCUGAUACCAUUCAGCAGCACAGCGACCUCCUGGCAUCCUGAUUUAUAAAUUCAGAAGAAAAGGAUCCAGAGGAGAGACACAGAUGGAUCAUGACAACCCACAAUUGCCCCUUGAGCGGCUGAAAUGAAUGUCUUUCUGCGUUACCCUAAAGAGUGAAAUGUGAUCUUGAUCCUUUUGUUGCAUGAUGAGCAGGCAAUGGAAAAGCGGCAUCGGCAUUUUUCUUCUCUUAUUUCAAUUGCCGUUUGGCACGUAGCAACAGCAGACACGCACGAGCACAUAAUGCACCCAGCCAUAAGGACCCAAGCAAAAGCCUGGUUGUUGUUGGCUUAAAAAACACACACCCACGAACCAUCCAUCUAGCUGUUAUUGUGCCUGUGGCAAUGGCCCUUUCUGAUUUUUUUAGGAAAAGGUCCUGAAUUUUUCACCAAGUUGGAGAUAGAAUUUUAUACAAAGAAAGAACAGCAGGGAAGCUAUAUUGUUGUUUGUAGAAUUUGAUGGGAGAUCCACACUGGGAUUGGUUUGGGCUUCCUGUAGAGCAUUGUUUAUACUUUACCUUUGGGCAGCUUCAUGUCUGCAAGUACAUUUGAUUAUGUAUUGCCACAGUAAAUUUUUCUGUUAUAGUCAAGAAUUUUAAUUGGUAAUUGUUUCUUUCCUUUGCCCUGGUGCAUUGUGAGGGCAGUAAUGAUGUUUUUCUUCAGGGCUUUCAUUGCAGACUUGCCAGGUAUCAUUCUUAGGACACCCUGGUAAUAGUUUCACCAAUUUCAAACUGCUAGGUUGGCAGAAGCUGGGGCAGAGCAAUGGGAGCUCACCCCAUUGCGUGAAUUUGAACCACCGACCUUUCAACGGGCAAGCCCAAGAGGUUCAGUGGUUUAGACCACAGCACCACCCGCAUCCCAGUGCAAGUAGAUAAAUAAGUACCACUGCGGCAGGAAGGUAAAGUGUUUCUGUGUGCUCUGGUUUCCAUCACUGUGUUCUGUUGUGCCAGAAGCGGUUUAGUCAUGCUGGCCACAUGGCCCAGAAAGCUGUCUGUGGACAAACACUGGCUCCCUCAGCCAGAAAGCAAGAUGAGUGUCACACCCCAUAGUCACCUUUGAUUGGACUUAACUAUCCAGGGAUCCUUUACCUUAACUUUUAGUUUCACCACUACAUAUUUUUAAUGGUUUGUAAGAUAGUCCAAGCCCUUAUUACACUGGGCUGGUGUGUGUGUGUGUGUGUGUGUGUGUGUGUGUUUGUUUGGAUUAGGUGGAAGGAUUCGUCCACUCUUCUCAGCCAGCUUCCUACUGACUGCUGAGUAGGCAUGUGGAUAGUCCAUGGUGGUAUCUCUGCUGGCAUGGGCAAGAAGAAAGCUCCCAAAUGGGGCAUUCCAAGUGUGAGGAGGAAUAGGGUUGAGCCAACCCUGGAUUUGUUGGAUCCCGAGUUCAUGUCACAGCUGUUGCACAUCAGCAUUGGGCCCAAUCCUCCUGCCCCCACAUUGCUUCAAUUGCUGUGUAUGUCAGGGCUGUGGUGGUACUUUGGUGGGUAGGUUGGAUCUGACCUUGCUUUGGACAAAGUUGCUCACCAUAUUUGGGGCCAAUGAGGAAUUUUCCCACCAGGUCUAUUGACCCUAUUGACCCUGGCGGGUUUCUCCUGCCUUGUAGCAAUUGUCACAACUUUGGCGGAGAAGACAUUGGGUAAAACCUAGUCAUGGUUGGAGGGGAGGUUGUAAGCCCUUGCCUGCCCCUCCAAGGGAAUGGGGCAUCCCACUAAAUGGAUCCUGGAGGAGGUGCCUCUGUCCAGAUGCUCAAGUGGAGGCUAGACUCAUAGCACUAUUUGAGUUGUCAAUCCUGGAGAGGUGGCUCCUAUUUGGUGUAUGCCAUAGGGCCUCCUCGAUAUUGGUUUGAUCCCUUGGUUGAUCAUCUAGCAGGCAGGUUGGCUGAUAUUGGUUGACCCAGUGCCUAUGCCACACCCAUUGCACCUAUAACACUGGUCAACAACAAAUUUGUUGUCUGCGUUUUUUCAGUUGAUUUAGGACGAAUCUGAUGCGCUGAAUCCAAAAAUCACAUUGGUUUUGCUCAAUCAGGUCAAGUUUUUGAGCUAUGGCCACAUGUCUUUUUUUACGUUUUUGUUCACAUGUACGCCUCUAUGGAGCAUUUUAGAAGACGUUGGUGGUGGUAAAAUGCCAUCUCGAAUAAUUGUUUUGAUUGGAAAUGAUUAUUUUAAUGACCAGAAGUAUUCAGGUCCGAUAGUUCUGGGUGAUUAUGUCGAAAAGGGAUCAGUUUUAAGUCAUAAAACCUCGAAAUCUUCCAUAAAUUGGUGUGGCAAAGCAUAAAGUUGGGGGAUCAAAACUAAGUUAAUGGGGCAGCCGCCCCACGAAGUAUCCUGAUCUUCAAUCAGCACGUCGUCCUGUAGCUCAUUGUGAUGAAAUUCCAGUGCCUAUCUUCGGAGAACUUCCUGACAUUAGUGACAAAGAUGCCUCCAGUGUUGAAGGACAUGAAGAAGAAGAAGUGGUUCUUGAAGAUGAUGCUCCACAUCCAUUUUCCCAAAAGGAGUUGAAUGAUCUAGUUCGCGACCUCAGCUUGUCAAAGGACUCUGCCGAACUGUUGGCAUCCAGAUUGAAGGAAAAAAACCUCCUCUCUGACAGUGCUCGCAUCAGCUUCUUCCGCAACAGGCAUCAAGAGUACCUCCGUUUUUUCUCGGAAGAGAAGGACUUGGUGUACUGUGCAGAUAUUGCGCAGCUUCUGCUCAAGCUUGGAGUGCCACAGUACGAACCCAAAGAUUGGAGACUGUUCAUUGACAGCAGCAAGCGAUCAUUGAAAUGUGUUCUGCUACACAACGGCAACCAGUUUGCCUCUAUACCCCUGGCUCACUCUGAGUACACUGAAGGAGAACUAUGAAGCGGUGAAGUAUGUGCUGGAGAAAAUUGGUUAUGAUCAGCAUAAGUGGUUUAUUUGUGUUGACCUGAAGAUGGUGAACUUUUUGUUGGGACAACAGUCUGGCUUCACCAAGUACCCAUGUUUUCUGUGCAUGUGGGAUAGUAGGGACCGUGCUCAGCAUUACACGAAGAAGGACUGGCCUGUGCGGGAGGAACUGGUGCCUUGCAAAGAAAGGAACGUCAUCAACGACCCUCUGGUGGACAGAGACAGAAUACUCUUCCCACCGCUGCACAUCAAGCUCGGCUUAAUCAAGCAGUUCACCAAGGCUCUGGACAAGGAUGGUGACUGCUUCACUUACUUGUGCCAGGCUUUUCCAGGAUUGACCAUGGAGAAGUUGAAAGCUGGCAUCUUUGACGGUCCUCAGAUCCAUCAGCUCAUCAGAGAUCCAGAGUUCGGAAACUCAAUGAACAAAGUGGAACUGGAAGCGUGGAAGGCAUUUGUUCUGGUAGUGAAGAACUUUCUUGGCAACAAUAAGGCCAGAAACUACACAGGACUUGUCAACAACAUGCUGACUGCUUUCAGAAACCUGAGCUGCAACAUGAGCAUCAAGAUGCACUACCUCUUUUCACAUAUGGACUGGUUUCCUGAGAACCUGGGUUCAAUGAGUGACGAGCAGGGGGAGAGAUUCCAUCAGGACAUGAAAGAGAUGGAGACCAGGUAUCAGGGUCGCUGGGAUGCAGUCAUGAUGGCUGACUACUGUUGGACUCUGAAGAGAGACCUCCCUGCCGCUGAGCAUUCCAGGGUUCCAAGAAACGGAAGUUCAAGCCCUGAAGUUUGAAAAAUGGUGAAGCAACAUGCAAUUUACGUGUACUUACCUUUAUCAAUGCCCACCAUUCAGUUUACAGUAAACCUGACCUGAUGGAGAGAAACGGAUGCCAUUUCCUGAUUCAGCAGUGCAAAAAUACCCUAAAUCAGUUGUAGAAAUCUAGACAACAUUCAAAAAGUAAAAAAUUGUUGCCCAGUGUAAUCAAUAAAGUUGUGGCCUAAUUUGAACCCUAUAAUGUUGCUAUGAGUGGUCUUUUGGAUUGCAGUGCCCUAUGGGGCAGUGAGCUCAUGGCACCUGGGCAUGCAAAGUCCCACUGGGGCAGGGAGUAGGAGUCAGAAUCGUGUCCUUUAACUAUAAUACUGAAUUGAGACAAACCCAACCAUAUGGCAAGAUUGAGAACUGCCAUUUUUGUUUUGUUUUUAAAUCAGCUGAAAUCAACAUGUGUUAAGCUUAUGAAACCACAAUUUACCACACUGGGAUUCAGUACAGUUUUCAAAUACUACUCAGGGUAUGGGUUAGGAUUUGGAUGUAAUGCAGAAAAUCAUCAUGAUUUGGUUCAGGAUUCCAAAAUCCCAUUUAAGAGUUGACUUGUUUUGUCUACACGAGACUACUGCUCAGAACCAUUGCUUUCCUGCUAUGGGCUUUUGACAAGGUUCCACCAUGGCUCUCAUGCUUUGCAAUAUCUACAUGAAACCACAUAGUGAGGUCAUUUGGAGUUCUGAAAUGAAGUGUUAACCAAAAGGCUGACAACACCAUGCUCAACUUCUCCUUUUCACGUGAGUGAGGCAGAGGAAGUGCUGGGUUGGAAUACAGGACCGCAGAUGAGAAGCUGCUGCUCAUUUGCGACAAGGCAGAAAUGCUUUUGGUUAGCGGCUUGUCUGACAUAGAUCUGGUGCUCACCCUGUUUUGGAUGGGGUGCCCUUUCCCCAAAUAAUUGUGCUUGCUGUCUAAAGGAUUGAUCCUUUUUCCCCAACGGAUGUCCAAAUGGCUUCUGUUACAUGAAGUGUUUUUCACCAAGUGGUGUCCUAGCUGUGACCUCUCCUGACCACAGUUCGUCACAGUUUGGUAAUUUCCAGAGUAGAUGACUAUAAUGUGUAGUACAUGCACAUUACAUCUUGGACACUACAGUUAGUACAAAAUAUACAACUGCUAGACUCUGAACUGGGAGUGGCUCAGGGGAAAUUGCCUUGUUAUUUUUUAAAAAACACAUGCACAGUCUAUUUCUGAGCUCAGUUCAAAGUGCUGAUGCUUACUUUUUAGAGCCCUUACUUUUUAAAGUUGAAGGACCACCUUUCCCCACACAAACAUGCCCCUAUACUUAGGUCAUUGUUGGGGCGCCUUCUGUGGGUGUCCUAACCUAGUCAGGCAGAAAGAGGGCCUUCUCGACUGUGGCACCUAGUGAUGUUAAAUUCUCGAGAAUAAUCUAUUGGAGAAUAUUCUCGAUUAAUGAGAACUUAGAGAAUUUUCAUUUAAAAUAGGAGAAUAUUCAUUUUAAUGCAUUGAAAAUGAUAUAAUUAGUUAAUAUACAUGUUUAUUCAUGGGUAUGCUUGUUCAGAUGGCAACCAAAAACUGUACAGAUACUUUUAUUCAAUGGGGCAAUGCAGUGAAUUCACAUUCUUUGAUUUUUUUGCACCAAACUUGAAAUUGAAAAUUCAACGUUUGGGGAGAAUAUUCUCCAGAGAAUUUUCCAGCAGAGAAUAUUCUCACCUCACAUCACUAGUGGCACCCCAUUUUCAGAAUGUUCCUCCCACUCUCAGGCAUUUUGAAACGGUUUUAUUUUGCUGUUUGAUUGCUUUUGCUGUUCUAAUAUCUUUCAUUUCUUAUUUUGAUUAGCUGUAUUUUUCUAUUUGUUAACUGAUAGCUGCCCGGAGAGUAGAAUACCAAAGGGCAGGACAUAUAUUUUUUCAAAAUUUUAAAAUAAACAAAUUAUCAUUCAUUCAAUUUCUUUCUCUCUCUUUUUGGCAAAUUUGGGAAAGCAAUAAGAAUUAGUUGGCAUUUAUUUGAUUUCUUACCUACACUUCACCACAAGGUUCCACAGUGGGUUACAGCCAGUGUUUUUUUUUCCUGGGGGUACGCAUACCCCUAAAUAUUUUGUGAAUCUUUGUCCAUUUACUGUAUUUAUUUCCCCCCAAUUUGAACUAUAAAAUGGCGAUUUUCUUGAGUCAAAAUGAGAGUACCCCUAAACAUUUUUUUUAAAAAAGCACUGGUAACAGCAAUUUAAAUUGCCAUAUUAAAAACCAUUUAAGACAAAUCACUGUUACAAGAAUAAAGUGGGUGCGAAAAUAUAUAUAGCUCAAGUGUCCAGGAUAAAGAGGCGUGCCCUCAGCAAAUAACAGGAACUAUGCAAUGAAGGUGACAGACUCACCUCUGAGGGGAGGGAAUUGCACAGCUUAAUGGCUGUCACAGAGAAUGUCCUUUCCUGCCCCCUUUGCUGAUCUUAGCACAUGAGAGGGCUUUAGGAAAGGAGGCAGUCUUUCAGAUAUUUGAGGGACUAAAUCCUUUAUGGCUUUAAACACUGAUGUGAGCACCUUGAAUUGGGCCCGGAAACCAGCCAGCAACUAGGUAAAAGAUUAAAAACGCAUUGUGUGAAGUGGCUUUAGCUGAGAUUAUAAAGUGGGCCCUCUUUAUCUUCAGUGCAGAGUAGGAUUGCCACCAUUUUCAUCGCUUAGGCCCUGUGUAUCUUGAGUAGCUCUGCAUCAUAAGCAAAAAUUUAGGGCAUGUGUCCUUCUGACAAAACAGGACCUGUCCCAGAAAAAAAGCUGGCAAGUCCAUGUGAGACUUAUUCAAAAGGCUCUAGUAUUAAAGGCAGCAUCUUGUUCUCCUACUUGUUAGCAUGCAUUCAUGUUUUAGUUUUCUAAUGUCCAUCUAAAAGCUGAGACAAAACUGGUGCCCCAUUAAAUAUAUAUAUACUGUAGUUUACAUGAGAGUUUAAAGGUCAGGGCUUGCUUGCCAUUAGAGUGAUUGUAAUAUUCCUGUAUCACAUACACUUAUUUCAGGGCCAAAGCAAUGUAUGGCAAUAAAUAAAAUUGUAGAAUUGCAGGUGGAAUAUGUAGCGCUGGGUGGAUACAGUCAAGACUAAUGAAAGACACUGAAUUAAUCAUGAAAAUUCUCUUCCGGAAAGGCAAUCAUAAAAACACAAGUUUUCUUGAAUACCAGAACUGAAUGGGCCAAACUAAUGCUAACUCGAAUUCCACAAAAGAAGGGUGAAAUGAAUCCCCUAGAAAAGGAAUAUAGCAAAACAGAAGUCCUAACAUGGAAAAAAUUAAUCUGAGUUCACUAAACAUUUGUGCUUUAAAUAGUGCUAGUUAAUCUUAAUUGAGUUUACGUGUGGUUUUAACAAGAUUAAUUUAGGUGCGUGCAGAUAAGUCUUUGUCUAGUCAACAGGUUUGUACUGCCACUCUUCAUGAUCUGCCAGAAACUGACUUGACACUAAAGGGUGCUUGGACCAAUUAUCGUUCCCUCCAAAGCCAGAGUCUAAUUCCUCCCACUGCGACAGUGCCAAAUUGUGUGCAUUAAGCAAAAGCGUUGGUAAGAAAGCUUAAAUGAACACAACCACCGCACAAUGAAUAAUUAAGCAUGCCACAGGAAAGAAAGUUAAGGGUUUUGUUGCUGAGGGGCCUUCUUAGAGCAAUGGAAAAACAACAACAACACCACAGUUUGUUCUGAAAAGACAGUAACUCUAACCUGUACUGUGUCAUAUAUUUUUUCCAUGUCCCGUGAAACAAAAGCCGCCUUCUUUGUUCAGUGAUUCCUAUUAUGUAUGUUUUUGUGUGUGCGCACACAUGCAUGGAUGAAAGGGCUCAUGUGAGAACCACGUGUGUGUUGGAGGUUAUGUUCUGACAUCUCAGUGACUCUUGUGCCAUUCCAACCCCAGCAGCAGUGUGGCCUAAUUAAUCCUGUAAAAACCAUACAUACAUAUGCAUGCUCAUGCAGUCUUGCACAUGUGCUUGUAUAUGCGCACUAUGUGUUUUAACAAUACAGUGGUGCCUCGCAAGACGAAAUGAAUUUGUUCCGCGAGUUUUGUCGUCUUGCGAUUUUUUUCGUCUUGCGAAGCACGGUGUCAGGAAAGUUUUGGAAAAGCUUCAAAAAUCACCAAAGUCUUUAAAAACCUCAAAAAAGGCUACCACACCGCGUUCUAUGAGUUGCUCCUCGAAGUCAAGUCGCAACUGUAUUAACGGUGUUAAGAAAAAGGAAACAAACUUGCAAGAUGUUUCUGUCUUGCGAAGCAAGCCCAUAGGGAAAAUCGUCUUGUGAAGCAGCUCAAAAAACGAAAAACCCUUUCGUCUAGCGAGUUUUUCGUCUUGCGAGGCAUUCGUCUUGCGGGGCACCACUGUACAUUAAAUGUCCAAACCCAUGAACUAAAGAGCAUUCUAAAACAUACACGCCCAUGUAUUGUAUAACAGUUUGAAUGGCUCUGAUUAGUCUCUUGAUGCCAUAAAGAAAUGGCUGUGUUACUCCUCUACCCCUCCUCUGUGCUGCACUUGAAGAACUAUGCUUCCCAUUCUCUGCAGCAUGCAGUGAUCUUGGCUGACCUAGCCAACCGUGAAGAGGAGGCAACAGUAAAGGUAUCUGACUCUACCUAUUUCUCUUUCCCUGAGAGGGAUUUCUUACAUGUGCCUCUUACGGCUUUCAUCCACCUGCUGGCACUUAAACUUAAGCCACCUGAACAAAUGGCCUCUUAGGGACAUGGGGCAUGAUUUCUAGGAGGGGUAAUUUGCCGGUGUGCUUUUAGGGCGUGAAAGUCAAAGCUGUUCACAAAAUGUUGGGAGCUUGCAUUUAGCACUAAGCGUGUAUGUCUUGUGAAAUAAGUUUGUUAAUUUCAUGCAAGCCUAUUAAUAAAUGCAGGAGGAGCACAAAUCAGGAAGUGAUCAAGGAAAAUCAUCACGCAUAUAUUAAUCCAGACACUGAUGAAGUUACCAUGUGAUUGCAGAGCUGGAGGGCAGCAUGUUCUCGCCUCUGCUAUUGGCCAAGUGCCCAAAGGCCAGGUGGAGGGUGGAGGGGCCUGCUCCUCCUGCCCUGCCUCUCAGGAACCACAUUGUGGCAAAGGGGAGACCAACUUUGGCCCCAUCCAUCAGCCACAAAAGGAGCAGCUGCAGCAAGCUUGCUUCCCACCUCAUUGCCCCGCAACUGUAGAAUCAAAGGGAAAAGGAAACCUUGGCCCCAUCCAUCAGCCAAAGGAACACGAGUCAUUAGCUGCUAUUCAAGCCAGAACAGCAACAAGGUAAGAUCAGCCCUGCCCAAAAUGGAUAUAAAUUUGAAUUGCUUAGGAUUUUGUUUUGGCCUGAAAGGACUGCUCUCCUUCAUCUACAUUGUUUCUCCACUCCUUUUGUCUUUUUCUCUUGGCAUCACCCCCCUUUUUUCUGUGAGCCACUUUCCGAGACAAUAAUUCUCCCAAAAGCAGACUCAAAACAUAAUAAACAGAUAUCCCCUUAGCUCUAGCUCUUUUGCAAAUGCAAUCCAGUUUAAUUAUAAUGGCUUCAACUCCAGGAACCUGGGUCUUGUCAUUUUAUGACAGCACCAAGUCUCCUUCGUCAGCAGCAAAUGUUUGGAAAAGCACAGCCAACAUGAUCAAGGGGAUGGAUAAGGAAAGGCUGCAACAUUUGGGGCAUGUGUAUUUAGAGAAAAGGUGAGUAAGAGGGGCCCUGGUAGAGAGGCAUAAAUUUAUAAGAGGAGUGGAAGAAAUAGCUAGAGAAAAGUUUUUUUCCCCUCUCACAUAAUAGAAUUUGGGGAAAAUCCAAGGAAGCAGAAUGUUGGAAGAUUCAAGACAGAGAAUGAAAAGAACUUACGCAAACAGUGCAUAGCUAAAUCCCAGAAUUUUCUUCCACAAAAGGUAGUUAUGGCCAUCAACUUGGAUGGCUGUAAAAGAGAACUAGACAAAUUCAUGGAGGACCAUGCUAUCAAUGACUUCUUUUCACAGUGACUAUGCAGGGGUCCACUGGAGCUGGUAAUGGGAGCUGUGGCUUUAGUAUAGGGAACGCAUGUAUGAGUCAAAGGAGGAGUAUUUCAAGGGUGUCUUGUUUUCAAGCUCACAAACUGAUCCAGAGAGCCUAGCUCUGGAUAGUUUUGUUAUGUUCAAAGACAAGGAGAUUUCCUUUUGCUUUUUAAGGCAAGCAGGACAGAGCUGUUCCGUUUUGUCCUGUUUUGCUUGAGCAGUGAUGGUCACUGCUAUAAGAUGGAAUGGGACAGAGCAGUUGUUUUGUAGACCUAUCCACAGAGUAGAUGGAAUCAUAUCAUUUUGUUGGCCCGUGUUUUGGGCUCAUUGCAUCCUGUUGCCUCAGAACUUUUAGCAGUAAAGGAGGAAUCUUCAUUUGCAACAUGACCCAUUGUGUUUUGGAAACUUUUUUUUUAAUAACUGCAAGCUUUCCAGUGGGCACUGGGUAAUAAUAAUAAUAUUUGAUUUUGCACUUGUAUGCAUGUGAAAUUAUUGUUUGACCAUUCCUUGAUCUUUACAUGUUUCCUUGUGGUUGGCCUUCAGGGCCUUUGUUCAUUUCUUCCAGUUGUUAUUACUGGUAGUGGAUAUGUGGUGGGUGGCUGAGUCCCAUAUUAGUUAAUUUUUGAAAUAAUACUGUUAAUAAUAGUAUGUAUGUUGAAAGCCCAAAGUACUGCUUGGCACAGUUGAUUUAACAACAUUUUCCUUUCAUGGAUUCUAGUUUCCUUGUUCUCCCUGUGGGAAUCUUUUGGAACCUUCCCAACACCUGUCCCAGUUGGGCUAAGUUCUGUGAUGUUUGAGACUAUACCUAAUUGAAGCCAAAUUUGUGACAAUCUGAAACCAGCUGCUGUCCAUUUAAUUAAAUCUCUGGUGUCUGUUAUCUGGACAAUAGGAGUAGCCAGUGCAUUUUCUCAGCCUUGCAAGUAGGUCAUGAGAAGCUUUGAUCUUAUGGCUGUGGACAGGCAGUAUCUUUUCCUGAAUUGUAGCUUUUUGCAGUGUUACCAAAAUAAUAGCUACUGGCACAAAGGUGAAUGUCGAGGAGACGCUGUCUGAGAUUGUAGGUCUGCCGUUAGUGGAACCCGUAUCAUGUUAGAACUUCAAAUCAGUCUAAAGUUGAUAUCUUUUAGUUAGGAGAAAUCCCCUACAAUCAAGAACUUUUCAGUAUAAUUGAAAUGGUUUGGUGCUUUCAGACAAUUGAAAACCAGUGAUGACACAGCAUUUUUUAAAGCAACAACUUUGCUUGCUAUACUUAAGAACACACACACAACUUGACUUCAUUUAUUUUAAAGCCCUUCAUAAUUGUGCUGCUUUGGACAGAGUAAGUAAAAUCACUUACCAGUCCAAUAAAGGAAACUGGUGCUUCACUGCAGGAUUAUUUCCUUAUGGCAUUAAUCAUCUGCCUUGGCCUGCUUUCUGGAACUGAUUCACUCACAUUUUACAGCCUUCAUUCAGGUGAAGAGAUCAGUAGAUGGGGCUUAAGCGAAGGGUCCAUGGAGAAUUUCCAGAAGGUGUUCUGGGACCCGUCAAUGGGUCUGGGGACAUUUCAGAUGAGCUGCGAGGCUACCAACAAUGGGUAAGGGGAUCCAAAUGAUCCCCUUGCACUCAUUAAAGGAAUGUGUGACAGGGUGUGUGUGCUGUGAAGCACUCCAGUUGGAGAACAGCCUUUACCAAAGGUGUUGUGGACUUUGAAGAAGCUUGAACUCGGGACGAAAGGGAGAAACGUGCUAAGAAGAAGGCACGUUUGGCAAACUCUCACCAUGAUCAACUCUUGCCUGGAAACCUAUGUUCCCAGAACUGGUCUCCAAGGUCAACCUAUGGACACACUUUAAGACUGUGUUCAUGGAAGACAAUCUUACUUGGCUCUGAGUGAUCACCAAAUAAGAAGGGUAGGUCUGCCCCUGCUGCUUAAACACCUAUGGUCAUGCCUCUUCCUCACUUAGUAUGCUUGAAAAAGGGUUGUGUACGCUUAUUGACAUACAGAUGUAAAUCUCAACCAUCAAGGGAGAUCCUGAGUGACCCAGGAUCUCCCCUUGGAUGGUAGAGCCUCCACUUACAUAGGGCACCUUCUUAUUCUCAUACAUAGUAAAUGCACAACUAGGAGGGUGUGUGGUUUCUGAGCAAGUCAAUAGCUGGGCAUGGAGGGGCAGGAGCAGCUUUAUAGCCAUGUGACACACACAUUCCGGCAUUCUUUGAGCACAUGGGGUAGGGGUUUCUCAGUCCCCCUACCAACAGUGCAGCAGCAGGGGCUAAUGGCUGAGAAAGUUCUGGCUUAAGGGACAGGACUGACAAGUGAGUUCUGAACAAUGUCAUAAUUUAAUUGGUGGACAGUGCUCAAAAAACAGGAGCAGCAAAACUCAGCCCCCUUAUCUUUUGUGAUAGCUUCCUUAACUACUCUUUUAUUGAAGGGAAGGGGGAGCAGGGUAUGAUUUGGGUAAAAUUAGGAGGAGGCAGGGUGGGUCUUGGCGGUUUUAUCAAGAAUCAUCCUGCCUUUCUCCCACUUUAAUUUCAAGACUCGACUGUCCCAUAUUGUUAAAGUUUGAGGACCUUCAAAAUACACAGGCAUAACAGUGCAGCAUAAAGCUCCUGUCUAAUUCUGUAGAGUGGCACAUGAGAGACUUUGCCUAACUACUUAUAGAAGGCAUUUAGAGAAAAAAUUAACAAAAUGUAUGUGGCAACAUAAUCUUUAUUUUAUUUAUUGAAUUUCUAUACCGCCCUAUACCCAGAGAUCUUAGGGCAGAUCACAGAAUAAAAUAUUGGCAGUGUAAGGACCUUGGUGGCAAUAAAUAGCACUUGUGUGCAGCCUGUUUGAAGGUUAAAACAUUAUGGGAGAAUGUUUUUUAAAGUUGUGUUGGAUGUUGUAAGGAUAUGUUCUUCCAACAUCUCCAUGAGGAGUGAAUGCGUGGAGAGGGGAGUUGUACAUGUGCUCAGUUGAAUAUCAGCAAGGACUCCUUUUGAAUUUAAGUGCAUGCACACAAAUGGUGCUUCCAGAUGGGGGCUUAAUAUUGUAACUGGUCAAUGAGAUGCCAAACAAGUUGUUGGCAACAUUAGAAAACAAAAACAAACUUCUAGUCAAGAAAGGAAAAAAUAUAGAUUAAACAGGCAUUAAAUUGAGGGGAAUUGUGGACUGGCUAGGACUGAUGGAAGUUGUAGCCCAAAGCAUCUGAAGAGCACCAGGUGAUGGUUUGUUUAAAUGCAUACCUUUAGCUAAGUUCUGUGGUGAAAAAGAAUCAGGUAGUCUAUUUCUAGAUAAAUGGAUUUAUGAUUUACUAACAUUUUAGUUACAAACAGAAUGUCAAUCCAAAUCUUUUUGUCCUCUCUUUGUGAAGGUCUGUAGGGACUCGUAUGUGCUGAAUAUUUGUAAAAUAGUAAGAACACACCAGAUAAAACAUAGCGAUAACAGAACAGAAAAGAAAUCGGGAGUUCAUUGCAUAAUAUCUUAAGCGUAAGAGCUAGAUUAUUUAUCUCUUAUAUAAUUGCUCUGCAUCAGCAAGAGCUUUUCAUUGCUAUUGAUACGUGCAAUUAAGUCUCUGCUGUCUGCCAUGUCAAACACAGUUUUGACUCACCAUCUCCUCUCCAAGGCCACUCUAUCCCAAGACGCCCCAGACGACUCCAUUCUUCUGCUCGAGUUCUGCUAAUCCAGAUCUCCCUCUGCUGGCAGCAAAAUAAAAUGAUACAAAGUUAGAAUUUCACAAAAAUCAUGCUGGGCAGGAGACAUUCGGGAAUCAGGUGAUUGAUUGGGCUGCUGAGUAAAUCAACCCAGUAUUUAAUUAUUUCAGGAACUGCUUCAAGGCAUAUUAAUCUUUUUAUGUCCCUUGGAAUAACAGGGUGAGAUUAAGAAAUCCGGAAGCUCUCAUUGUGGAAUUUAUUCCAGUGGAUUUACAAACCUCUCAGAUGGAAUACUGUGGUACCUCGGGUUACAUACGCUUCAGGUUACAAACCCCGCUACCCAGAAAUAGUACCUCGGCUUAAGAACUUUGCUUCAGGAUGAGAACAGAAAUUGUGCUCCAGCGGUGCGGCAGCAGCAGGAGGCCCCAUUAGCUAAAGUGGUGCUUCAGGUUAAGAGCAGUUUCAGGUUAAGAACAGACCUCCAGAACGAGUUAAGUUCUUAACCCGAGGUACCACUGUAUACACAGGAAAACACACUUAACUUCAGACUAGGAUGACCAGGGGAAAGGAAAAUAGAGUUUGUGUAUUAUUUCAGAAAUUGUGUUACAGUGGUACCUCGGGUUAAGUACUUAAUUCGUUCCGGAGGUCUGUUCUUAACCUGAAAUUGUUCUUAACCUGAAGCACCACUUUAGCUAAUGGGGCCUCCCGCUGCCGCCGCGCCGCUGGAGCACAAUUUCUGUUCUUAUCCUGAAGCAAAGUUCUUAACCUGAAGCACUAUUUCUGGGUUAGUGGAGUCUGUAACCUGAAGCGUAUGUAACCUGAAGCGUGAAGCGUUUGUAACCUGAGGUACCACUGUAUUUAAGAAAUUUGUGUGAGUUAGGCAGAUUUGCCUUUAGAUUCAAACCAAAUUGAAUCUUCCACCCUAAAAUACUCCUAUUAAAGUGUGUAUAUCAUGGCAGCCUAAUGUAACCACCACACAAGGCGUUUCCUAUACAGUAUAAUGUUGCUGCAGCAAGAGCCUGAUUUGGGUCUGAGGCCCUUAAUGUGAUAGUAUGAAUAUAUCAGUGGCGAAAGGGAGAGUGGGCACUGAUCCCCAAGGCCCCCUUCCCCCACCAUCCAGAAUGCUCAAACCAGCCAGAAGAACAAACGAGUCUUGAGACGCCUUAAAACCUACAGUGGUACCUCGGUUUACGAACUUAAUCCGUUCCAGAAGUCUGUUCUUAAACCGAAACCGUUCUUAAACCGAGGCGCACUUUCCCUAAUGAGGCCUCCUGCCGCCGGUGCCCCUCCACCAUUUGGAUUCUGUUCUUAGACCGAGGUAAAGUUCGCAAACUGGGACACUACUUCCAGGCUGCUUGGCGUGAAAUUCACUGCCAGUGGUAUAGCCCUUUCUCUUACCCCAUUCAGAGCUUUGCAAGCUUAUUCCUCCCCAGAUAGGAAGUGUGAAAAGAGCUGCCAGUCCAUAUUUCCACUGAAACUUGGCAAAGUCUGGUAGCUUUUAGAGUUCCCUAGCCUGCAAUCCUGCACAUACUUUUGAAUAUGUCUAUUGCACAGAGUGAGACUUAGUUCUGAGUAAAUAUGGAGGGAUUGUGUUGCAUGUAUAAUAUGACUGCCAGAUCUUGCCAUCUGACAUGUUUGCUGCUAAUUACUGCAGAUUAAGCUUCUUGUUUCAAUUUGAGUUCAAGGUGGGGUUAGUUGAGAUGAGAGAUUCCAUGACUACUAGCAUGACUGUUAUUACCACGAGUACUGUUUAUUUGGGGGAAAUGCAGGGCCAUAUCUUUUAGCCAGCAUAAGUAAGGAAAAGGCUUGUAUCUGUAGAUGCAUAGGAGAAAGGGACAGGUUUGAUAGCAGGGUAGUGAAAAUGAACAGGGUUAAGUAGUAUUAGAUAGACUCAUAGAGUUGGAAAAUAUCCUGAGGAUCAUUCCGUCCACCCCUCUGCAAUGCAGGAAUAUUCAGCUGUCCCAUACGGGGAUCGAACCUGCAAAAGUGCAGUGAUGAUCCAGAAAGUGGAGAAAUAUUGGGUGGGGGGGGGAGAGAGAGGAAAAAAGAGAGAGCAUUGAAUAAAAGUAUUUAUUUAUUUCAUAAAAAUUAUAUCAUGGAAUUAUAGAACUGAACAGUUGGAAGGGACCCCAAGGGUUAUCUAGUCCAACCCCUGCAAUGCAGGAAUCUCAACUAAAGCAUCCAUGACAGGUGGCCAUCCUACCUCUCCUUAAAAACCUCCAGUGAAGGAGUGUCUACCACCUUCCGAGGGAGUCCGUUCCACUUGAUUUUAAGAAAAGAAAAAGCUUGAUUCUAAGGAAAAUCUUCAUCCCCAAUUAGCUCUCUCUGUGUUGUUUAUAACAUAUAAAAAAUAAGUAGCUGAGUCAAUCCGUAAUUCCCCCCCAAACCACAGUAAGAACUUGAAAGCUUGUUCCCUAUUUUGCAACAUUUUAGUUGGUCUAAAAAAAAUAAUUAAAUGCCCUACUAUAAUAUAUUUGUUGUUUGUUAGCCAUGUAUCUCCCCGUUAUUUAUUAUAAAUAAUUUAUGUUGUAUGUUGGGGCAGAGACCAAUCUUUUUUGCUUAUGCAAAACACUUUGUGCAUUGAUGACACUAUAUAAAUACUAACAUGGGUUAUUAUUUUCACAGCAACAUUGAUUUUAUUUAAGAAACAUUAUGUCCAGCUUUUUUCAGCACAAUAGUUUUCAGUGUAGAUUUUCCACUGUAUUGAAAUCAACUACAAUUUUAUUAUGGGAUCUGCCAUUUGAGAUUUAGUGCACAAUUAGUAUUUCAUUAUUUAAUUAGCAUGGGUGUUUAAUUAAUUAGCAUUAGUAUUUAAUUAAGGAUACAUUGCUAUUACCACUUCCACAAAUGAUGUGCAAGCAGGAUGUGGAACAUAGGAUUAAGCAUCAGCUCAGAUCACGAGUCUGUGAAAUCAGAUAUCUUGUAUCUCAGAGUGCCUGAUACCUACAGUUGGACAAUAAGGCACAAAUCCUGUGUUGAUGCAUUUCUUCCUUUGAACGUUCUUGCACAUAGGGUGGGUUUCAUGCUUGCACGAUAAUGCACACUGCCAAGGAGGAGGAGGAGGAGGAGGAGGAGGAGCAGCAGGAAGAUGCGAGUUUCAGCAUCAGCUGUCUUGCUGAUGAGGCUGUUUUCUUUGCAGUGAGAGAAGGUAGCACAGCAUUUCUGUCUGAAGCCAGCUGGUGAUGCUGCAGCCUUGCAAGAAGGAUUUGCAUGGUGGUGGGGAAUACAGAUUUCCCAUCCGCGCACCAAACCACUGCUGGGUGACUGAAGCAUCUGCCUCGCCUGGAGAGGGUGAUGGUGCUGUGCAGACCCCAGCAAUGGAGGUAGGAGUGCUCCAAGGGGGGCAUUUUCAUUAUCUCACUAAUCUCCCCUUUGGUGACCUGCCAGACUUCCCUGGAAGAGAGUGAGACAGAAGGGGAUUACCGAGACUGGAAUCACCCAUCUCGCUGAGCAGCCGCAGGGGGAGGUGGGAGGGAUGGGAAUGAUUGGUGUUCCACCCGCAGGCCUUAAUCCCCACUGGCUGUCGCUCAAGCAGGAUGGUUUGCAGGCGCUGUCGGAUUAAAGCAGAAUGGAAGGGUUCUGUAGGGUUGAAGCCUUCCUGCAUGGCUGAAGUAAUAUUUUACCUUCCAACCCUCCGCCUUGCCAAGAAGGGCUGCUGCACGCUGGGACCCCAAGCAGGAUUUGUACAUGGUGCCACAGGAGAGAGGGGCAGAAGGUCACCUGGGAUUGCACCCCCUGCCUGAUUCCACGAGAUGGUUCAUACCCAGGUGAGCGUUCAGUCUGGACAUCCAACCCGGACUUCCUCCCCCAAGUUGGAGGCUUUGAAGUGCAUUGUUCUACCUUUGGAAUGUGAAUGACGGGAGAGAGGGGAGGGGUGCCUGAUAGGCAACAAUGGAGCAGGCUGUUGAAAGGUGGAACAAAGAGGUAACUGAUCGCUCUCAGUUUGAAAUUCAAUAGCAUAAGGAUACAUUGGUUGAAAUCCAGGGUCGGAGGCUUGUAGCAUCAACAGUGGAAGACGCUUGUUGCAGCAUUUAUUUAUUUUUCGUUUUUAACAAAAACAAUUGAGUGUGAAUCCAAUGUCACUUCUAAAGCACAACGCGCCCCCAGCCGUGUUUGCCAGCAAAUACAGAGCUCUAGAGGUGGUGGGACAGUUGAAAUGGAGGCAGAUUGGCCUCUUGCUGUGAUUUUUGCAACCCAGCGAGAGAGAGUGGGAAGUGUAUGUUGGGAGUGUAGGAUGGUUGCACCUGUGAUGAAGCAGGCUGACUGUACUCUCAUGCGGGUGGAGGAGGCAGAGCAGCUGCACUGAUCUAUUUACAGUAUUUGCCUGGCUCCAGCGGGAGAUCUGUGCCUUCAUGUCCUAGAUAAAAACCUUUCUUUUGCUCCUGCUCAAACAGAUAUGGCACACUGGAAACCUUCUAAUGUAAAGUGCUCUGUGCUACAGCGUUCCAGGAACCUCUUGAAUCCAUUGAUGAGAGUUUUAAGGCGAUUCUGAUAAAUAGGGCAGUAUCUGUACAAAUAUAAUUGCUGUGCUGUGCCAGAACAAAGAUCUCCCUAGCACGGCAUUCUGUCCCCAACUAGAGCCACUCAUAUGCCCAAAGGAAGCUUGCAAACAGGGCAAGUCUGCAGUAGCUAUCCUUAUUCUUUGCUCUUAGCAUUGUGUAAUUAUCAGCAAACUGCCUCUGAAUGUGGAGGCUCCAUUGCUAGCUAUUAUGUCCUUCAGCCACUGAUGUCCCUGUCCUCCAUCUAAUCUGAUUAUUGAUUGCCGGUGGGUGGACAAUGUAUUUUUUUAUUGCUUUGGGCUAUUUUAUAGUAUCUUUGCAUUUUUACAAUGUAAGUCACUAUGAGACUCUCUUUUUUCUUAGGAACAUAGGAAGCAGUCUUAUAUUAAGUCAGACUUUUGGUCCAGCUGUCCCAAUAUUGUCUACAAUUAGUGGCAGUGGCUUCUCCAGAGUUUCAGACCAGAGUCUCUCCCAACUUUAACUGGAAAUGACAGGGAUUGAACCUGGGACCUUUUGUAUGCAACUCAGAUGUUCUACCUGAGCUGUGGCCCUUUCCCUUCUAUAAAAAAGCAGUUAAUAAAUUGAAUAAAUCAUCACCAUCAUAGUCAAUCUACUUCACUAAUGCUCAUCUCAGCAAUCUCUGUAAAUGAUUUCCACAGUAUGAUAUGGUAUGAUGAGUAAUGAUAAAUUAAUUGUGAUAUUUCUCUCCCUCCCCAAAUCUGGAUUUAGACUAGUGACAUUCUCUGUGUGGCCUGGGUACUGCAGUAGCUUUGCUGGUUCUUUAAGUUUAUUCCAAUUUCUUUUUCUAGUAGCAGAAGACAUGCUGGGACUCAUUAAAUCAGAACUUGGCCAACAUAUUUCUAAAACAAACAUGUGCACACAAAUCACUAUGUAAUUAGGAUUUGGGGGGGUACAGUGCCCCCCCCCCGAAUAAAUCCAAACACUUUUUUAGUUUCAUCUUUGGCUGUUUGCAGCCAUGUUGAUCAGACAAACACAGGAAUGUGCCUUAUGUUGUGUCAGAUCCAUCUAGCUCACUGUUGUCCACACUGGACAGAGCCCAUCUAUAUAUACUAGUAACAGUAAGAGCUCCCUAUAACCUGUUUGAAGAUCUCCCAUUCCCACAGCUUUGUUUGUUUGUUUGUUUGUUUGGUUAUUACAUUUCUAUACUGCCUUUCCUUCUUAGGAGCUUAGGACAAGGCACUUGGGGUGUUCUUUGAUCCAAUAUUGAUAGCUGAGACCCAAAUGGCCUCAGUGACCUCAAGCACCUUUUACCAGUUUCUGCUUGUUUGUCAGCUGCGGCCUUUCCUGCAUAGGGAUAGCCUGGCCACAGUGAUCCUCCAGAUCUGAUAACCUCCAGAUUGGAUUGCAAUAAGUACAUGAUAGGUAUCUUGAAAAUGGUUCAGAAGCUCCAGUCUGGCUGCUAAAAUUCUGGCUGGUUUACCCAGGAGAUGUAUUAAUGUUAGUUCAUAACAAACUACAUUGGCUUCCAGUUCACUACUGAGUGAAAUUCCGGUGUUUAUCUUCAAAGGGCUUGGGCUCCAAAUAUCUGAGGGAGAGCACCUCCUCCCAUAUCAGCUUGCCUGUGCAUUAAGAUAAUUAAAAGAGACCCUUCUCCGUGUUUCCUCUUUAGGAGAAGCACAUUACAAAUGCAUAAUAGAGAGGACUUCUCUGUGGUGGCACCACCACUAUAGGCUUGUCCUCCCAAGAGAGAAGGUGCCAACAUUUGUUUUUGUUUUUUGACACUAGGUUAAUGCCUUGUUUGUUUGUUUUGCCAGGCAUUUUAGAUUACGGUGUUUCAAACUGGUUGGAUGUUUUUAUUCCUCUGAAUUGUAUUGCAUUGUUUAUUAUAUUUUAUUCUGCAUUUUCGAGUCUCCUUGUAUAUCAUGGUGUAAUUAAUUUUUGGAUAUAGGGUGGCUUUAUUUUUAUUUUUUAAAUAUUAAAUGCAUAUAUGUAAAUAAAUUCAUGCAGCUACUCAAGUUUAUCAUCAUAGCAACCAUUGGGGGUAGGCUAAUUUUAGAACCAUCAGGGAUCUGAAUGCAUUCUUCCUAGUUUGGAUCUAGUACUUUACCCAUUGCACACACAUGGGUUGUACACACCACGUGCAGUCUCUAGAGACUCUGCUGUUCUGCCAAAUAUUGUGGUGUAGCUGGUUGCAUUUACACUUCCUGCAUCAUGCCUUUUUCCUGAUUCUGUGUGAGACUGAGAUUGAUUCCUGGCUGGCAACAGAUAGUUCAUAUUUCAUAAGCUGUUCAUUGAAUUUGUUCUUUCAGUAAAGGUCUGUAGUGGUGUUACCUCUAUAAAAGGUUCUACACAUCUUGAGUAGCUAUGGACCAAUGAUUACUCUUUCGGAAUGGAGAAGGUCGGUGACCAGCAAUUGCACUUUCAGAGUGCUGUGUUACCCAGAGGGAAGCUUCUGGAUCUGAGAACAAAGCCUGCUUUAGUUCAUUAUGACCAGGAAGCAACAGUAUACAGAAGGACCUGAGGCUUGUCAGUUUGAAAGUCACAGAUACUCCUUCCGCAGGGGGAGCAUUGGAAUUAGGUUUGUGACAUCCUUCCAUUUAGCUGUCACACAGAUACACCACCCUAACAUUAUGUUCAAAGUUCAUGCUCUAAAACAAUGGCUCUUUAAAAAAUGUAAUUUUGUAGGAUGUCACUUAAUUGCUAGAAAAAGGUAUAAUCUUCCCUCUGCUUCUGCUUAGUGUGAGGGUUGGAAUCAAAGAUAGAGCUCCAUUGUCAACCCACCCUAGGCCCUCAGUAGCAAGUGCCUGGUAUUGUGUGCUUUGAAAUUGCAGUAUAGAAGCCACUGCUUUUGGUCUGGUGAUAGGAAUCUAACUCUGCAAUUGUCAUGAACACACUGCCGGGUGGGGAAGAGCUCUCUGGGUUUAGAAGGUCCAAACUUGAUGAUGUGUGGAAUAAGUCAAUGCAUUUCAUGUUAUCUGUUUUGUUAAUUAAUUAAUUAAUUAAUUAAUAAUAAUAACACAGAGGGGACGAGGAUUGGGACUGUAGCUUGCUAAAGGAGAGAUUUAAUUGUUGAUGUAAAUGGCUUCUUCCCCACCAUGGCAAAGAGUGCUCAAUGCAUUCAGACAUUUAAUGUGUCAUCUAGCUGGUUCAUUCUGAAAUGCUUGAGUUUGUUUUCAGAGUUAACCCUGGCUCUCUUGGCCACAGUGUAAAGUUGCUCUAGCAAACAUGACAGCAGCAGCUGUGCCCUGCCUGCUCCCUUUCCUUAAAGCAUUGUCAUCAUGCUUUAGACAUUCCAGGGCCUCAGUUAGAGAAUUGCUUGAAGCCUGCGUGGCUUGAUGGCAAUGGGCCAGAUUUAAAACUCUACAGCUGGGUGGGUGUAUGUCAUCUAAGUUACCUAUUAGGGAAGAAAAGCUGGCCUGAUUUUGCGUGUGGCUUUCUUUCCACCAUGCUUCACAAAGGCACGCUGUGAUUGCCACAUACAUGUCUCCUGUCAUCCAGCAAUGAAAUACAAUCGCAUCGCCUCUAGGGUGAAGCAUGCUGUUUUAUUUUGGUCAGAGAAAGCAGGAGAGUGUAUGAUCAUGUUGCACUCUUUUGUUCGUGCCAACCAAGUCUAUAUGCGAAGUCCUUUAUAAGGAAAGUGGGAUAGAAAUCAUAUAUAUAUAUGCAUAAAUAAAUAAGACAGUGGCUGUUCCUUCUAAUUCCUCAGUUAUUUGCUUUGCCUAUAGCCGUCAUUUACCCUUACUAUGUUUAUGUAGCCUCAGCUAGAACUGAAACAUGAAAAGUCAUGUUCUGUGUCUCCCCCGCCACCCGAGUUCUUGUGCAAAUGAAAUCAGCAGUUGGCCAUAGAACUCCUGGCUUCUUUGGGGUUCCUUGGAGCACAAGGCAUUUGGAUGCUCAUCUGCUAAGCAUUUUCUCAGACUUUCCAUUUCGCUCAAAACUUCCCUAUCUGUGACAGUGUCUUGAAAUAGAUGCCCUUUCAAUCCAGCCUUCCUCAAGCUGAUACCUUCCAGACAUUUGGGACUGCGGUUGCUAUGCUCCCUGGCCAUAGGCCAUGCAGGCCAAAGGUGAUGGGAGCUAGAAUCCAAAACAUCUGGAGGACACCAACUUGGGGAUGGCUAAUUUAAUCAUAAUACUUAGAUAUCAGAAACUCUAGGAAGUAGAACUAUUCCUUUGCCUCUACUCCAAAUUUGGUGCCUCAUUAAGAUGGACAUGUUAUUGAUUCCUAGUUUUCAAUAGUGCCAUAUAUUGAAUUAUGGUCUAUUCCUUAUAGCGAUUGAUGUGGAAAUCUGAGGUAGUGGUGGUUGAUGGUGUGUGCAUCUAUAUUGUUGCACGCCACCCCAGUCUCUAAGUGGUGCGAGAUUCCAGGGGUUCCAGACUCUUACCCAGGGUUCGUGUUUCUUUUGGAAUGAUGCACAGCAGAGACUGUGGUGUCUUUAUGAAAUAUGAAGUUUAAUGGACUUCAAUGUCUGUACACUAAUGCGCAAAGCAUGGGAAAUAAACAAGAUGAGCUUGAGCUCUUGGUACAGCAAACUAAAUAUGACAUAAUAGGCAUCACUGAAACCUGGUGGGAUAAGUCCCACGAUUGGAAUAUAAUAAUGGAGGGAUACAAUCUAUUUCAGAGAAACAGACCAGACAAGAAAGGAGGAGGAGUGGCGUUAUAUGUCAGGGAUGUGUAUACCUGUGAAGAGAUCCAAGAUUUAGAACCUCAAAGCCAAAGUGAGAGCAUUUGGGUCAAAAUUAAGGGAGAGAAGAAUAACAGUGACCUCAUUGUGGGAGAUUACUAUAGAUCCCCAAGCCAAACGGAGGACAUAGAUGAUGCCUUCCUGGAACAGAUGGCCAAGCAUGCAAAAGGAAGGGAGAUAGUAGUAAUGGGGGACUUCAAUUACCCGGAUAUUUGUUGGAUGUCAAACUCAGCCAAGAGCAUAAGGUCAAACAGAUUCCUCACUGGCCUUGCAGACAACUCAUUGUCCAGAAAGUGGGAGAAGCAACAAGAGGAACAGCCAUUUUAGAUCUGGUCCUAACCAAUGUUGAUGACCUGGUUAGUGGGGUAGAAGUGGAAGGAUCAUUAGGCGUGAGUGAUCAUGCUCUUCUGAAGUUUACUAUACAGCGGAAAGGAGCAGCCAAGCAUACUAGGACUCAAUUUCUUGACUUUAAGAAAGCCGACUUCAUAAAACUUAGGGAAGUGCUGGGUGAGAUCCCAUGGACAGUAAUACUAAAAGGAAAGGGAGUUCAUGGUGGCUGGGAGUUUGUUAAGAGGGAGAUAGUAAAAGCACAACUUCAGGCAAUACCAAUGAGACGGAAACAUGGAAGGUGUCUAAAGAAGCCAGGGUGGCUAUCUAAAGAACUUUUAACUGAGUUAGGAUUAAAAAGGAUGUGUACAAAAAUGGAAAAGGGGGAAACCACCAAAGAGGAAUUCAAACAAAUAGCCAGCACGUGUAGACACAAAGUCAGAAAAGCUAAAGCACAGAAUGAACUCAGGCUUGCUAGAGAGGUUAAAAGCAACAAAAAGGCUUUUAUGGGUAUGUUCGUAGCAAAAGGAAGAACAAAGAAACAGUGGGGUCACUCAGAGGAGAAGAUGGUGAAAUGCAAACAGGGGACACAGAAAGGGCUGAACUCCUCAAUGCCUUCUUUGCCUCAGUCUUCUCCAAUAAAGAAAACAAUGCCCGACCUGAAGAAUUUGGAGCAAAUGAUUCAGCAGAGGAAACACAGCCCAGAAUAACUAAGGAGAUAGUACAAGAAUACUUGGCUAGUUUAGAUGUAUUCAAGUCUCCAGGGCCAGAUGAACUGCAAGUCAUGUCAGACUAACCUGAUCUCGUUUUUUGACAGAAUUACAAGCCUGGUAGAUGAAGGGAACGCAGUGGAUGUAGCCUACCUUGAUCUCAGCAAGGCAUUUGACAAGGUGCCCCAUGAUAUUCUUGUAAAGAAGCUGGUAAAAUGCGGUCUUGACUAUGCUACCACUCAGUGGAUUUGUAACUGGCUGACUGACCGAACCCAAAGGGUGCUCAUCAGUGGUUCCUCUUCAUCCUGGAGAAGAGUGACUAGUGGGGUGCCACAGGGUUCUGUCUUAUUCAACAUCUUUAUCAACGACUUGGAUGAUGGACUCAAGGGCGUCCUGAUCAAAUUUGCAGAUGACACCAAACUGGGAGGGGUGGCUAACACCCCAGAGGACAGGAUCACACUUCAAAACGACCUUGACAGAUUAGAGAACUGGGCCAAAACAAACAAGAUAAAUUUUAACAGGGAGAAAUGUAAAGUAUUGCACUUGGGCAAAAAAAAUGAGAGGCACAAAUACAAGAUGGGGGACACCUGGCUUGAGAGCAGUACAUGUGAAAAGGAUCUAGGAGUCUUGGUUGACCACAAACUUGACAUGAGCCAACAGUGUGACGCGGCAGCUAAAAAGCCAAUGCAAUUCUGGGCUGCAUCAAUAGGAGUAUAGCAUCUAGAUCAAGGGAUGUAAUAGUGCCACUGUAUUCUGCUCUGGUCAGACCUCACCUGGAGUACUGUGUCCAGUUCUGGGCACCACAGUUCAAGAAGGACACUGACAAACUGGAACGUGUCCAGAGGAGGGCAACCAAAAUGGUCAAAGGCCUGGAAACGAUGCCUUAUGAGGAACGGCUAAGGGAGCUGGGCAUGUUUAGCCUGGAGAAGAGGAGGUUAAGGGGUGAUAUGAUAGCCAUGUUCAAAUAUAUAAAAGGAUGUCACAUAGAGGAGGGAGAAAGGUUGUUUUCUGCUGCUCCAGAGAAGCGGACACGGAGCAAUGGAUCCAAACUACAAGAAAGAAGAUUCCACCUAAACAUUAGGAAGAACUUCCUGACAGUAAGAGCUGUUCGACAGUGGAAUUUGCUGCCAAGGAGUGUGGUGGAGUCUCCUUCUUUGGAGGUCUUUAAGCAGAGGCUUGACAACCAUAUGUCAGGAGUGCUCUGAUGGUGCUUGCUGCUUGGCAGGGGGUUGGACUCGAUGGCCCUUGUGGUCUCUUCCAACUCUAUGAUUCUAUGAUUCUAUGGUUUAUUUACAGAUAUAUUCAACCUGAGCCUACGGUGGUGGGGUUCACAGCAUCAACACCCAAAGAGGAUCUUGCUUUUCCUGUAGGCCACAGCCUUGGAUUCCAGCAUAAAUCAGGCAUGGCUCUGUCUCCCAGCUGCCCAGCCUGCAGCCUUCCCACUUCCACCUUUUAGAUCACAUAAGUCAACUCUGGCCUUUGUCUUUCUAACUACCAGGGAAUUGAGGACGGGUGGGGGGCUACCCAUUUGCUGUCUGGCACAAAGCCACUUCCUUUGUUACCUUAAUGGCCUGUACUUAGAGGACCAUUCCCUCACUAGGAAGCUAGCCUGGCUAUUCCUGGAAUUGAAUCUAUGCUGGAUCCAGGUAUUAGGAGGUUCAAGCAAUGCAGUCUACCCCACAAAAAACUCAUAAUAUGUUUUAAAUAGAAAAAUAUGAGAGUGGUUCCAGAACUUUUCAAGGACUGGGUGCUUCUAAUCUUUGCAAAUCCUGGCAUGCCAUCAGUGAGCUGCCUGCUCUUCUGACUGGGACCCAUCACUCCAGAAGGUCUGUCCAAGUUUGUCACUUCUGACAUGGCAUUUUCUUGUUGGCUGGGUCUUGGGUGCAGCAGCUAUGAUUCCUUCCUCCAUGCCAGCUGGCCUCUGACCGUGUUCGGUUUCGGGACUUUGCCUCCCUUUGCCCUUUUAAAGAUUGGGUUACUUAGAGAGUCGACAACUGUCUGGGGCAUGAAAAACUGCCUCAGAGAGCUGGAGAGUUUGGACGGUUCCAGAGAAACUCUUCAGAGACCAAAGCAAGUAAACUAGAGGAGAGGAGUAUUUUCUGGCUGGAAAGAAAGACAAUGGUAAAGGCAAAGGACUAUCCUUGGGAGACGUUUUGAGGAACGAACAGAACUGACCUAGCACAGUGACCUUUUGGUCAAAGGAAGCUGGAGAUCAAGAUUGGCUUCUCAGCAGAGGAGAUUGGCUUCCAGAGUAUCCUUUGUGUUUUCUAGCUGUAUAGCAUGGAUAUGGGAUGUUAUAUUUUUCUGCAUUACUGUGAUUUCUUGAUUUUUGCGCUCUCUGUGUAAGGUAGAGGGGAUUUCCCAGGCUUUCCUUAAUGGUGAGGAGUUAUGUGAUUGGAAUGCAAUUUUUGUAAGCAGAUGUAUGUACACGCUUCCUAGAAGUCUUACUAUCCCAUUUUCUGAUUGCUUCUAAUCUUUGGGGUUCAUUAGUUUCAGGUCACCUGGGUGUGUUAGCUCACAGAAGGCAUUUGUUUCUCGUUCAGUUUUGGAUGUUGACCCAGGUAUACUAAUGUUAUACAGUAAUCACAGUUAACAAUAAUGCUUUAUAGUAAAACCGUAAAAUGUUCAGUGUUUUAUUAAUGAAGAGGGUUACUCUUUUCCUGAAUGAAUCCUUUGCCAAGAGAGUUAACACAGCCCUGAAUUCAAUGGAUGGAAUCGUAGUAACAUGAGCUCUCCUUCCUUAGGUAAGACCUCUGGUUCCUUAAUGCAGAAGGACUGAGCACAGAAGCAAAGGAAGAAAAAAAUAGGAACAUUGCACUAAUUUAUUUCUCUGUGCAGAAACACAUCCCUAGAUUGAUGGAAGUGGGUUGUGCUUACAUUUAAUACAUGCUGUUACUACUACUACUACUUUAUUUAGUGCAUUUCAAAAUUGCAAGACCAUUGAAUAGUCUUUUUUUCCUAUGUGUACAUAGAUUUUUUUAUCACUACUGUACACCCAGUACAAAGAUCUCCUUCAAAAGGUAAAAGAUAUAAGGCCGGGAGGGAUGAAAAAAACCACACCUCCCAGCAGCCAUAAAGCAUCUUAUUCCAGUAAUCUUUACAACAACCCUGUGAGGUAGUCUAGCAGUAUUAUCCCCAUAUAACAGAUGGAGAAGCAGAGUGAGUGAGUGAGUGGGGGUGGUGGAGACUGAGGCUGAGCACAAUCCUCUGUAUGUCUGCUUAGAAGUAAACCCCACAUAACUGAAUGGGGCUGGCUACCAAGUACGUUGGAGCUACAGUUCUGUACCUAGUAACCUGGGAAAAGCCCCACUGAAUUCAUAGGGACAUGCUUUUGAGUAGAGGAUUGCACUGUGAAUUACUUAGUGACUGUGUGACAUUGAAAUGAGGGAGUUUCCAGCUCCCUAUCCUGUGCCAUCUCUAAAGCCAUUUGAAAAAUAUAAACAAAAUCAAACUUUAGAAAAUGCAGUUUUCCUGUUUCUUUCCUCCCUCUUUGUCUUUUGUUGGUACGGAAAGCAGUGAAGUCAGCGGGGCUGAACCGCAUGUCAUACAGUGCCCAAUGGAAAAAAUGGAGUAAGACUUUCAUAACCAAUUCCUUUGAUGCCAUAAGCAUGCUUGGAAUUGUACUAGUAAGCCGUGGCCGACCAGAUUUUGUUGGAUUACAAGUCCCACCAUCCCUCCCCACCAGCUUUGCUGGCUGGACUAGAUGUGAUUUGGGGUCAGAAAUAUAUGGAGAGCCACAGGGUCCCCACCCCUGAUCUGGACACUCACAAGUCCUGCUGAACUCAGCUCCAAGUAGGGCGGUCAGAUGCAAAAGAAGGCAGGACUCUGCACCUUUAAUAGUUGUGUAGAUGGGAGGAUUUCACCAGGUGUAUCGUGUGUGAUGCUGAAAUUUCUUCUGCACAUCUGUUAAAGGUGCAGGAGUCUGAGUCCUCCUUCCCUUGGCCACCCUAACUUCAACACUUCUUCAAAUCUGAAACCCCGCCUUUAAUUUGGACCUCAUCUAGAGCAAAGGAGUUGGUUUUUUAAUUUUGUACUGAGGCUGGUUUGAUAAAUAAAGCAUGUCAUGUAUGAUUUGGUCAGAAAUAAUACAGACUUUGACUCUUAAGGUUGUAAGAACAUAGGAAGCACCUGCUGGAUCAGGCCAAUCAUCCUGUUUUCACAGUGGUCAGCCAGAUGUGUAUUCUUAAUUUGGUGGAGGACUUCACAUACUGUAGUUUAAUUCUUUUUCCAAGUUCAGUUGAAUGCAUGGGAAGAGCUCUAAGUCUGUUGGUCAGGAAUUCUAGAGUUUUUAAGUUUUAAAACUUAAGUGAAACACUGGUUCUUUGGAUGGUGGUGGUAAAAUUGUCACUGAUUUACAAGGGGGCAAAAAGAGUCAGGGACCUGGUUUUAUGUUAGUUUAUUCUUUUUAAAUUGUGAGAGCUUAGGAGCGGUGAGAACUUAUUUACAGAUGUGUAUACUUGGUGUGGUAAACGGCGUUCCGUGUGCUGCGCUGGCUCGCCAGAUGCAGCUUGUCACGCUGGCCACGUGACCCGGAAGUGUCUGCGGACAGCGCUGGCUCCCGGCCUAUAGAGUGAGAUGAGCGCACAACCCUAGAGUCUGUCAAGACUGGCCCGUACGGGCAGGGGUACCUUUACCUUUACCUUCUUAUACUUGGUGUGUAUUUUUGCAAACAGGUGGACCAGAUGUGAUGAAUAUAAUGCAGUCUUUUACAUCUUAUAUUACCACUCCCCUUUAAAAGUCUCUUCAACUUGGAGAAUGCAAGGAGGUUGUAGUUGGGCAUCAGUUAACUGUGGGCAAGAGUGCUUUCUCCAUGAUUUCAAAGCAGCCAUAGUAACAUGGUACCCUCCACCUCCCCCCCUCAGCCUCAGCUAGCAUGGUGAAUUGUCAGGAAUGAUGGGGAUUGGAGUCCAACAUCUGGAGGGCACCUCGUUGGCUGCCUCUGUUCUGGAGGGGGGGGAGAACCCUGGUCACAUUUUGCAGCUGUUAUACUAGAAUAAAGAAUCCCUAUAAAUUUUGCAAGAAAAAGCCCGAGCAAGAUAUGGAUUCCCAUGACCUUCUGGUAUAUCCUUUCUGUGCUCUUCCAUGUGGGAUCAGUAGAUGCAAAUGGAGUAGGAAAUGGAUGAAUUAUAGAUUAAAAACAGUAAUCUCAAAAUGCUGGCUGUUCUUGGAUAUGUUGCUCAAAAGCCUAGUCUCCACAAGAAGAAAGAGGAAGGUUGACCACUAGUGGCAGCUUCAGGAUUCAUUUCUUCAGUUCAGGGGUUUGUAUAAACCAGCUUAUGACCAAAAUUGGAGACUUAAGGAUUGUGGUAGGAGGCAGCCUUUAUCUCCCUUUAGCAAGAAUAUAUACUCUAGAUUAGUUACCCUUUCACACAUAUGAGCUAGACAGGCAUACAACUAGAAGCAAGCUUGUAAAUAGGCAGUACCUUACUCACCUGUGGCUAGUCAGAAUUGCCACCAGGUGAGCAAAUAGGAAGAUUUUUUAAAUAUAAAUUUGAGUUUGCGCCCUCCCCCCAUCUCCCAGGCUAUAAAUGUGCUUUAUCAAUGGCUUAUACUGGUAUGCAUGCACAGGUGAGCAUAGAAAUGUGUGGGCUGGCAACUUAUUUGUAAGGCUGGUUAAAAGUAACAGUGCUGGUGUUGUUACAAGAAACAAUGCAGUUGGUUGGUAGUGAAAAACUGAGAGGGAGUUGUUCUUGGGGAGUUUUCUCCCUGACUCUCUUUUUGACUGUGACUAAAUAGCAUUGAAAUGCAUUAUUAAACCUGAUCUCUGGCUCUCAGUGUCCCAUCUGGUAGCACCCUCAUGUUGCCAUUUCAUAAUUUCAAUUCUUGUGAAAGCUGUCAUUACGCAAUACCUCUGAACAGCUACUGCAGACAUGUACACAAGGUAUCUCAUAAUAUGUGUGGGUAGCCUUUCCGGCUUUCUUGACAACUUUGCUUUGUUUUUGCCUUAUUUUUGUACUUAUGAACUGAUCUUGGGUGUCUGAAGUAGAGCCAAACAAGAUGUGAUGCAGAUAAAUACUGCUUUGUACAUGUCUGCCCCACUCAUAUAUAAAUCUGGGGUGUUUCAGGAGGAGGGGAGGUACGUAUAUUUAGACUGAAAACGGUGAGAGGGCUUCUGGAAGAGCCUUGCUGCUGUUAAGAGUUGUGUGCCUUCACUACCAGUCUUGAAGGUGCCAUGACAGGCCGCCAUGACUGUACUGCUAGAAUUGGGCCACCAGGAUAUCACUGUACCUCUGAUUGUUGGAAAUAGGGAGUGAAUAAGUGAAUGAGGUUGAAUCGCUCCGCGUAUUGCACUGUGGUGCCACAGGAAAAUAGACGUUAGCUCUGGAUGGAUGGAUGGAGGUGAUAGAAGGCUUGACUAACCAUAUCCAGACAGAUCUCCAGAUAUCCAGCAUUUCUUGUUCACAUUUAUCAGUUUGCAUGCAACCAGCAUGGGCCAGGCAGAGUACAGAGUGGCUUCCCAUGCCGAGUGACAAUAUCAUGUGCUCCCAUUUCUGCAUUAUGGCGCCAAACCACAGGAAGCUGUCUGGCAGUAUCCUUAAUUAACUGAGAUAAUUAGGCUGCAGAUAAGAAUUUCAGAGAGAGUAUGCAGUGACAUUUCAACCUGUUGCAGUCGCUCUGUAAUCUAACUCUCUUCAAAGCAAGCUUUGUUGAGUUGCCAGCAGGCCCAGGCAUGUGCUGUCAUCCAUAACAGGACUGGGUUGGACCCCAGCAGUGAUCAUGAAACUUUUGGAACUUUCCCUAGCAAAUGAAAGUCCUUAAAUAGCCUUCCCCUGGAUUCCAACCAGAGAGCAGCAAAUCCGCCUGCUUACUGGAUGCUGGUCAAUUUGCAGAGGUGAGUCACUGUUUUCUCACCACAGAACUAUUUGUUGAACAGCGCAGUCCUGCAUGCUUACUCAGAAGUAAGCAACAUUGUGUUCAACAUUAUGAAUGAUUCCCAUUGAAUAGGAUUGCAGCCUCUGUUUAACCACAAGGUGAUACACUCCUGACAUCUGUGCCCCAAACCCAAGUUUUGUACUCAAUUGCUGGUUUUUUGUUUUUUAAAAAAGAUUCAUACAAAACUAAAGUCAAAUCUGGGGCCAUUUGUUAAAAUAUCCCUUAAACAACCACAGGGUUUUUUUGUUUUUUUCUGAAUUAAGCCAUGUAAUUACCCUGUUUUAAACGUUCAUUGUUUAAGGGGCAUUUUAAUGAUCAAGAUGAUGGAGCAACUUCCCUAUGAGGAAAGCUUACACUGGCAGCGGUUCUCAACUUGUGGGUCCCCAGAUGUUGGACUACAACUCCCAUCAUCCCUGAGCUCUGGCCUUGCUAGCUAGAGGUGAUGGGAGUUGUAGUUCAACAACAUCUGGGGACCCACAGGUUGAGAAAGGCUGGCAUACAGCAUCUGAGACUUUUUAGUUUAGAGAAACGGUGAGUAAGAGGUGACAUGACAAAAGUUUAUAAAAAUUAUGCAUGGCAUGGAGGAAUUGGAGAGAGAAAAGUUUCUCAUAACACUAGAACUCAUGGACAUCACAUGAACCUGCAGGUUGAAAGAUUCAGGACAGAUAAAAUAAAGUACUUAUUCACACAGUGCAUAAAUUGUGGAACUUGCUCUCGUAGGAGACAGUGAUGGCCACCAUCCUGGAUGGCUUUAAAAGAGGAUUAGACAAAUUCAUGGAGGAUCAGGUUACUGGUGGCUGUUAGGCACGAUGGCUGUGUUUUAUCUCCACUCUGCUUGCCAGUUGAUGAGUAUCACAGGUGGGCAGAGUGCUGUUGUGCUCAAGUCCUGCUUGUGGACUUCCCAUAGGCUUCUGCUUGGCUACUGUGAGAGCAGAAUGCUGGACUAGAUGGGCCAUUGGCUUGAUUUCGCAGGCUAUUCUUAACAAAUGGCCUCAAGAUUUGACUUCCACCUUUUCUUCAUCAAAGAGUUUCUACCGCCCUCAAAGCCUAUAAAAACUUGAAAAAAUAAAAAUUGCAUUGAAACUAUACAGAAAGUACAGUAGCAAUAAGAAACCAUGCUACGAAUGCUGCCUUUUAUCCUUCUGCCAUUAUUAGUGGUGCUUUGCACUGCAGCAACACUGAGGUGUUCCAUUAUGCUAGGAGCUGUAUGGCUACCUACCAAGAUGCAUAUUUCACAAUCAGCAUGGGAAGAGAAUGUUGUUUCCAUUCUCCUAAUGAAGAACUAAGAGACUAAUUAAAAAUAGCCUGCUCAAGGUCACUCCUUUCUUCUUCACAUACAGUUUUGUUGAAUCUGUGCCUUCCACAUUGCAACCUUGCAUUUUUAUGGCAAGAUGUAAUCCCACAAGAAAUGAUCCCAGAAUGAGCGCAACAGAAGAACAAUCUGUGGGAAGCUGCAGAGAUAUAUUUAUAAAUCAGAAAACAGAUGGGAGAGGCUGGUGUUCAAAUCUUCCUAUAGGUGUCAAAAUGCUCACCUGUUUGGAGACUCUGCUUCUUGAUAGGAAGCUUUUAUGCUUGAUCAGUUUUAAAGCUUUGCAUACUCUAGUUCAAAGGCCUCUGGAUUUAGUCCACGUGCAAUGAAUGGGAGAUAGCUUCCUAAUAAACAGGUUGGCCUAUGGGAGAGCAGGUCUUCUCUCAAGUAUCCAGGCCCCCAGUUGUGUAUAAAGCUCUGAACAAGUAUCAAAUCUUUGAAGUGGUUUCAGUGGUGUAUUGGCAGCCAGUGCAGUUCCUGCAGAAUAUGUUCGCAGUCAGCCACUUCCUACAGCAGCCUACCUGCAGUUUCCAGACAAGUUUCUUGGACAGUUCUAUAUGGGGGUGUCCUAUCACUGGGCCUGAUACUAGCACCCAAAGCAGAUUUGCAGGAGCCUGUGCUCAUAUGAAGCUCUGGCCAAGGAAAAGUUUCACUCUCAAAAGCAGGAGACUUAACAGACUUCAUAAAGCACCUGACACUACAGUCUUAAACACAUUUACUAGGGAGUAAGGCCUCUUGAGCUCGGCGUAAUUUACCUUUGAGUAAACAUGCUUAGGAUUUAAUUGUUAGUCAUGUUUUUUUGUCUGUGGAUGCACAAGGCCAGAUAAUCUGUUGCUGUCAUGAGCAUUGAGUGCUCCGUAGUCCCCGGCUCAUUGAUGAAAUUGGCAUGGCGGAAGGGAUCUGCUAUAAGAUCUCUUUUGUGGCUAACUUGUUCUGUACCACAGGAUUUUCUUCUAAAUUGCUCUCUUCAAAGAGCACACUGCUUAUUCAAACAGGGCUGAUUGGUAGUGUUUGUUCUCUGAAUGCUUUGGGGAGGAGGGGGGUGGUGCGGGAAGCAAGCACCAAGGAGACAGAAAAGCUUCCCCCUGCAUCUUGCAUGUUCCUUCUGCCUCCGGGUUCACUCUGUUCUCUGUGGCACUAGCCAGGGCUUAUUGUACUUGGCUGCUGAUUCAGAAGCUUCAGUUCCCCAGCGAGCAGCCGAAACACACAUGCCUUCCUCUCCCCCCCCAUCCAUGGUUCGUAUGCUCCCACCAGUACCCAGCCCUCCAAUCCUUAACUCAACUCAUGACAGGAGGAGGAGACUUUCCCUGUGGAAGGAUCACACAGCUGGGCUCGUUACCAAUGCCGCUGCUCAUGCCAGAAAUGCACCCUUCUGAAUCUGACCCCUGCCCUGGGAAAAAGAUAUUGCUGCUCAACUCUUUAUUAGGAGUCUUUGUAAGUACAGCCUUCUUUCUUCUGCAUUUUCAGGAGCAUAGGCUCAUCGGAGGGCAGAUGGAAGCAUGCAGGACCAGCCCAAUAUGUCUUGCUGCCUAGGAUGGACAAGAUUUCUCUCCCACCCCAGUUCCAUGAGCAGAAGCUGAUCAGAUUGGCAGUUGAAUUGAACUUGAGUGCUGGCUGCCUCCACCACAACAGAGGGCAGCAGGUCGCUUACAGAGUGCAGGGCAAGCUGGGCGGCAAACACAGUUCUGUCCUCCAAGUCUUUACCACCUGAGGCAGAUGCCUUACUAUGCCUAAUGGUGGGGCCUGUCCUGGUUGCAGGACAUUUGGGGGCACCUUGAGUGGGGUGAUCAAUCUACCGGGUUUAUACUGGUUCUACUAGACUGCAGGAUUCCUUAUCAUACUAUAUCCCCUAAAACCAGCCAGCUGGAGAAGAGGGCAGAAGAAGUAGGAGGUGCUGUUGCCAGAAGCUCCCGUAUGGUCCCUGUCUUUCUGCCUCUUCCAUGAUAAGCAGAAACAUUUUGAGUGGUUGCAGUGCUAAACCUCUGCUGCUGGAAGGUUUUUGAUGUUCCAGAUGUUGCUGAUCUUCAACUCCCGUCAUCUCUGACCAUUGGAUAUACUGGCUGCGUCUGAUGGGAGCCCAGCAACAUUUGGAGGGCCGCAGUUUACCCACCCCUGUUUUAGGUCUGUUUGCUGCAGGAUCCUCUCCCACCCUGGAACUUUGCACCCUCUUCCCAAAAAGGAGAAGGCCAUCAGUGGCUGGUAGCCAUGAUGGCUGUGUAGUACCUCCAGCCGCUGAAUACUGGUUGCUGGGGAACACAAGUGGGGAGAACAUUUUUGAGCUCAUGUCUUUCUUGCAGUCUUCCUAUAAGCAUCUGCUUGGUCACUGUGGGAAUCAGAUGCUGGCCUAGAUUGACCUCUUGGCCUUGCUACAGAAGGGUUCUUACGUUCUUAUGCUUUUGGAUAGAAUACAGUUGUGAUGCUCUGCUUCCCCUUUUGUGGGGAAGAAUAUCAUAGUGAUGAAGGUGGUUGGAAUGUGCAGAUUUUCAUAUUUAUUCUGAUUGUGUUCUUGAAUCUUAGGAAAUUGCUUUCUCGGGGGUUUUUUGUUUUUGUUUUGUUUUUGCAAAAGUAGGCUGCUGUUCCCGCUGCAGCACAGUUCUCCUGCUUACCUUACUAAAUGUGAGGUGGCUUGGCAGCUGCUAUGGUUAAAUGAAAUAACUUUGUCAUUUUUUGCUCAAGAAGUUGCGUCAGCUCAGGUCUUUAGGAGAAAGUUGUGCCCAUUCCAGACAGUGUUCUGUUUUAGCACUGCCAGUCUGCAGAUCAAAUUGAAUUUUAACACACACAUACACACCGGUGUGCAUUUGUAAGGUGACCCUUAGAUUAUUUUAGUCACUUAGAACUGAAAUUUUUGAAACUCUGAUGAAUUUAGGCCAAGUUUCCUCCACCUCCUUCUGAGCAAGCCAAUAGAGCUCCUUUUUCUUGUAAUUGGCAGUGUCUGGGAAAACAUGUCUUGUGCUUACUAUUUUGAGCAUAGGUUGCUUAGCCCUUUUCCUCUUCUGCUCUGUUUCUGAGCAAACUGGUUAUCACUGAGCUGAAUUUUAUUCAGCAUAGACUUUCCAUUACCCAGCUUACAGAGGGAUGGCACUGCUGUUGCAGAAUAUGGCUCACUGGCCACAUUCAGUACAUAGAACUGAACACAUAGUGUGUUUUCUCCUUCUGUGAAGCUGCUCAUUUAAGGUGGCCUCCUACCACCCAAAAGAGAUGAAAUAUACCGCCAAAGAAGAAACCGAUCUACAUAAAAUUUGGAUAUGCUAACUGAUGUGUACGGAUGCCAAUUUAAAAAUAAUCAUUGGAAUUUACAUAGAAAUUUACAUAGAAAGACUUGUGACUGGGUGACCUGAGUGACUGUUCAGUCUGCUGUCCAGGUGCUGAUUUCAAGGUCCCCAACUCUCCUUUCUUGUGGUUCUUUAUAUGGAAACAAGAUUUGGGGCUGUUCAGCCCUCCAGAUAAAGAGCGUCUCUAAACAAAGUUCUCCUCAGUUUGGCUGCCUCUCAGCUCAGGGAAACUGGAUUUGGAGUUUUAUUUGCUGUUUAAAUUUCUCUCCUACCAGUCCAUUUGCUUAAGAUGGAGGUUGUCUCUGUGGACUCCUGGCUCUGUUGUUUCUGAUGACAUCAGGCUGUUGAAUGCUGGUGCAAAAGGAUGUUUUAAGAGCAGGCAUUGCUGCUGGAUCUUCAGGUUAAUGCUCAUCCACAUAGUACUUUUGAAGGGGAACAGAUGUGUAUUUGACUUCAUUCACAGUAACACCCUUUGGUCCUCUUUCUGCAUGUCUCCUUGAGUGCAAAAAGGGCCAGUUCCAGAGUACUGGGCUAUUGCAUCUUUUAGGUAGAAAAGAAAAUAUAUCGGAACGCCAUGGACUAAUGCAGAGUCGUGGCCAACCUUUUGGGCAAGUGUUCCAUAAGUCUAAUCCAAGUAUGAGACAGCACCACUCUAGCUCACGCUCAGUGGUGAAGGAAGGGGGUGCGGUAGGUGCAACCCCCCCCAGGGUGUCACCGCUGAGCGGGGUGACAAAAUGCCGGGUGGUACUCACCUGUGUGCGCCCGAGCCAUGCGUCUUUCACUAUCCUGGGAGAGACGUAGUUGCUUGGGUGUGCGCAAGCUCUGCGGUGAGUGCAGCCCAGCAUUUUGUCACACCCCACCCCCAGCUGUAGGGUGGUUGAUUGGGAGGAGGCAGGCAGACUCCAGAGGCCCUGCGGUGCGCCCCACCGCUAUGGGCGGUGCGCCUGAGGUGCCUGAGUGGCUUCCUCCAUUGCUGCGCAGAUCGCCGUGGCGCCCCCAUGUGCGGAUUGCCGCAGCACCCCAUUCACCCCCUGUGGGCAGAUCUCCCUGCCCCCGCCGCUCCGGCUGCUGGAGCACCUAGCUACGCCCCUGCUCAUGCCCCAGUAUUUAUGCAGCCCCCAGGAAUUGGGGGAGUUUUGAUGUUCUGUGUUUUGAUGUGCUGAGUUACAGGCAGCAGCAAACCAUGAAAAGACAGAAUGUAGGCCGGACUAUGCUGAGAUGUACCCGGUUUCUUUUAAAAUUAUAGUACUUAUUUCUAAAUUCAUAUCUAGACAUAUAAAUUAGUACACAGAAAUUUUAUGCAGAACUGUGCCCUCUUUUGUCCUCUUUUUUAUUAUUACUGAUGUGUAAGUGGCCACCCUGUUUCCACCACACCAGCUUUAAAUCCUGCUUUUCCUCCUACAUAUCCAAAGGAGCCCACUGGCUUUCUGUGGAAGAGAACUUUAAUUAUGAUUGAACAACUGCAAAGCUUUCCCUCCGUACAGGGAUUUUAGUUCAUUUUAUUUGGCUAAUCCUUAUGUCAAAUCUAUUGCACAGACAUUUCAGGUUUGCUGGGGUUUAUUAAACACUUUGCCCUUAAGCAUUUCUGGCAUCCCAAUUAUCCUUUUGUUGCUGAAAACAAUAAAACAGAUUGAUUUGCCGUAGGAGGUUUGACAUGACUUUGCAUUUGCAAAUGAAGUAUUCCACUCCGGUAGGUUUAGGACAUAAAGAUUGAAGGCUUAUGAUAUGGUCCAGAUGCAGGAAAUGAUGAGGUUCCAUCCUGCUGGAAACUAGCGUUGAUGGUAGUGUGUAAAGGGUCGGCCAUGACUGGACCUAAUGAUCAGGGGUCCCUUUACCUUUACCUUUUUAAUCCGAUGCAGGCAACUCCCCAUUUACAUGGGGGUUACAUUCUGAGGCACGAUGUAUCAAAGUGAAAUCGCGUAUAUUGGGAACACCAUUGAAAAAGCCUGCAAGCACCACAGUUGCUCCCUUCAAACCUCCUUGCUCAAACUUUGUGCUAGGUUUCCUGGGAUUGCUCUUGCAAAGCCUUGCUAGAUGCUGUUUUCGGGCCGUUUUGCCAUUUCCACUCUCUUUUAGGACUGUUUUUGCCCCUAUUUGUGCCACUUCCGGAUUUGUGGGAAUGCGUGUGGUCACAGUCGCAUUUGCCUUGAACGCCUGCAAAUGGGGAGUUGCCUGUAUAUUGUCUGAAUCUGCUAACAUUUUUGCUGUUGGACAAGUCUGCUGCGUUCACCAUUCAAACUGGGAUAUUUUGCUUGCUGUUGUAAUGCUACUCUGAGCAUGGGUGCAUCCAAAUAGGGACUUCCUUAACAUCAGAUUUCCCCUGGACAGGGGUAAUCUGGUUUAAAUUGCCUUUGACGUGAUAGCUUCUAAGUGCCCUCUUUGGUCAUAUGGGGCUCAGGAGGGUGAGGGUUAUGUGAGGCUGGCGAGCUGUGCAAGUAUUAGCAGCAUACUCUAGUACAAAAACAUUUGUUAUUGUCUGAAAAUAGAAAAUCUGUAGCACUACCCAGUUUGUGGCUGAUCCCUGAAAGUUUAAAAGAGCUUUAUCCUGAAAAUCCCAUUACCCUGCUGUGUUUUUAGUACUAUUCCCUUUAGUCUGAUUAUGUAACAAAUGUUUCCAUUUCCACAUCCAGUAUGCAUUCCUGUGUUCAAAAUGAACCCAGUAUUCAGCACCUUUAGGCAGCCAAGGCUUUCCUGGGUUUUUAAUUUUGUCCAAAGAGCCUGGGAGAGGAAGUUCCUAUAGCUUUAUAAGGCGUGAGACACCCGCUACACACCCGCACAUGCUUCCUCCUCUGGAAAAUCAGGCUCCAUGGCCUCCAUCAGAGUCAAGAGAGCCUGGCUCACUCAAGCCAGCUGGGUUCCUGAACUCUGCUGCUUAAGUGGGAAAGAAAAGGUUCUCUUGGACUGUACAGAUUGACUUUGCCCAGGGGCGUUUACACAGGCAACCUAGAGUGCUGAGAGUGCCCUAACCUCCUCCUGACGUUAACGGGAGCUGAAGGCGCUUAGCACCUUGUAGGAUCAAGGCAGUUGAAAAAGCUGCCUCAGCGUUCCUCUAACCUCUGCACUGAAGGCUGGCUGAAGCUCUCCUUCUCCUCCAAAGUAAAGUGCUCUGCAGCUUCCCACCUUGUGGUGUUUAAUGGCAAUGGCAGCCAGUCCCCACCACCACACAAAAAAGUUAUGAGCAACCCACCAACCCUUCUCCCAAACAUCUAUACGUUCCACGCAACUAUAUACAUGUCCCCCUUACAUGCACAAUCUCAUAUCGCUCUUUUCACCUUAGGAUUGAAUAUUGCUUCUUUGUUUUUCUUCCUUUCCUCUUCUUUCCCCCUCUGAACUAUCUCCUUCUAAACCCCAUUUCUCUCUUAUUCCAUGCUUCAUCCCAUUUCUCGCUCUGUUUGUUUUCUGCAGCCUCUGCUCCACCUUUUCCCUCUUAAACCCCAAUUGUUUCAUCUAUACUCAGUCCCCACCCAUGGUUUACAAGCUUGAUUCAAGUGGUCUGUGAAGUGUCCGUGGAUUUAUAGUGGAAGAUGGGAGAAGGCACAUCCACUGUAUUAAAUAUUUAUAUUGAUUUUUAAUUGUAUUUUACUGCUUUUAUCUCUCAUAAGUUGGUAUUUGUACUACAGACUAAAUUCUGUGGAAUUCACCUGUAAUACAAUCAAAUGCAAUAUAUAAGAAAUAAAGGAAGUACUAAAAAAUACAACUAAAAAUCAUGUCACAUCUAAUGGAGCAGUUUACAGUUUCAACAAGGGGCAGAAAAAUCAUUCAGCAGUCUGCCAAGACCUGCAGCAACUUUUCAAAUGGUUUGGGGUGGGAGAAGUUUUGGGAAAUACUGCCCUAGUUCAUGAAAGCAUAUUACAUAAUGAAAAUUUGUUGAUUCAUAAGAUGCCACGAGACACUCUGGGUUGUGUCCAAUGCUAGUGCUACUUAGAGUAUAUCCACUGAAAUUAACCAACCUAAGUUGGUUGUGUUCAUUUGGUUCAGUGCAUCUUCUUUGAGUAGAAUCAAUGUUGGGUGCAACCCUUGGUUUUUUCUGCAACAGACUGACAUGGCUGCCCCUCUGAAAAUUGCCUCUGUUUCAGUCAAUCACUCAAGUUGGCUUGGUUUUCCUCAGGCACUAUGACCUCACUGCUACUGUCAGCAAGAUUGCUUGCCUCCUCUUGUCACGCUGCCUGCCUUUUGAGUGCAAGCCUUCUCUCAGAGAUGGCUUGCUCCAGGAUCACACAAGGCUCCUGCUGAGAUUUCAGACAUUCUGUGCCCCUUCAAUAUCAUUAUCCAGUCAGGCUGAGGAAAUUGCUUCUUUUGUGUGCAUUAAUUGAGGAAGCAUAUAACCUCCCUGUGGGACUUUUGUCUACAUAGUAGGCAAGGGAAAUGUAUUUUUGGCUGUUUCCAAGGUCUUUUCACUAAUUUGUGUAUUGAUAUUCAAAGCACUUGGUCAGCCAUGCUCUUCCUUCCUUCAAACAAUUACUUUCUCCCUCUUUCCUAUGUUGAUAGUAUUCUUUUUCUUUUGAGGUAGCUUUUAUACUCCGUAACACAAUAUAAAAAGCACACUGUGCUGGUUGCUAUGCUAACCCAGAAUUUGGUCCUCUCUUAAUAGGUAUGCUGUGGUCACUAUGACAUACAGUUCUGUGAGUCAUUUCGGGGACUGGGUUAAAAAAAAAGAAAUAGAAGACCAUCACAAAAGGCUAGCAGUUUCUUAACUCAUUUCUGUAAGGUAAUUCCCCCAUCAAAGAUCUUCCCCGGUCCCUAGCUGCUUUUAUCUUUCAUAAGAUAAUUUCCUAUCUUUUGCACAGUUGGAGUAAAAGCAGUGGGGAAUGGGGAUUUGGGGCAGGAAAAUAGCCUCAAUGGGAAAGGAUUUGGAAUAUUUCCCCCUGUCCAUUUAAAUGGCAGUUUCAUUGCUUGCAUUUUGUAAAACAAAAGUGUAACAUGUAGUUCCACCCUACAUUGAUGUUAUUGGGGAGUUUCACAUAUUCUGCAGGGAAAAUUUGAUGCUUGAUGGGGAACCUCCAUUUUGUAUCUUGUGUUUUGACACCCCUAGGCAAAUAAGAAGAAACCUCUUUCAAGAAACCUCUUUCAACAAUUGUGGCUUCCCGCAAAGAGUCCAUAGCUUGUUGAAGGUGCUGAAAGUUAUUAGGAGACCCCACACAGAGUUAUAAUUCGCACCACCCUCAACUAGCUACAGUUUCCAGGAUUUUGUUAAAGUGCUAUAAGAGUGCUUUAAAUGUAUGGCCUGGGUGUGCCCUUGGACAAGGUGACAUAUGAUAAACCUCUUGUUCUGCCACUCACCUUCUUUGGUGCUUCAUGCAAGGGGAGAAUAGGUGUGCAGUUGGGGCAUUAGAACCCUGCCAGUCUUGAAGGCUUGCUAUUUUAUGAAACAGCUCUGCAUGCUUGUAGCUUCCAGACUUUGUAGCUUCCAGGUUAGGCUGAGAGGCAGUGUCUGACUCAAGGUCACCCAGAUUUGAACCCUCGUCUCCCAAUCCCAGUCUGUCAUUUUGACCACUAUCCCACCCUGAACCCCAUCAACAGAAGCCCUAUGCAAGGAUUUGUACUUCCACAACAGGGUCUCCCUCCUGCUCCCCCUGCAUGCCCCCAAAAUUGGCCUUGAGGGGGCAUCAAGAGAACUCCAGAGCAAUGCAGGAGGGGAACAGGGAAUUGAUCCAUCUGAUAAGCUGUUAUGCUUGCAAAGACAGAAUGUUUUAAUAGCAUAGUGCUGAAUUCCACCACACACAUGGUGAUAUUCAGUGCUGGUCCUACUCAGAGUAGACCCACUGAAGUUAAUGGCCAUGACUAAUAUAGCUUUAUUAAUUUAAAUUGGUCUACCCUGAGUAGGAUUUGGUUGAAUAUAACCCAUAUAUAUAUAUGAGAGAUAGCAGCUAGUUGGUCAAUUAAAAAUUCAGCAUAAAACAGGACAAAAAAGGCAGGCUUCCCCUAGUGCCAUAAAGAAAAUAGAGAGAGUGCAAGGUGAGUCUCUCUAAGAAGGGAGUUCCUUUAAUGAGGCACAGCAACUGGAAGACUCUGUCUCUGGUUACCACCUGCCUUACUUUAUAUGGCAUGGGGAUGUGGAGCAGGGUCUUUGAGGUUGGUCUUAAUGACUUGGCAGAUUUAAGGUAGAGAAACAGUCUUUUUGGUACCCUGGUCCUAAGACAUUCAGGGGUUUGUAGGUUAAAAUUAGCACUUAACAUUUUGCUCAGAAAUGACCUAAUAACCAAUGUAGUUGUGCCAGAACUAACGUUUAGAUGCUUUGUAUGACUCACCCCAGUGAACAAUUGUGCUGCUGCAGGUACAGUGAGUUGCAAUAGCCUGAAUGAGAUGUUAUCACUGCAUGGAUAACUGUUCAAAAGAGUGUACCUGGUUUUGUUUUGACCCAGACUGGUCACUGUCACACAUGCUAUAACUGGGUUAAAGUCAGUUGGACAGGACGAGGGAAGUGGCGGUGUACAGUACAGGCAAUAACCAUUUUGCACGUGUUCAAAGCUCACGUGAUAGUGCACACGUACACAUCACCGUGAACCCAGAAGAGGCAAGAAAAUAGGUUGGAUUGAGGGUGGAAUGGGGUGUGGCAGAACGCGCCCCACCAUCACACGCAAUGAGCCUGAAUGCAAACCCCAUGGAAAUUGGGGGUUGCCCUGCAUUUCUAAUUCCUAAAGCCUAGUUUCACCAAUAAUUCUGAACCUGCCCUUGGCACAGGCCUGGGAUUAGAAACAUGUUUCUUGUGUUCCAGAAAGUUAUGUAAGUAGUUGUGCCGCAGAGGGACAGGUUCAUUUUUGAUAAUCAGGAGUUUUGAUUGUCACAUUGCCACACUUCCUUCUAUUGUAUCUGCACAGUUGGUGUUGGCUAUUUGGGAAUCUGAUAUAAUUUUAUCGAGUAGACCUCUGGGGACAGCCGUGCUUUCCCCUACCUCUAUCUCCUUGAAUCAUACUUACCUAUGUCCUAUUUUCAGCUUCUUCUAUAAAGGAGUUUAGCAUAAAAUCAGGAAGAGGCUGCCAACACAGGUUCCUUAAAACAAAAACAAAAAACCUAUCUUGGCCUUGGAAUUUGAAAUUACCUCUUGUGCAAGUCUGCUUCACAAGACAGCCUGCCAGCAUUGCUGUGACUUUUGAAGGCCAAAACAGACAUGUUGCAGGAGAGCCAUGAUUAGAUCUCUUUUGCUCCCCAUUUUAAAAGAUGCUGCAAAUUCUGAUACUGAUUGGAACAGCAACAUUAGGGCUUUAGGGUAGGUAGGAGAUGAUUAACUGUUUUCCAUCUACCCUUCCCUCCUCCAUCAAAAAUAACCACUCAUGAAGCUGCUAGUAGUCCUAAAGUGGAAAAGGGGAAGGUACUCACAUCAUGUCUCUCUUUCUUCCCACUGUAGUGCUAAUACCAGCUUUGAAGAUGGGGAGGAGCAUUUAAAUAGGGGAAAUGACACAUUGGGAAAGAGUUAAAAGAGCCUUUCCCACAGUACCGAUAAUCUCCUCACGAUCCAAGACCCAUCUCCACAAAUGUUGGGCUAUCCAAUCUCCUGUUUUGAUGUCCCUACCUUAGUUGAUGAUAGAGAAAUCGUUUACUCAGUCUUAAUUUUGGGGUGAGGCUGGAUAAGUUUACAAUGGGUGGGGAGCCUGUGAUAUUUCAUACACUGUUGGACUUCCAAUGCCCAUCAGGCUCAGUCAGCGUGGCCAACAUUCAGUGAAGACAGGAGUUGGAGUACAGCAACAUCUAAAGCAGCCUUUCUCAACCUGUGGGUCCCCAGAUGUUGUUGAACUACAACUCCCAUCAUCCCUAGCUAGAAUUGCCAGAGCUCAGGGAUGAUGGGAGUUGUAGUCCAACAACAUCUGGGGACCCACAGAAUAUGGCUAACCUGAUCCAAAACACCCACCCACCCCACUCACACAUAAAAACAAAGAUCACCACAGCCAAUCACAAACAAACAACCACACCCUAGUCCAACUCUCUCACCACCAAAGAAACACAAGUGACUAUCUGGGGAUCCACAGGUUGAGAACCACUGAUCUAAAGGUUUGCAGAUUCCUUACUUUAUAUCAACAGCUGACCAUUCAGCUUCUGACAGUUAACCCUACAGAAAGCCCCUGUUGGUAAGUUUUCUACAGACAUACUUACUACCAUGUCUAAGAACUAUUUUCUAGAAUACAUCCAAAAGUGGUGCCUUGGGUUUGUUCCUCCUCUGUUGUUUCCUAGUAGCGGUUUCUCCAUCUCCACAUGGGUUACGUCCUGCCUUACUUAAAAAAAAGGGGAACUGAGUGACGUAGUCUUUGCAAUAAUUGCACACUUCAUGGAAACAGAAGUUGAGCAACUUCUCUAAUAAAUUGACUUGGUUUCCUCUUUCAGCUUCACCAGGCUUGCUUUUAUCUUGACCGUACACAAAAUAGUUCUUUUUUUUUAAAAAAAAAAAGAAUCUAUAUCUUGAAGGUUUCAGUUCAAUUCCUGUGAGUCGAUAAGAGAAAAGAAGAAACUCCUCACUGUGUUCUGGGUCCUGGAAAGCCCCCAGAGCAGCUCAGGAGCUAAGAAUAGGCCACCGGUCAGUGUUUGUAAAGUCUGCAGUUCCUUCUUGUUUUUUCCCCCAAAAAAGUGCUGAUCUUAUAAGGUUGAGGCAAGUUUGUGGCUGCUCUGAAUGAUGUUGUGUGUGGGUUGUGUUUUCCCCGCCUGCUUGCCUCUGUCACCCAGCAAAACAGAUCAGUAGGAUGUCUGAAGCAGAAAGAUAACAGUAGCCUGGGCAAGACUCCGGUAGCUUUGGGAUAGCUUUGUCGGUGCUUCCCUCAUGGUUUUUCCUUUGCCAAGGAUCUUCCUUUGCUCAGCAGUGAAGCUUAGACUACUAUGAGAAAGAAGAGAGUGCUGGAACCAGAUGAACACUGGAAGGUAUGGUACAAUGAUUGGUGCAAACCGGCCUUUCUUGGGGCACAGCUGUAUGAGAUACCUCUGUAGAAUCAACAGGAUUUUUAGCUUUCAUAAGUUUUGAGCUGGAACUUCAACACUUGAAGAGAUAGCUUAAGAGCUAUUUCACUCCUGCAUGAAAGUGGGAUUAAUACAGUGAGAUAGGAAGGCUAACCUCGUGAUGAAUACACAAUGGAAUCAGUGUAUAAUGUAUACUAAGUCAUUGGUUUAGAAGUAAGGAAACAGGGUUGUGGCUAGUGCCAGUACCAAGCAAAAUUGGGCAGCCGCCCAGGAGCAUGGAUGAUAAAUGGGCCCCUUAAGCUGAGUCCAAGACCUGGCACAGUCCUUAAUUAACCACCUCCUUGCUUUCCCAGCACCAGUAGAGGAGUGGGGAUCUGCAGUGGUCCAGAUACUGUGACCUUGGACAGGUAUUUUAAGAUAGUGCCUCCCAAUUUAUGGAAAACUAACAUACCACAGCUGCAACAUCAUUCUAAUAUAGGGGUGCUAAAAAUUGGGGUUCUGUUUUCCCACUUAAAGCAACUUGUCUGAAAAUGGUUAUUGUGGGUGUUACUAACAACUUUCACUUUUAGUUCUGGUGAAGUUACAUGUUUCUUUCGAAGAAUAUUUUGACUGGAAGCAAGUUACGACUCCUAACAUUGCCUCAUUUUUUAAGCUACUCCUGCAAGGUACUCCUGCAAAGUAUUAUAUCAUUUGGAAAGGGAGACUUGUUGUAGUCUGUAGAAGUAUAUUAGGCAGUGCCUAUCCAUUCAUGGUUGUUGUUUAAUCCUCUGUGUGUAUGCUUAUAUAUAUAAUUUAUUUAAGAAAAGCAAAUAUGUAAUAUAAUCUCAUUUAUUUAAGGAAAACAGAGUCAAACUCCUUCAUGGCAAACAUCAGUAAUCUCCAUUCAGCCCCACACCUGUCAAGGCUUGUUUUGAUUGGGAUAUGAAUUUCAGUUGCCACAUCUCUUGAAGGCAAAAUGGAUGAAGUCCUUUUGUUACUAUGCUGAAAAAUUAUGAGAAUUGAAAAGGCACUGAAUUGUACUACUUCAGUUUACAACUCAGGAAGAUUUUUAUAGGCAGGUAUAAUAUCUGCCAUUAAACUGCAGUUAUCACAUGUCUGAAUGAAAUAGCUCCUGGGGUUCAGCUGUGCUGGUCCUCAAGCUGGGUAGAAAACUUUGUAAGGAGAAAAACUAGAGAAGCCUUUGCUCUUUGUUUGAUGGGAGUUGUAGUCCAAAACAUCUGGUGUGAUCUCGAUCUCCCAUCCAACCAUUCAUUUUGAGCGCCUAAACAAAACUUACAUGAUGAAGUAGACUCUAGUUCAUGAAAACUUAUGUUGUAAUAACUUUCUUUGUCUUUAAGGUGUCAUGAGACACAUCUGUUGUGUUUGCUGCAACCAUGACACCAUGAUAAUGGGAACAGAUGAUGGCUAUAAUAAUAAUAGUAAGAACUUUAUUAUUUAUACCCCACCCACCUGGCUGGGUUUCCUCAGCCACUCUGGGUGGCUUACAGAAUAUAUAAGGGCAAAGGGACCCCUGGCCGUUAGGUCCAGUCGUGGAUGACUCUGGGGUUGUGGCACUCAUCUCGCUUUAUUUAUUUAUUUUUAUAAAUAUUUAUUAAAGUUUUCACAAUAUUACAUAAUGAAAAAGAAAAAAGAAAAAAUACAAAAUAAAAAACAGUUAAAAACAAUUCCAUCUUUUUGUCACUUAUCUUUCAUUUACUUGUUUCCCGGACCUCCUCAUACCUCCCUUUUUUGUAUUCCAGUUCAAUUUAUUAGUUCAGCAAUUCCUUUCCCUCCUUAUUUUAUCCUGAUCCUGAUCCUUAAUCUUAAUAUAUUAUAACAUUAAAUUUUUACCUGUUAAAAAUCCAAUUCUUUUAUAUUCUUUUAUACCAUUACAGCUAGAAACCACUUAACUUCAAUCCAACAUCAUUCUAACAUUCGUUAAUUUUGCAAUAUUUCUGUAAAUAGUCUUUAAAUUUCUUCCAAUCUUCUUCCACCGACUCUUCUCCCUGGUCUCAGAUUCUGCCAGUCAUUUCCGCCAAUUCCAUAUAGUCCAUCACCUUCAUCUGCCAUUCUUCCAGAGUGGGUAGAUCUUGUGUCUUCCAAUACUUUGCAAUGAGUAUUCUUGCUGCUGUUGUGGCAUACAUAAAAAAAGUUCUGUCCUUCUUUAACACCGAUUGGCUGACUAUGCCCAGGAGAAAGGCCUCUGGUUUCUUCAAGAAGGUAUAUUUAAAUACCUUUUUCAAUUCAUUAUAUAUCAUCUCCCAGAAAGCCUUAAUCCUUGGGCACGUCCACCAAAGGUGAAAGAAUGUACCUUCAGUUUCCUUACAUUUCCAACAUUUAUUAUCGGGCAAAUGGUAGAUUUUUGCAAGCUUGACUGGGGUCAUGUACCACCUGUAUAUCAUUUUCAUAAUAUUCUCUCUUAAGGCAUUGCAUUGCCGUAAACUUCAUACCUGUGGUCCAUAACUGUUCCCAGUCAGCCAUCAUUAUGUUAUAUCCAACAUCUUGUGCCCAUUUAAUCAUAGCAGAUUUCACUGUUUCAUCCUGAGUAUUCCAUUUCAACAGCAAGUUAUACAUCUUUGACAAAAUCUUAGUGCACUCAUUUCGCUUUACUGACCGAGGGAGCCAGCGUAUAGCUUCCAGAUCAUGUGGCCAGCAUGACUAAGCCACUUCUGGCAAACCAGAGCAGUGCACGGAAAUGCCGCUUACCUUCCUGCCGAAGCAGUACCUAUUUGUCUAUUUGCACUGUGUGCUUUCAAACUGCUAGGUUGGCAGCAGCAGGGACUGAGCAACGGGAGCUCACUCCGUCAUGGGGAUUCAAACCGCUGACCUUCUGACCGCUUCAGGUGUCUUCUAAAAGUUGUAUAGUUCUUUAACUCCUUGACAUCUGAAGGGAGGGUGUUCCACAGUGCGGGUGCCACUACCAAGAAGGCCCUCUGCCUGGUUCCCUGUAACUUCCCUUCUUGCAGUGAGGGAACUAGCAGAAGACCCUUGGAGGAUGUAGUGGUUCUAGGGGUUGCUCGUGCGUAAGCCGGUGCAAACACCUGGCUGGGUUGCCUGAGUGAACCUUUUCUGUCCGGACAGCCACUUACUCGUGGCUGUCUCAAUCGCUGGCAGAAUCCGUCAGUGGGCGUUUCUUAAACUUCUUCCAGCAAAGAAGCUCUUUGACGCCUAGUCUCCUCCUACUCUCUCUGCGUGAAAGCCUUCUGCGCAAGGAGGGCGUAGGCAGCGGAGGACCUCUACUCUCCCCGCUGGUCCCUGGCAAGGAAUCAUGGGACCGCUUUGCCGCUUCCCCCAUCUGCCCCCCUUCUCCACUGGUGCUACGCUGAUUCUCUUCCCCAGAAGAUGGGCUGCCUCUCCCAAUCCCGGGACGCUCUCUGGAAUCCCUCUGGAUUUUGCUCUCUCCCUCCGGCACUGAUGGCAGUUCCCUGACAGAGGAGGACCUCAGUGUCUGGGCUGAGUGAUAGGGGUGCAGAUGUUCCUUCAGGUAUACUGGACUGUAUAUUUCUCUGAUCAGGCAAACCAGACAUUGCAUUUGUCUGUAGGAACAAAUCUGGGAUGGCUGGGACUGCUGUUGUGGACAAAACAUUUAUGAGUUAAGUCUCCACUUCUUCUACGUUGAAAGCCUUUCUGUCACUGUAGUCUAGUAACAAUGGUUCAUGGGCACCAGAGGCUCUUCCAUGAAAGCAGUAUGAAAAUUACUUACACAGAGUCUACAGAAUACAUUUAACUUUUGCCAUCUCCAAACUGCAAGUCCUAUGCCUCUGAUGCACCACUUCAAUCUGCAUAAUAUUUUGCAUAGAAAACUCAGUGAGUGGCAAGUAUUUGGUAGUGCCCUUUGUUACAAAUGGGAGACAAAUAUGCUUUAGGGGUUUUAUUCUGGCAAUUGGGCAGAGUUCCUGGAUUCUGAAGCAGCUUCCUAAGAACAUCAGGCCAAUGUUAAGCAGGCUUUACAAAACCCAUUAACUACAGCCCAUAUGUAAUUAUCAGCUUUCUGUCAUUCUAGUCUCAGGGGAUGGCCUGCAGAGUUACAUUUCUGCUGAGCAAAAUCAGGAGACCGGGGAGCAUUAUUAACCAAACCCUGAAGAAUAUCCUGAGGUGCUCUCUGGUCCUUUCACCUCUACUUAUGACACGGUACAAAGUUUGGCUCUUGCCUUUGCUUUCUCAUUUCCCUUACUCAAGUGGUAUGAUAGGCUGAUUCUCAAAGGGCCAUGAGUCAGGAUUCCUGAGUUCUGUUUUGUUCCGAUGCCCUGAGGAGGAAAAAUAAGUCAAGGGCACAAUUCACAAAUUUAUCAACGCAACAUCAGUGGAAAUGUACUAUGAAAGUCCUUAAGGCAGGGUGGACAACCUGUAUGCAGAAGGGUACAUGUAGCCCUUAGCCUAAUUUCAUGCUGGGGAAAUGAGGGAAAUGGGGUGGCAGAAGGAGAGGAAGAAAGGGGGGUGCCAUGCUCAGAUUUUGCUCAGGCCCUGCCACCACCAGCAUGCGUCUCCUGACAGAUUACUCUCAAGGGAAUGAGACUACAAACUGAAAAAAUGUUCCCUGCUUCCCAUUAAGGCUUCCAGAUUUUGUGUACAAAGAUAACAGACAUUCCACAGUAAGACCACUGUUCCAUUCCUUCCAUCAAUAGGAACCACAGACAACUGAGGAUGGAAGUCUCAAACUAAAAUUAAAAAAUGGGUUGUUGUUUUUACCUGAAUCUUCAAUAAUUCUGAUGGGAUUUGAACUAGUUUUACUCUUUUUUAAAAAGCCAUAUGGCUCUGUUGUCUUGCUGUAAUACAAAAAUAUUCUAUAUUCCAUAUUUCCAAAUGCAUGAAAAAGGGAAAUAUGAUAGACUUCAGGAUAUGCCCUUCCUUCAGAUAACUUCAAAAUGGCAUCUGUAUUGAGAGUUUGGUAGCAGGCAUAUUUAAAUCCAUUUUACCAAUGAAUUGGUAAUUGAAAGCUGGAUGAUCAGUUAAAACUCUGUGAUGCGGUGACUGUCACCUGAGUUCUCAUAUCUUUUUCUUCUAGCUGUUUUUGGUAGUUCAUCGCCAUUUCUCUCUCUCAUGCCAUCAUGUGUUAUCUCGGGGAAUGACAUUAUUUAACAGAGCCUUUUAACUCAAGUCUCUUUCUGUGCUCUUUCUCCUCUCCCACAGUUGGAUAAAGGGGAUGUGAGCCAAAUCAGCCUGCCUUCCAAUACAAGCCACGGUGAUGCUGAUGGCAACUUCUGCCUUGACGUUCCAGAUGGCAACCCAGACCCGCAGAGGACAAAGGCUGCCAUUGACCACCUGCACCAGAAGAUCCUCAAGAUCACCGAGCAGAUCAGGGUUGAGCAAGAGGCACGAGAUGACAAUGUGGCUGAGUACCUGAAGCUAGCUAACAAUGCCGACAAGCAGCAGGCCUCUCGUAUCAAACAGGUCUUUGAGAAGAAGAACCAGAAGUCAGCCCAGACCAUCGCGCAGUUGCACAAGAAGCUUGAACAUUAUCACAAAAAGCUAAAGGAGAUUGAACAAAAUGGGCCCUCUCGACAGCCCAAAGACGUCUUCCGGGACAUGCACCAGGGCCUCAAGGACGUAGGGGCCAAUGUCCGCUCCAGCAUCAGUGGCUUUGGAGGCGGAGUGGUUGAGGGUGUCAAAGGUGGACUGUCAGGCCUUUCUCAAGCCACCCACACAGCUGUGGUUUCCAAACCCCGAGAGUUUGCAAGCUUGAUCCGCAACAAAUUUGGCAGUGCGGACAACAUUGCCCACUUGAAGGACACGCUGGAAGAUGGGCACCCUGAGGAGGCUUCACGGACUCUGAGUGGCAGUGCCACUCUGGUUUCUAGUCCCAAAUACGGCAGUGACGAUGAGUGCUCCAGUGCCACUUCUGGCUCAGCAGCAGGUAGCAACUCGGGGGCGGGUGCUGGUGGCUUGGGCAGCCCCAAGUCUAACACCUUGGACAGUCACCACUAUAAUUUUGAGACCAUCAUAGAAGAACUGAGGGAGAUUAAGGACAUUCAGUCCCACCUUGAGGACUCCAUGGAAGACCUCAAGGCCCAGCUGCAGCGAGACUAUACGUAUAUGACUCAGUGCUUACAGGAAGAGCGUUAUAGGUAAGACUUGUUGGGUGUGCUGCUGUUAAUUCCCAGUGGGAAACUGUCACACUUAACCACCAUAUUUAAUUGUCAUUGACUUGUGGAACUGGGCAUGCUGGCCAGUCUUUAUGUUGUGGCUCUUGAAGGGUCAUGCUGUGGGGUACAAUAGAUGAAGAUGCUGGCAAGUAAUGUAAUUAGGCUUUAUGUUCCUAUGCAAAGAAACAAAUUGACAGUGAAUUUCCCUUUAGAAGAGGCUGUGGCAGAGAAGGGGAGAUGAGAUGCUACAAAGCAUAAGGCAAUGAGGGAGGAAUUCAGCCUAUCACCUCAAUCCAGUCAGUUAUUUAGCAGCCACAAAGGAUUCUGGGAUAUCAGAACCAGCCCAGCAGCAUGGACAUUUGCUUUCCAUUUCCUAAUUUCCCCCAGAUACUGCUAUUUCUUUCUCCUGCAAAGUUCUGUUUGCUUUGGCCACAGUCCUGUGCACAAUUACCUGGAAGUAAGCUCCACUGAGAACAGUACGUAUUUCUUUAUUUUUAAAAAUAGCUAUCCACUUUUCUUUAUAAAUCCAAAGUGGCAACUUACAGGAUAACACAAACCAAACAACAACCUAGCACCAGAAACCGCAUAGAAACAACAAUAGAUAACACCUAACACAAUUAUAUGCAUAUGAUAACUCAAGAAAGUAAUUUUCCUUGUUAUCCUUGCAUGUUUACGUAGAGAGAGAGCCAAACAGAAAUUUGUCUCCUUUUUUCUAAGCCAAUAAUAAUUUUGCGGUGGAAGGCCAAAGCUUUUGGAUUUAUGUUCUUUAGUUGAAUUUAGGCUCCCAUUUAGUUGCAAACCAAUAUGCCUUAAUUGCUAUAGCAACCAUGAGUAUGCAUGCUUGUUCAGGAAAUGUCUGAAUUUCAAAUGGGGGGGGAGUUGAAUUUUAAAUAAGUGAUUCAAAUAAGUCCUCCUUCCUGGUGAUUUAAAUCAUGAUUUAAAUCCUGCCUAGCUGUCACUAGCUUUGAAGAUGUCUGCUGGAAUUUCCUGUACUGUAAGUUCUCCUCAAGAAGAAAGACACUGCACUAUUAACUGCUUCUAUUUAUAAGACACAAGAGGAAAUGCAUUCCUGGCUGAAUGCUCAGUGCCAGCUUCUUGCUUCUCUUCCACCGGUGGAAAAAUAAGGACCAAGAACUCUUUUGCCUGUGGGCUUCAUUAAAAUUGUUGGCAGUGAGGAAAGAAUUAUGUUUCCAUUUUUGUGUGAGAGAAGGGCCAUAGGCUCAGUCCUGGGAUGACACUUGCAUGCAGUUGCUAUGUUUAUGGUUCUCACAGAUGUGGGGAGCAGAAGUCUCUUGCAGGCUUAUGGUCCCAACCAGCUCUUAUGUCUAGGGCGGGGGUGGAGAAACCGUGGUCCUCCCAGAUGUUGCUGGACUCCAGCUCCCAUUAGUUCCAGCCACCUUAGCCCAAUGGCCAGGGAUGAUGAGAAAGGUACUUGAGCAACAUCUAUGGAACCACUCAUUCUGCAUCCCUGGUCUAGGGGUAUGGCUCUUCCUCAGUGUCAGAGGUCUCUGGUUCAAAGCCCAGACAACUGUGCUGGGGGCAUGGAGAGAAGGAGGCUGGUUGGACUUUUGGGGAGCUGAUGUAGGUCAGUGAAUGAGCACUUGCCUUGCAGGCAGAAGGUCCCAAGGUCAAUCUCUGGUAUCUCUACUAAGUAGCAGAGCUGAGAAAGACCGUGAGUCCUAGGUGAGCUGCUGCCAGCCAGAGUAGACAAUUCUGGAGUAAAUGGACAUAUAGCCAGACUUUGUAUAAGGCAUCUUCCCACAUAAUCCAGUCACCAUAGAAUAAAUAGCACACAGUCUCUGUGAGUGCUUUCUCAGUGAAGCAUCUCCCAAUUUUCUGAGAAGUGUCUCACAGGGCCAGUUUCCUAUUAGGAUCAGCCAAGGCUGCAUGCACUCAUCCCAGAUGGCCAUAACAAAUCUGCAGGCAGGUUACUGUAUGCAUCAGUUUUCCACAUUGGUCCAAUCCUACUACUGAAAUCACACUUACCUUUUGCCCCACUAUUUCCAGGCAGAUGUCCACACUUUAACACUACAUGUCCAAUGAAUUUUUUAAUUUUCUUUUGCCCUGAGCUUUUCCCGUGAAAGCCUGCUCUUUAAAGCCAAAUUGAAGCAAACAGCAAUUCAGGUUUUCUGCAGGUUGAUGUUUGCUCCAACUGAGCUUUAAAGAGCAAGUUUUCACACAGAAAGCUCUGCAGCAAGAAAAGAAAAGAAAAGAAAAAUGGUGCUCGGACACAAAGCUUUAGAUUGCGGACCAUGCCUGGAAAGAGUGGAAGAAAGGUAAGUGUGGAUAAGCCUUCAGUGUGAACAGCGUUUCAUGCAAGCAGCUGUACAUACAGUGAAUGUGCCCAGGGAAAGCAAGGUUGCAGUGGCAAAUCCUACCUCAAUUCACUGGACCUUACAAUCUUCAUGUGCAUACAAAGUGUAUGCUUACAGUUUUCCUGCAUGCAGUUGGGGCUGUGCAGGGCCCCUUACCACACUUGUCUUCCCUUUGUAUAUGCAUAGAGAUUGUACAGACAGUCUAGUGCAGUGUUCCUCAACCUCAGGUUCCUUGUAUUUAUUAGACUACACCUCCCAUCACCCCUGACUAUUGGCUAAGUUAGCUGAGGAUGCUGAGAGCUGUAGCCCAACAUCUGAGGACCCAAAGCUGAAGAACACUAGUCUAGUGAGCAUAUGUAGGUCAGGGAGGGGCUCAUCACCACGAGCCCUCUUCUCCCCACACGCAUUCACUAGAUGUGUGUUUGUUUGAAGUGCUUAUCUGUGUCCUCAUUUAUUUUGGAUGUCCAUUUUGUCCUACACUGGUAUUUGAUGCUCCCCACCCCCUGCCGUUUUGGGGUUUUUUCCAGAAGCUGGAAAAUAUCUCAAAAUAUCCUGGAAGGCAAUUAUCAGUGACAGCAGGGAUGGAAACAAAACUCAUUGUUCCCAAAGGCAGGAUUGUUUCAGAAGAGACACACCCCCCUUCUCAUUUGUUUUCCACUCACCCACAUGUAUCCCAUUUGAAGGGCUGAGAAAAACCUUUAGAUUGCAAUUGAAUAGUGACCACCAAACCAGGAAAGAGGUGGGGAGAAAAGAGGAAGGAACUGCAGGUGUUCCAGAGAGAGACAGAGAGAGAGAGAUUUAUUUCAGGCCUGACAAGUUCUGAAAUAAUCCUUCAUCCAAGCCACAUUUUCAAUGGCAGCUUCCACCAAAUGCAUAAACCACUAAUGCAGGUGUGAGGAACAUUUGGUCUCCACAUGUUGCUGACAUACAACUACCACCCCUUCCCAUUGGCACUGCUUGCUGGCAUUGAUAUAAGUUGUGGUUCAGCAACAUCUGGAGGGCCAAAUGUUCCUCACACCUACACUACAGUAACUCUUAUAGAAUAGGUUAUCCACUUGAUAGAAAUUGCUGUUCAAAACAUGCCUUCCAGGGAAAGAAUUAUUCUGAAGUACGUUAGACCUGAAAUAUUUUUUUCUUUAAGCCCCACGACUUUUUUCCUCAUCUCCCCCUCACCCCCAAAGUUGAAUGACAUUUAUUCGGGAAUCAACUCCGCUAAAUGCAUUGGGACAUUUCUUUAUCUAUCUAUCAGUUAUACGUUUUUUUAAUACAACGCUUCAAACAUAUUUCCAGCUUUGUUUACCAAAAGAAAAUAACACAAUAAAAUGUGAGUAACAAAGGCAUAAUAAGGCCAGUACAAUCCUUAUUAGUUCCUCAAAAACUAAUGGAGUUGGGUGAUGUACAGCAUAAUAAUAAAAACUCUGAAACCUUAAAUACAAAAUAACAGUUCUAAAAAGAAGCAUUAAACCAUCUAUAUCAGGGGUCAGCAACCUAAGGUCCAUGGGCCAGAAGUGGAGGUUGUUUGACCGGCCCACAAGCCGCCCCCAAACCGACCCACCCGCUUGUGUGCUGCACUAAACCAGCGCAGCACGGGGACUUGCUCCCGUUGUGCUGAAAAUUGCGUCAGUGCACGCGCAGACGCUGAAAAUCGUGGGCAUGCGUGCUCACACACAUACGCGAUCUGGCCCAUGGAGAGAUCUCCGUGGGACCGAUCCAGCCCAGGCAAGAUAAACCUUGCUGACCCCUGAUCUAUAUGAAACUUAGUGGAAACCAAAACUCUACCAGCAGCACACAAUUUCAGCUUAGAGCAGCCUGCAUCAACCUGGUGCCCUCCAGAUGCAUUGGAUUGUGCUGAAGACAACUCAUGUAUAUAUAAAAGAGCACAUAACCUUAGGCAGUGCCCUAGAAACAGUCCUCCUUGCUUCAGGUGGUUAAACCAUGUCCAUCUACCCAUCAGCUGAUAUCACUGGUGGUGCCAACUGUUGGUUGGGAAGGCAGGGUUAAAUCUCAUAUUGACUGCACACACCUACAGAACAGGCUCCUGCAGCCAAAGCAGCAAGAUUUAAUCCCCACUCAUCAGCUGAUGAUCGGGGUUAAAUCCUGCACAGUUUUAAGCAGUCCAGCAAUCUGGUUUGAGCCUCUGAUUUUCAGCAGCUCAAAGAAAAGAGGAGGGGGCUGCCUGAAAGCCCUUUACAAAAGGGUCUCAUCUUGAGCGGGGGAGCUGCAGGUUGCUGUAUGUGACAAACACCAUAUGUAGGAUUGAUACCCUCUGCUUUCAAAUGAUAGAACCACUGAUAGAAAUUUGGCCACCACCAACUGGGGAUGAUUGGAGUUGUAGUCCAAAAUAUUUUGAGGGUCUCUGGAUGGGGAAGGCUGCCUUAAAGCAUACUGCACGGGGCACAGGAAUGAGAUGUUAAGAAACAAAGCAUUGCAAGUAAUCAUUUAGUUGUGCUUAGGACAAUAAGCCUAACAAAAUGUUCAGUGAAAUCUGAUGUCUUCUUAGAUGGCCUCCUGAAUAAAAUGAGGUGAUGGGAUAUGGUUCCAUGAGUAUCAAUGUAACAUUCAAGACAUGUAGCCCUUUGGCUGGUUUACCCAGAGGUAAUCAUCACAGUAGCUCUUUAGAGGGGCAUCCACUGUCAAAUUGGUUCUUCUCACAGCUGUCUGACAGCCAAAUAUGAAACACAAUCCAAUUCCUUGUUGGCAUCUUCCUCUGUUGCAAGAAUGUAGGAAGCUACCUUCUUGCCCUAGGUCAGAUGUUUGUCCAUUGAUUCCAGUAUUUCCUCUGGCUAGCAGCAUCCCAUGCCACCUGAUCUUUGCCCCUCCCAACCCCCUCCAAUCCUGGAGAUGUAAGGGACUGGACAAAGCAUGUGCUCUAUCACCAAGCGGUUGCCCCUCCCUUGUAUUUCAUAGUUCUGCUCAGUAUUCUAAAGAAAAGUUAUUAUGAAGAGCCAAGCCGCUCAUGCAAUGAUUUUAUUCAGUUCCUUUUUUAUUGCUAUAUUUAACUUGCCAUUUGCUUUUGAGUUCUGCUGUUUGUUUUUCUUUUAUUUUCUAUUUCAGUGCAAUAGACAAGUCACUGGCUUGGUUUAAUGCUAUAUAAGGUUAAGCGGUGGAAAUGGGAACAUGUUUUGAAGCAUAGUUUUCCGUGGUGAUCCAGGGGUAGCCCAAGAUGUUUUGUUCCUUUAGGUGAGGAGCAGGACUUCGUCUUCCACUCCCACAUUCCGUGUACAGAAUUCAACUGGACUGGCUGCUGAUAGAAUCUCAGGGUAGUUCGCAACAUAAAAGUGCAAAGCAACAUAAAAGUACAAAAUACUUUAUAAAAAUCAAGAAGAAGAAGAAACAUGAACCAGUAAUGCCUCCUCCCACAAACACAUUUAUCUGUUAUUUUCAGUUACUUCCUAUUUUGAGUGGCCAGAUAUCACUGUGCUUAUUCAUUUAAGCUUUAUAUAUAGAAUUGUCCAGAGUGCACUUUCAUGUUUCCUGUCCCUUUGAUGCUACUCUUUACAUUUUCUUUCCUCUGAAUCCAUGUAGACAUAUAUAUUCCAGUCUACAAAGGCUGAUGCCAUAACACACAGAGUGCCAGAAGGUUCCUUUUUACUUGCUAAAGGACCCCCGGUUUUUUUUUGGGGGGGGGGGUUGCACUUAAAAUUUAAGUGGAGGAGGAGGAGGAAGAUUGCCAGAGCCACGUAUCACUAUUGGCUCCCAGUAGAGGGAAAGACGAGGCAGUGAGGAGCCCAUUGCAGGCACAGCAGCUGAGCCAAUCUGAUGCACCUGUUUCUGCGCCCACACUGAGCUGCCCACUGCCUACCUCCCCCACUUGGGUAAGUGGUAGAGGUAAGUGGCAUUGGGUAGGCAACUCUGCCCUACUUUCCCUGCCAGCUGCUCCUGCUUGUACAGAUGACAGCCAGUCAUCCUGGGGCACAGCCUUGCUCUGCGGAGGCUGUUUUCUGAUCUAACACAAGGGUUGGCCAACCAGCAUUGUGCAAAUCUGACCUCAGACAGUCCCGGAGAAGGGGCUAUAAUUGGGUUGCAGUUGCAGUGAGUUUGCUUCCACAGUGGUUUAACUGUUCACAGUUAAAUUACACUACCCUUUCUGUUCUGCUUGACUGUCAAGGAUAUAGCAACAUCCUGAAGGAACGAGGCAGGGACGUUUCAUAGGGAUAUAAGAGGAAAUCCGGUCUCUUGGAAAGUAGAGAAAAUAUAUCAUUAAAUGCUUUCAUCGUGUAGAGUACUCCCUGGAGCAGCUGCUUCUGUGGACUGGCAUUACCUUCCGCCAUCCCCUGAGACCAUCUAUAGCUCCUGCUGGCUUUUUACUCAAGAGGGAAGAGACUGGAACAUGGAUUGUUACAUCAGCUGCUAAGGACAGAAAGACUCUGGCAUACAUACAGUGGUACCUCGGGUUAAGUACUUAAUUCGUUCCGGAGGUCCGUUCUUAACCUGAAUCUGUUCUUAACCUGAAGCACCACUUUAGCUAAUGGGGCCUCCUGCUGCUGCUGCGCCACCGGAGCACAAUUUCUGUUCUCAUCCUGAAGCAAAGUUCUUAACCUGAAGCACUAUUUCUAGGUUAGUGGAGUCUGUAACCUGAAGCGUAUGUAACCUGAAGCGUAUGUAACCCGAGGUACCACUGUACGCUAUUUCUAAGUGCAUUCUAAUCAUCUUUGUGAACCUGUCAAGACUGAAAAGCAGGAUAUUAUUUAGUCAGCUGUCAGUGUUCUUAAAUGGUUGUUCAGCUCCAAGGAAAGUUAAAGUUGGGUGUUGUUUGUGGGCUGAUGUUUUCAUUAGCAUUGGCAAGUUCAUCGCCAAUGAACUCAGAACAUCCUUCCCUUCCACUUCCCCUUGAGGAUUUAUCAGCCAGUAGCAGCGGCACAUGAGAAAAUGGGAGAAGUGAGCGCUGUCUCUUCUCGCCUAUCUCUCUGGAACUUGAAAGGUUUGAUGGUCCAUUAGAGAUGUAGCACUGCUGUCAUUGCUACUCAGGAGGGGAAUAGACAGAGAUCCCUCCUUCCUACUCCCUGGAUGCCUCUGCUAAUUCUAGCUGGUGAGUCUUGAGGAGAGAGAGGAGUUUGGGAAUUGGGAAGGAUUGGUGUAGGAGAUUAAGGAAAUCUCAGCCAGAGGAAAAAUUAAGGGAUUUGAAAAGUUCAUGUUUUCUUUGACACCAGCAUUUUGAGCCCCCAAAGCUCAUACCCACACCUGAAUACAAUGAGCUUCCCUGACUUCUCCAGCUCCAAAUUCUCACCCACUGCAUGUGUUUCUCCCUCUCCCGCUACACAGAUAUGAACGCUUGGAAGAGCAGCUGAAUGACCUGACAGAGCUCCACCAGAAUGAAAUGACCAAUCUCAAACAGGAGCUGGCCAGCAUGGAGGAGAAGGUGGCUUACCAGUCCUAUGAGAGGGCCAGAGACAUUCAGGUAUGGGAAUCCAUAGGGAUGCUUGUACAGCUGGCCUGACAUCUUCCCCUCCCUAUUGGGUAUUUAUUCUUUCCACAUAUUCAGUCUCCCUCCCAAAAACAUAGAACGGCUUACAUAUAAAUACAAAUCCUAGCUGAUCUGCUAUACAGGCAGAGCUCAGGACCAGACCUGCAACACUAGAACUGUGGUAUAUUCCUACAGAUCAUUCUCUGAGCGUGGAUGUUUGGCACUGAUAAGACUAGAGAACUGAAAAGAUGUAGGAGGAGAGGAAUGAGACUUGCAUCUGAAGAACUGAGAAUUUGUCUAUGGAUCUUAGCUUUAGAUUGCUAGUCUGCAAUCUGUUCCCUCUUGUCCCUAGAUCAUAGAAGGGCUCAAGAUCAGUAGAUGUGCCACAGCUUUCAUAGGAACCUUGGAAUCUGCCAUAUAAUAAGUCGCACUGUAUGUCCAUCUAUUGUUUGCUCCAACUCAUAGCCCUUCUGGUACUCUCUGGUACUCUCAGCAUGCAGUGCAGAUGUUCUAACACAGCUGCGAUCCCUCAUCCCUCAGCUAACACUGGUCCUUUUUCUCUUUCCCCUACAGGAGGCUGUGGAAUCCUGCCUGACUCGUGUCACCAAGCUGGAACUUCAGCAGCAGCAGCAACAGGUGGUGCAGCUGGAAGGGGUAGAGAAUGCCAAUGCCCGGGCCCUGCUAGGCAAAUUCAUCAACGUCAUAUUGGCCUUGAUGGCUGUGCUGCUGGUCUUUGUCUCCACCAUUGCCAGUUUCAUCACGCCCUUGAUGAAGACCCGCAUGCGUCUCCUGAGCACCACCCUGCUAGUGCUUUUUCUCUUCCUCCUCUGGAAGCACUGGGACUCCAUCACUUACCUUCUGGAACACGUGCUGCUCCCUAGCUGAUUCUCCUGGCAGCCAGGUAUUGGGGCUGCAGGGUGUUUCAGGUUUUUUUUCAUGUAGAGAGAGAGAGAGAACGAGGAGACCUUCCAACUCAGUUCCUUUGUCUAUACAGAGUAUGUAAUCCUCACUCGCUCUUCCCCUGCACAGCCAACUUUAUUCACGUCCAACACCAUCUCUCAGUCAUAGGGAGUGUAGCUGCAUCUGAGCUUGUGAGAGGCUGAAUAAGUCACUCUUCCAGGAUGCCUUUGCAAGGGGUUGGGGGAAAGCAAAUGAAGCCCGGAAGAAUCUUUAGCUGCAACACCUUAGCCUUUUCUUUCAAAGCAAACAAAGGAAGUGAGGGCGAUUGCAAAGCUUUGUGCGCAGAGCUGCAGAACGCCAGUCUCCAGAAAGCGUUUUUUGCGGGGUGUUUUUCUGCCUGAGAAGGAUGAUAAAAGGCUUAUUUCUACAUAUGAAGACAACGGUUCAACACUGAAGAUGAACUUUAUUCUUUUUCUUAAAACUGAUGCCCCUUAGAAACAUGCACAGAUUUCAUGGAGCAGAAUGAUGUACAUAUCACACCAGUUUAUCCAAGUCACAUGGCUACUUUACUUUCCAUUCCUGCAGAACAGCUGAUGUGCCAGAAGUGCACCUGGGCAUCUUUCUUAUGAUGGACUUGAUGUGAUUAUAGAUUUGGCUGGGUUGUUUCACCUGUUCAGUUUUGCCCAGUAGAGACAAGAUCAAAGGGGGGAAAGAAUCUACCACUCUGGCGCAAGUUCAGCAUUUUUGGUUGGCUUUGUUUUAUUUAUUUAUUUUUGCUUUUGUUUGAUAUCUUCAGGGACUAAAUGAGAAAUUCUGACAGUGCACCUGCGAAUCUUACAAUCUUUGCAAAUGUGUGUGUGUGUGUGUGUGUGUGUGUGUGUGUUAAUUUAUUGAUUUACAGAUGGGUUCCUUUUUCUAAAUCGAGUAUUGUGUGAAUAUUCAGCUGCCUUCACAUCUCCUGUGUACCUAGAGAAAAUAGAACAUGGUUUUAAAAUGGUUGAAUAGUCCAUGCAAAAUUAGUAAGUCUCUAUUUGAAUUUGGCAAUGCUUCAUCAAAUUUCACCAGUAGAAAUUUUGCUCAUUACUUGCUCCAAGAGACAAUCCUCCAUCUUCAUAUUGAAGUGAUUAUAUUAAUAGUACAUUACUGUAGUUCUUUUAAAGCAGACAAAGAAGCAGCCAUCGUAUGCAGGAUCAGGCCCUUAGUGGAGGUUUCCUCACAAAAGAAGAAAAAGCAACUAACUGAUCACUUCUGCUCUUAAGCUCCUGACAUAUUUCUACAAUGUUUAUUUCAACUGCUUAUUUAUUCACACCUGCUAUUGUCCGAAGCAUUUUAUUUUACAGCAAAACUGUAUGGCAUGUUUUAAAGCACAUUUUAAAAGGUUUAAGAUGAAAUGAUCUGGGUGAGGAGUUAUUAAUAUAAUAUCUGCAAAAAUAUAAUUGCUGUUGCUGGCAAAAGAGAAGCUUAUUGUAAGUUGAAUUCAGGUGGUUAUUUAAGGGAAGCUGUAAGUCAUGGGUAGAGGCGCUCUCCCUCCCCAAAGGUAAAUUCUAGUUAGGCCUGCAGUCACUCCCCACGUUUGCACCCACUUGCCCUCUAUCAAUCCCCCAUUUACCCCACACUUCCUCUCUUUCAUCCACACUCCCCCUACAUACAUAGACUCUCCAUUCUCCCUUGCUCCCUUUUCUCUCCUCUCUCACCCUGCCCUCCUUCCACAAAAAAAAUCUAUGGGGGAGGACAGAGAGAAUAGGAUUUAAGCCUUCACUCCCCAGUUGUCACCUCCCACAAAUACCCCACACAUGGCAAUUAGGCUUUUUUUGGGGGGGGGAGUCUCAGUUGCAUGUUGAUGUAAUUUUUUUAAAAAAACAACUUCUAAGACUAAUUGAAAAAUAAUGGGGGUGGGGAAAGAAGGAGAGGCUGUAGGCUGGAUUCAAAAGUGCCACAGAUGAUGCCCGCCCCCCAUGCAGUAAAGAUAGUGUGUAAUCAAUGGACUAGAAUUGAGGUUUUCAGUACAAAACUCAAGCUUGAUUUAUAUGUGUCGCAAAGUGAAGUGGCAGAGUCUUAAGGUGGUGGAAUUGCCUCUUCUCAACUCAGUGUCAUGGGUGGUGUGUCUAAGUGUAGGGUUAUAUUUUUGAUUGCUUGUUUAUGUUAAAAACAACAUUCCUGAAAGCAGAGACUCAGGAUAGCAGACAGAAGGCCAUCUAGAAGAGGCUCCCUUCUAUGCCUUGCUAGGUUUCUGCUUGCAAGAGUCAUUUUUACAUAGGGUUUUCAAAAACAUGAUUCACCUGCAGCCUAAGUUAUACAAUCUGCUGUACUUCACAGGACUUUACCACCUCAUUCUGUUACAUGUGUAAAUUUAGCCUUAGAUGUGAUUAAGGUCAAGCUUGCGCAAGUUUUGCUUCGGUGAGAACUUUGGGAGGAUGCCAAACGGUUUUGUAGAAAGAGAAAAGGAAUGUGUUUCGUUACGAUACAAUAUCUGAUAUCUUCUGAUAUUGCUCAAACCCAUGAGGAUAUGCACUUUAUGAUGCUUUCAUCUAUGGCAAAUGGCUGUGGUGUAAGAUCCUAGGAUCCAAGAGCUGUCGAUUACAGUACAGGACAAGAAGAGAGAAUUUUGGCAGGUCAGCUCCCACCCCAGUGACACUACAACAAGAACAGCUUCAUCUGCUGAAAUGUUCCUCCUUAUGACUGUUAAAUGCAAAAUAGCCUGGCAGAGUGGUUAUCUACUCCCUUUAUUCUGGUUCUGCCUGCAGAUCUGCUCUUUAUUACAUGAAACAUUUUUAUUUUAUUUUUGCUUCUCUGUUUGAGGAUGCUGUCCAUAAGGCAUAAUCAGAGUCUAGGUGACAGGUUUUCCAACCCAAGCACCUGAUCUUGGCUCUUGAGAACCUACAUGUUACUCUCCCUGGCACCUAAAAUGGAAUGGUGGCUUGAGGCAUAACCUCUGGAAUGUAUCCCCCUCUUUGCUAAGGAAGCCUCUGAUGUCAAAAUUCCAUCAUAUGUAAGUAACAUUUGUGAUCUGCCUUUAAUAACCCCAGGAGAUGUGAAGGCUCUCAACUUUUCUUGUAUACAUCUAUUUAUUUUGUAUAUUUUCACGAGUCAGAAAAUCAACUUGCCUUCCCUGCCCAGUUAUAGGAGGAGAUGGUUUUCUAGUGCAAUGUGCAUGGAUAAUUUAUUUAAUGAUGUCAGGAUGAAUGUUGUAUGAGUUGGAAAAGAACGUUCAAUAACAAACAAAAAACUGUUCCAGAAUAUAAAAUGAAACAGAUUUUGACCAAAAUCCACAGUGAAAGUGUAACUGAGGUGCAGGAUUUGUGCUUUCCUCUUUAGUUCUGACCUUGCACUAUUCCUGACCCAGCCCCUGUCACCAAGUAAUGAAUAAGAGAUGUAUCUUGCUGCAGCAGGUUAGUCUUGCAGUGGAGAGCUAAAGAGGAUGCUGUUGUGCUCAGCUUCUAAAACAUAUAAAUGGGUCUAGGUGAGGGUUCCCAUGCAGGCUUUGCAGAGCAAGAGGAGAGCAUAGUCAGCUAGGAUUUUUGUUUUUAUUUAUGCUCAUGGGUUACACACACACACACAAAACACCAGACGCUUGUGUUUUGAUGUAAUCAGUUGAAUAGUCCUUGCGAACGUUGACUGGUGUAAGAACAGCUGGGCAACAUUUUCCCAUGCUUGUGUGCACCAGAAGCAAACAAUUGCAAUAGUCCUUUGUGGCCUUAGAAUCAUGACUGCAUGAUUUAUUUACUGAUCUAAAUUCAACUGAUAUAGUAUCUUUGCCCCACCCCUCCUGCCUUAUUGAGAAUAGGUGUGGCAUGUGGCCACAUACUGUGUUUUCAUGGAAAGCCUAAAUCAAAAUUAGUUUAGGACUGUUUGAUGCCAUUGGUCAUGCCUAUCGUAUCCAUAUAAAUGUAAUGGAUUAGUUAAAGCAACAUUUGACACUUGAUAGGGCGAUGCUGUCACUUGCAGCGCUGCCCUAGCAGAAGGAGGGCUUGAUUUAUCCAACGAACUUGUGACUAGAAAAUUGUGGUUGGCAUUUUUCACAUGAUUGUUGCAAUCAUAUAGUUUGGCAUGAAAGGUGUUCCUUGUGAAUUGGGUGCUAGUGGUUCCAUAAGGUUUUAGAGUGCUAAGUUUCUAGCCCUCGUGACAGGCUUGAAUCGGCAAGGUUUGUGGACUUCUGUCACAGAGGGCACCCAAGCCCGCUCCAUGGCAUAACCCUCUUCUUAUACUGUUUGACUGUAUUUAUUACGUAUGCUUGAAUCUUGUCCUGCCCCUUACCCCUUGAUAUUAUGUUUGUUUUCCAUUGGGAAGCCCAUUCAAAGGAAGCUCUGAUUUCAUUUCACUAUAUUUUUCCAUUCUUUCUUUCUUUUUUCAAAUAAAGAAUUUUAAAACACUGGCAU